Molecule: messenger RNA, 93070 nt
Organism: Xyrichtys novacula (pearly razorfish)
Lineage: Eukaryota; Metazoa; Chordata; Actinopteri; Labriformes; Labridae
Source: the annotation of a GenBank genome assembly
GAGCAAUGAAAUCAGCAAAAUGUUUCAAUUAAAUAAACAAAAAUCAUUUAUAUGUUGCAAUCAAACUCAAUCAUACCACUUCAACCUCCUGGGUCAUACCAUAAUACACAAAAGACGGGGGUGUCACAGCCAAACUGGACAAUCUUACAAUCACGAAUUCGGGUCUCUUUUUCGUUAAGACUAGCAAUGGCACUAUUGUUAUAUUUAAAUUAUAUGUACAUUCAAUAUUUUGACGACGUCAGAAACAUAUGUGACCUCGUUAUUUAGAAAAUAUAAAUGCUCCCCCCUCCUUUUUACAGGACAUUGGUCUAUCCAGGAAGCAUGUCGCUCUGUUUGGGGAAAUACCAUAAACAAACUGUUUUUUCCCCCCUCAACUGAAACCAACGGUUCCUCCAUCGUGUCGGUUUUUAUUGCGAUAAAAAUAUACUUAACUCAGUUCUUUGGGAAGUUACAGUUUUUCCCGUACUCGUCUGAAUCGGCUGGUCCACGGUGUCGGUCUGUGUGACCCGGAGGAGGACGUUUUAGGCUCCACGGAUUGAGUAAACUGCACUAUCUAUCUGCAGCUGCAACGUUCCCGCUGUUUGAAACCAUGUCUGACUUAAUCCUGGUUCUCCUGAUUGUCGUGCUGCUGGUGUGUUUGCUUUUGACAGUGGGGGGUUUCUUGCUGUACUCGGGACUGCUGUCAGAAGUGGUUAUAAAGACCGGGCCACCUCCUAUCAGAAAUGUGACCAUUGCUUAUAAAUUCAAAGAGGGAUCAUACAAGGACUGCGGGGCAGCCUACACCGAGACAUGCAGCAUUGGGCCAAAGCUUAGCACCAUCAGUGUCUUCUACGAUGACCCUAAACAGGUGAGACCCUUGGAGCCUGACUACGAUACACUGUACUUAAACAACAUAUAUGACCUCAUGACAUAACUACAAAACCUCAAGUACUUUGCAUCCUGAUAAGAUGUAACAGUAAGUGAGAUAUGCUUUGUUUGACCUACACAGUCUUUAAGAUAAACCAGGUUGAUGUCAGUUAUUCAAGCAGAUUUUCACUGUUUUAGAAAGUAUUUAUGAACUGUGGUAAACAGCCGUAACCCUUUAUUUAGUGAUGGGCACGGCAGUUCUUUUAGAUGUACUGAAUCACUGGAAUCAGUUCACAUAAAAAAUUCGUUCAAAAGAUUUGUUCAUCGAAUCACUGAAUCAUUCAGUUCUUGGCGGGAGGAGCCUGUGACUCCGGAUGUGUCCGAAAUGAAUCACUCAAUCCCUAACCCCUAACCCCCAUAUGGGGUUUCACUAUAUAGUUGACUAUGUAGCGAGCUCAAUUACUGGAGGUUUACGACACUACAUGGCAUGACGCAAUGCAUGACGGGAUGCCCACCACCGGUGAGUGACCAUCGGAUGAUCACUACAUUUUGCAAUGCUCUAUGGGAAAUUUGAGUUGCCUAUAUGGGGCAUUGGAAUUGAUCACUCGGGUUUCAGACACCCCUCAAAAUGGUGCUAUCUCCAAUAUAGUCGCCUAUAUAGGGGUUAGGGAUCCAUUUUGGACACAGCCUCAGACUUCCUUGACUUAUACACAGCUGAGUGAUUCGGUCACUGAACGUUUAGAAGAAUUCACACUGAACAUGCAUCAUUCCCUAGUAAACCCCUGCAAUGAUCGGAUGCUGCGGGUUUUAUCUACUACUUGUUACAUGCUGUGUCCUAUUGUAUGAAAGUUGUUGUGGUGGCAAUUUAGCAGUAAAAAGUUUAAAAAGUUAGUUUUGUCCUACAAAAAUGAUUCCAGAGAGUGUAGUUCAAUGCGUGAUUCCAUUACCAAGUGAUUCAGGUGUCGGUGCAUGCGGUCCCUCGUUUGCCGGCUGCUCACCUGGCAAUGCUACGUGCUGUAGCAUCUGCCCUGCUAACAGAUCAACUGAAAUGACAAAUGAACAAAUCACUUGAGGAAGUGAUUCGGUUCAGUAUGUUCACUUAAAAGAUUCGGCUCUUUUGAACGAAUCGUUCGCGAACAACACAACACUACCUCUAUUGCCUUUUUAUCAUAUUUGAUGCAUACUUUUAUGAUAUUUCUGUCAAAUUAAUAUAAUCAACAAAUUACUAAAAAAACACCUUAAUACAGUCCGAUAAGUGAUAAAAAUGUCCUCUUGUGGCUUAUCAGUUUUCAAAAACAUCUAAUGUAUCAAACAAGAUCAAUGAAUAUAUUUGUUAAAUUUUAAGGAAAUUUUGAUUUUUUUGGUUUUCAAUAGUGAAUGAAAUAAACAUUUCAGCUCCAAAAAAAUGUGAAUUUUCUGACCAUAAUUUGUGGUUUCAGGCAGUAAAGGGUUAACUUUGAGAUAUGACAGUCUAAUGAUAAUGUGACAGGCUAUGAAAAACAAAACACUCCCACAGUCAAUGAUAUGCUGAGGUGGCUGACAUUAUCCAGUGAACAUGUACAAUCAGACAUGUCUAAAACUGUUGCUAAAUCCUUAAACAAAUCCCAACAUGAAAGAGGCUGAAAGCAGUAGAUGUUUGCAGUUUUACAUUGAAAGAGACAAAAAUCACUAAUAAACCCCAAAGAUUGUAUCUGUUUCUUCAGUUCCAAUAAGUUUCCUGUGUGACUUUUCUACCCUCUUUCAAGGCCCUGAAUACAUCACAUGAAAGUUUACUGCACCGAAUUAGUAAAAGCAAUUUGUUCUAAAUCCAGUGUGUCUGGCUCAAGGGGUUAACAGCACAAGCAGUCUUUUGAAGGAACUGAGCCUGAAUGAUGAAACCAGUGAGCUGUUCAAUGCCACGUUGCACUGUUGAUAUUUUUUCCCCUCUCAUGUGCUGUUCCAGUAUGCUUGAGCAAUGACUGCUACCAACUGAGUGUUUCCCCAAAAGGGCAAACACACCCUCUUCACAUGUCUCUGAAGAGAGCUGAUGGCUCUGUGUAAUUGUCCCCUUCAAGCCCUAGUCUAAAUAUUUGUGAAUAACAGUCACAAUCUCAAUGCAGAAAGGCGAUGAAUCUCUUACUGUCACCCUGAUCUGAAACUGUAUAAUUGGAUCAUUUCUCAGCUGAGAUCUGUGGUCACCCCAGACUUUUAUGUCACAUUCAGCAGAUCAUCACGAGUUGUGUUUUCAGUCAACAAGAAAUGUCUGCAUAACAGCUGCUAGUUAGACGGGAAUGUUUACUGUGUGCCCAGCUGAUACGGGAUGAGUACACACUCUUGGUGCUAGGUUUGAUAUAGUUUCUCACAGGCCCAAGAGCUAAUUUUAUUGUUUUUUCUUGACCUAACAUCAAAAUAGCCAGUGUAACUCUUUGCUUAUCUUUUAUUGUGUCUGUUCUAUUGGCAUCGCAAAAGCUUUCUGCAGUUUGUUGAUUCAAGCCAUCUGACAAACACAGAUGCUUCUGGAUCAUCAGCCAAGAGGUCAUAGUGACCAGGUCAGAUUAGCUGAUAACAGGUAUAGCCUCUUAAAAGUAGGACAGGUAAGCAGGUAUUAUUAACUCAGUUGUGUUUUCUGACUCGUAGUGCUAAAGAUGAGCUCAACUUGUGUCUGUGUUACUGUAAAAUCCCUAGCUGCUGAGCUGGCUAUUCAUAAUGGAAUAAAGACUGUGGCACCCUGGCAGCGUUUACAUUGCUCUGCUUACCCUUGCCAGUUUGUCUGUGUCCUGUUUUAAAUAAAGGCUUUCAGUGGAAACCGUGACGUUGAGUCAUACCAGUGGAAAGUUGUGGCAAGAAGAGGCUCAUCAAGGAGUUUUUGAAACCUUUCUGCUGGUUUUAGAGUUUAGGGAGGGUCCGGAUCAUACUAGGAUGUCCAGAUGGCAAAAAAGUUUUUAUAUCGUUCUUAUGAUUCUGUCUGGGUGUCAUUGCAUUUGGCUCCAUUACAAUAAGCAAUAAGUCAGAAUUCACAGAAAAAAAAAAGUUGUAAAAAGUAAGGCUGUGCAAAAUCUUGUUUUCUUAGUAUGGGUGUUUUUAAUAAACAUUAUUAGCAAAAGUCAAAAUAUAUUUAGAAAAAAAUCAGUUUAAAUAGAUUGUGAGAACUUUUUCAUUUAGGAUGCCAACAUGUUAUCUGCGGGAAUUUAACGGCUGGGAUAGCUGUUAGCUAUCUCCAGAUUCACUGCUGCCUGUUAAGUGGUAAAAAAAUGCUUUUUAGAUUUUAUUUGAAUUCAAGAGAGAAAUGUUACAACAGAUUGAAAAUUGAGUUAUGUCUGUUUUACACUCUUUUGUCUUCGUGAAGAUUCCACACUUUAAGUCUUACUGUGAUCCUGAAUGCUGAAAUUCCCCUCAGUUAUUGUUCUCAUAGUUUAUAAGUUCAGUAUGCGCACAACAAACAUACUUAUCUGUAUUUUUAUAUUGAUUACCAAAAUGGUAACAGUUAUACCCCCACUAAAUCUCUGAAGGUGUGCUCUGUUAUCAGGACUCAAGAUCUUAGCAGCAGUCUUGCUAGUUGUGAGGUUGGGCUCCCAUGGGUUAGACUUGGUUGUUCAGGGUAUUCCUCAAAUGAUUGAAUGAUUGAAUGAAAUUCAGAAAGGCUGGAGGUCAAGUCAAAACUGCUGUAUUCCUCCAGAUGGCCUUCUUCAAUUGUUUUGUGAUCUAGCUGUGAUGCUUACAUACUCAUUGUAAGUGCUUACAGCUGUGGAUGGGGGUCAACAUGUGCACUCUGACCUGUACUACAAACCCAUCUACAUCAAAAGCGAUGAACUGUGUGGUCUGACACCUCUUUAUCAGAACUAACAAUAACCUAAUCAGCAAUUUGAUAAUAGCUCUUCUGUUAGAUUGGAUCACAUAGGCCAACCUUUGCCCCUUUGUUGCAUCAGCGAGGCUUGACCACCCAUGACCUUGUCACCGGUUCACUGUCCUUACUUCCAACUAAUUGUGUCCCACCCUCUAACACGUGCUAAGACAAUCAAUAUCAAACAAGACAAUCAAUAUUAUUCACUUGACCGUUCAGAUCUUAUAACAUUAGGGCUGAGUGGUGGAAAUACACUAAGACAAUUUAGGUAUUAUUAUUAUAGUUAAUGAUAACUAUAAUAAUGAUAAAACUUCGACCAACAUUAACAUUUCUAGUGCCUGGUGUUUCUUAUUUUAUGACAUUGGGAUACCUAAAUAAAUAUUUGUAUUGAUUUAUACUAAUAAAUAUAUUUACACAACUUCAAUGUAAACCUAAAAGUUAACACUUAUUUUUACAUAAUAUCACUGGAGGAUGAUAAUUCCUGUCAUAAUGGCUUCUGUGAUUGCAUUAACUUGAUAAUAUAUCUAGUUCUGUUUUGCCUGAGAACCUUCAGACUUGACUGAGAUUGUUUGGCUCACGAACUUACGCCGGAAUUACUGAUUGACUGUUAAAUCUUUUUUAUGCCAUUGAAAAUCCAAUGCAGUGAUUGUAGACCAAUGAGGGCACAAUACUCCUUGUAUAAACUUGAAGGGGGCAAAAAAAUUCCACUUUCCUUUCAGCUUUUGCACAAUCACAGUGGACUUUGAAACCCUCUGUAACCUCAAUACUUAGGAUGGCCACUGCAUAUAGAGUAAAUAACUAUUAAACCGUUUCAUUGUGCUGUCAAAGCCACUGAUUUCUAAAGAGGACAGUCAUUUCUGCAAAAUGAAAAAAGAUGAAAAGAGAUGGGAAAUUUAAUGAUGAAAACUCAAAAUAUCCAUUUGAGUAUUUUCCUUAAAUAAACAAUUAACAUAGUUUGAGUUCUGUUUUGUUUGUACAUGCGCAGUCAUUCUAGCAGAGCUGAAUUAAUGUGAUUAUGCAAAUGAGGUUAUUUCACAAUCAUGUUGUUCAAUAGAAUGGUUUGACUUGAGCAUAUAACAAUGAAUAAAUACUGUCUCUCUCGUCUAUAGUACAACAGGACAAUGUUUAUUUCUUUGCAUAUGAGCAUUCAUCAAGAAAGACAUAGUGUGGCGUCUGCCUCAUGGGCAUUAUGAGCAUUUUUAGCCUGUUUGUGAACUGAAUGCUGUGGCCACUAGCUGGCAGUGUUGGCACUGGAAUUAAGUGUCAAGUGUAGAAGGUGGGCAUAUCCUCCAAACCACCGAUCUUGAUAUUUAAUUUCUGAUCAUUUCAUUGGCAGUGUGACUCAUCCUUUCAUCCAUUUGUCAUACAAUUUGUCAAAAUGAAUUUUUAUCAAAUAAGAGUCCCCCCCACCCCUUAAAUUCACUUUGAAUUUAAGCUGUAACACAGACUCUACUUAAUAACUACAGUGAAAGCAAGUAUUUAAAAAAGCACCAGUGGUUUGUAUUUGUCACAGAUCACUUCUGAAUUUAUCAGUGAUAUCUCUCUCUCUCUCUCUCUCUCUCUCUCUCUCUAUAUAUAUAUAUAUAUAUAUAUAUAUAUAUAUAUACACAUAUAUAUAUUAAGUGAAGCAGCUCUUUGCACUGGAGUCGAUUUGAAUUCCCUGGUACACACGAGUAAAAAAACGUAUCGAUCCCCUAGAGGCAACACCAAUUAGCUCCAAAACAAGUUGCUUUUCUUGACGCCUUUUUCUUGUGUAUAUCCAUUCCAGUGCACUUGUGUUUGCAUGCAUACUUCUGAUUGCUGCAACUUAACGACACAAACGUCCUUAGCAGAGUUUAGCAGUCUGAUUCACAGGGGGUCAGUCAACCAGAGAAUGAGCGAUAGCACUGGAGGUUACACUUCAACCUCAGUAAACAAUUCAAAGCACAGUCGCCUCAGGCUCUGCUGUAAUGGGGCAUUGGCACAAGUAUUGAAUAAAUCCCAGACCAGAUUAAGUGCAGAUAUAAUAGUUGAAUUUUUGGUUCGCUACCUUUUGUUGUGUUGUUGAGUAUAAAGUCUACCGGCUGGCUGCCUGUCUGCGAGGAAUCUCCAGAGAAAAAUUCAUUAAUAAGAACGGGCAGCAGGGGAAGCUAAGAGGCCAGUGUAUAUGUGUGUGUGUGUAUUUGUGUGGGUGUUAUGAAGAAAAAAACUACCAGACAGCAAGCAACUCCAAAGAUAAAUGUCAUCUCAUAGCUUUAGAUAGAUUGGUUGAAGCUAGUGCUGGACGAUAAUUCGAUAACAAUAUAUAUUGAUCGAUAGACGUGUGGUGCGAUAGAAAAAAAACGGGUCGAUAAAAAGUUCGAUAGAAAAACACAGUUUCCCUUUCUUUUUCAUCAUAGCCUAUCAUGUAGCUUUUACUACAGUCAUUACUUCCUCCCAACCAAUCACAAACGCAGACCCAGGUACGCUACGGCACCAAGCCCAGCCCCUAUCAAACCACAACAGACAGCACGUGUAUUAGAAAAAAUGAUACAGCAAGGAGAAGGAGGACAUUGUCCCGAAAAAAGGUUUCAGUAGUUCACCAGCAUGGCAAUGUUUUGGUUUUUAGAAGUCUGACAAAAAGCGAACAGCGGUCGUUUGCAAAAUUUGCAGAGAAUUAGUAAAAACCAAGUCUGGUAACACAACCAACUUGUUUAACCAUCUAAACCGAUCGCACCCGCAGGAGUACGAGCUGUGUCGGCCGCGCCGCGGCUCCACGUCAUCGUCGGAGGAAUCCUCUGGAACCGCUGCCAGCACCAGCACAAAGCAAGUGAAGCAGACCAAACUGGACUUCGUUUCUUGCCAAAAUACGACAAAGCGUCCGAGCGGCAUAAGGACAUCACCCAUGCAGUAACAUGCUCCAUAGCGAGGGACAUACUGCCAAUAACUACCGCUGAAAAGCCUGGCUUCGACCAGCUUCUAGCCACUCUCGACCCGCGAUAUGAAGUGCCCGGCCGCAAGUAUUUCUCAAACACAGCGCUUCAGGCAUGAAAAUGGGUCAGGGGUUGAAAAGGUGAGAAUGGUGCGGAGGAAAUACGUUCAAAUGAGCUCAUAUUUUACAAAGACGCGAGUAUUUGGAUCAUGGCUACUAGCAGGGGGUGCAUUCGGCAGGGGUGCAUUCUACGACACAACACCGGCGUGGAUAAGUCCUGCUUCUCGUGCUUAGUUUGUGUAUUAAGUCAAUCACAUGAUAAUUAAAAAUAAAUAAAUCUCCCGACCCCGGGAGAAAUAUUUCAGUGUUCAGACACCAGGCUGUGGGCAGUUUCCCACACAGUUAAAACUGGUAGUAUGCUAUUCCCACCUAAAGCUAUUCUGUUUAUUUAUAUAUUUGUUUGUUUUGUUUAUUUUCAUCAAAAGACUAUUUAAAUAUUUAUUUAUCAGAUUUUCUGGUCACUUUAGUCUUUAUGUUUGUCAGUAUUUACUGACGUCACUCAGGCCACUUAAGUUGAUUUCUUUUUUUUUUUAGUUCUUUUUUUAAAAACUUUCAGUUGUGGUAAAAUAAAAAAGGUGGUUGAAUAAAGGUUUGAAUUUGAAUUCAGUGCUUGUGUGUUCUUUAUUAAAAGUAGGUCAUUCAGCAAUAGCAUAAAACAUCCAGGGCUGCAAUUAAAAUAUAUGUUAAAUAAUUAUAAUAAUUAUAUCGAUAAUUAUCGAUAUCGAUCAAUAUGAUUUAUUUUUUAUCGAUAUGCUUUUUUUCUAUAUCGUCCAGGCCUAGUUGAAGCAUUUUUAAGGUGCUAUGUUUUCUGCAGUGGAUAUGAUCAAAGCCUGUCCAUACUUUGUAAAUGUUCACAUCAAAUGCAGCUGUCGCUGUCACUGAUACCAUGAUAUGUUUGUAUCCAGGCCAAAGCUGAGCUGCUGUUUGGUUCAUCCUCUGAUCUGCUGAAUUCCUCACUUUGUUUUGGCUCUUGAAGCAAAGCCCCACGAGUGGCUCCCCAUAACAAGCAGGAGAAAAUGAAAUGUCAUGUGUAGACUCAUAUGGGAGUGGCAGAGAGAGAUGAGGAGAGGUGUGCUACUGCCUUAGAAGAGGGGCGCUAAACUGGUAGGAGUCUGACUCACCUUGAGAGCAUUGCAGUGCUCCAAUUCAUCAAUCAGAAUUUCAGAUCAGAGCACCGAGCAUCGCCUGCGCUCCCAGUCAAAUUUAUUAGCAUUUACGGCCGCUUGUCUGUCUGUCGAUGGCAACAACAUGAAAGGGGGGCUUCUGGCGAGGAGUUACCGCUUUUAAAGGUGGAUAUAAAAUGAGAAAUAAAUACGUGGAUACUCUGAAGUCGGGUCCCACAGGUCUUCAAGUCAAUAUUAUGCAAGAGUGUGGACAUGCAAGCUAUCCCCAUAGUACACCCCCGACCAUUAAUGUCUACAGUGAGAAAAAAAUGAGUAGGCAGCAAACCAGACAGAAUCUAUUAGAUAGAGGCUGCUUUUUAUGCAGGAACACAACUGUUAUAUGUGUGUAUUUUUGCAUGCAAUUUUGAUCUGUUCCUGCAAACAGUGUUGAAGAAAAACAUUCAAGCUGACAUAUUACCAUUAGUCAGUGAAAGAAGAUGGUGAAGAAUGCCUGUAAAUCUUCUGCACCAUCAAGCCUGUGACAUGCAUUGGCUGUUCACCCUGUGUUAUGAUGCGCAGGAUAUUGGAUUACACAGCCGAAUAUUUAUCAGAACAGCUUCCACAGAGCGCAGAGAUGCAGAGAGAGGGUUGGACUUUUAAAAGGGAGGAAGUGAGCCUAUGUAAAGGAGGCAGGGAUCCGUUCAUACCUCCUUUUAGAUAAGAUUAUCUCCUUGCUCUUCGACAUCUGGCUGGACAAGUGCCACACCAUGUCCAGCUGGCCAAGAAGUGGUGAACCAGCCCAACGGCUGUGGUGAGGGAAAACUGUGUUCUGCCUCCAGCAGGCUGCUUAUCCUCGCCAGUAAUUAUACAUGCCAGAACUCCCAGGAUGCCAUGUGUAAUUACCAGCUCAGUCUGAGAGCCGCCUAAAGGCACAGAGAUGCAUUUGGUUGAAGGAGAGAGAGAGUUAAAAAAAAAAAAAUGCACUGGCUCCUGACUCAAGGGCCCAUGCCUCAUCACUGCAGUGGACGCAUAAUCUGAUUUGGGCGCCUGAGGAGAUAGGACAUAUUGAUGUUUUGAACUUAAAAUGUAGUUAAGAUAAACCUCAAUUUUAUUUCAAUGUCAUUACAAGCAAUGGCAUAUUCAAGUGGUUUAAAUUAUGCAUGUCAGUGCAAUACUCUCUCUUUACACCAAAAUUGUGAAUUGACUAUACUCUGUAUUUAAUGACCAGCCAAUGUGACUUCACCCUGUGGUUGGCCGACCUUUUUUAUGAUGCCUUGAGUCUGAGCUGUCACUGUGUGGGCUAUCAGGAAAAAGACGUUAAGAAUUUGGUUGAUAUAGAGUAGAAAAAGUGCAUGAAGGAAGAUAAGAAGAACUUAACUUAUCUCAGAGGGGAAAUUCAAUACAUGUAUGUGCCAUAAAAUGAAAACAGUAUUAAUGUAUGGACCUCAAAGCUGGUGCACAGCAUUUGUGGGUUUUAAAAAACAUUAUUUGGCCGCUCUUUACGUACAUAAAAAAAGAAAUGACAACAACAUAAGUACUACUGAGAAGUUUAACUCAGUAAUUUAAGUUAUCUAAAGAGAUUAGGGGAAAUAGUUGCAUUUACCUGUUGGUCAAAAAAUGAUACCCCUUACACUUAGGGCUGGACGAUAAAACGAUAACGAUAUAUAUCAAAAAUUAAUUUCCCUCAAUAUCAAUAUAAACAUAGUCAGUAUGCUUUUCGGCAUUCUGGCAUUCUGCCAUGUUUUAGUAGACUAUACCAAUAGCCAAAGAAAAGGGGAGUCUGGGUCCGCUUCAUGCUGAACCAAUCAUGCUGAAUUAGAACCAAGUAGCAAACAACUGCGUAGUAGCAGGCUGCAGCUACACGCAACUAUAGCACUUUAACAUGUGAAGCCGACAGCACUGUCGGUGAGAAAAAAAGAAAAAAAAAAAGAUGACGACAUCGUCGACAACACUGGCAUGAAAAUGUCGGUGGUGUGGAGGUAUUUCGUUUUUUUGAGGUUGGACAUGAAGCAGAGUAAUGUGCACUUCAAAUUAGGUUGAGUACAUGUUCUCACAAAGUCGGGGGAAUACCUCAAAUCUUUUUCACCACCUGAAGCAGUGCUACGCAGUUGUGCUACGCAGCAGAGCAUGCGCAUUGAAAAUGGUUACAGAGCAAGGAGCCCAUGGCGCCUGUGCAGCCGAAACAGCCGACCAUUCAGUCUGCUUUCUCUAAGCGUAAUGUCUUACGACAAAACGUUGAAGAGACACAAAGAUCUCACAGAUGCAGUAGCUUAAUGUUUUGCAAAAGACAUGCUACCAAUAAGCACUGUUAUAUUUCAUUUUUUAUAUCGUGAUAUAUAUCGAUAUUGACUGAUAUGAAAAAAUAUUAGAUAUAUACUGUAUGUAUAUAUAUGUAAAUAUAUCGUGAUAAACUUUUUCCCAUAUUGCCCAGCCCCACUUACACUAGGGAUGGAACGAUAUCAAAACCUCAUGGUACUAUAUCCUCAGGAUAUUAAGGCCACGGUACUGUGGCUACACUGGUAGGUGUACUCCAAGUUCUUGUUUGAUACUGUCACAUGCCACGGCAUUAUUGCGAGAAUUUUGAAACCAAGAUACCAUGAUAUUUACAAAACCAUUACAUUCCUACUUUACACAGUUGUCACGAAUGAAGAAAUUACCUCAAGGGACUGAAACUUUCUCUGUAACAGAACAUUUUUUGUUCUGUAUCUUGACUGUGUUUAAGACCAGGUUCUGACUGGCUAAAAACCAGCAGUAAUUUAUUUUCGAUAGCAAAAGCAACGCCAAGAACAACCUGAUCAUAAAAGUCAUAUCCAAAAAACCUGCAGAAAAGGGUCUGGUACAUUUUAUUUUCACUUUGCCUCUUGACACUGUGAUUUAAAUGAAAUCUUCAGAGUAAUUGAUGCCAGCCAGUGGGCACAGACGUGAGAGCAGCCUGUUAAGCAAAGUAUAGCAAAAUUCUCAUCCUGCAAUCCUACCAGAGCUAGUGACUGCUUUAAACUUUAACCCUAAGUAGUCAUAAUAAUAGCAGCAAUUUUAAAGGUGCAACAUUUGUAUUUAUUCAGUUAGCUUUGUUUGGGUAAAACUAUACUCUCCUUGUUGCAAUUGGUGAUCUAUUAAUUUAAAUGAAAACAUCCCAUCACAGCCUACCUGCGGCCCCAGUGCUGUUGAGCCCUAUUAGUUUCAAUUUCCCACCCAGUGACUUUGUUUCUGCUGCCUUGUCUGUCUGCAGGGGGGCUGAAUGGCUCCCAAUCAGCUGAGACAGGUUAUCACUUUGACACACUGAGGCAAAAGACAGCUUUCGUUGAGAGAUAGCUUCUCCUGCAGUCCUCUUUUCUUCUCGCUCCCCUCAUGUCAGGCUCUUUGCUUGUGCGUUGAAGUGCCCCAAACACCAUCUGUCUCCUUGCCCCUGUUAUAGAAAGAAAGCGAUUUUGUGUGAACCACUGAACAGAAAAAGAGGGCACUCCAGCAAAUGCAGUUAUGUAGCUUGUUUGUGCGUUAUCUUUAUCCAAUGGAACUGGACUGCGGCUGAGUCGUGUUUUUUUUAAAUAUUUUUAUUUUUUCUAGGCUCUUUCAUGCUUUUCACAAACUUGGUCUGUUCUUUCUUAAUGAAUGCUACAUUUGCUGCUUGUCAUGCUUCACUGCAGAUGUUGAUUUGACAGUGCAGGAGUCCAGACAGGCUCCAAAUUUGCAGAUUUAUUGACUUCAGUUCAGUGAAGGACUCUUGUACAUCCACAGCCUCUUCUACAUUCUAGUAUAACGGUAACUCAGUGUGCCAACAGGAGCAUGAAGGACAAACAUGAUGUUUUGCUCCAAGGCUUUUUAUCAGCCAACAAUUUUUUUGAAUAACACUUUACAGUUAUUAUGCAAACUAUAUGUCAACCUGAAAAAGAUAGUCUUGUAGAAAUUGAUUUAUUCAUCUUUAAAACCUUGAUUUCUGCAAGAAAUGUGAAGAUAUUUAUCCUUGUGUCACUAUCCAUACCAGUAUAACUUAGAACAGUUUUUAUUUGCAGUAUACAGCAGUCAACAUGUUUAUUUUGACGGUGAAAAUAGGGAUUUUUUAACCGGAGCCCUAAAGAGGAAUUCUUCAGCCUUUUGCAUCCAGCCCCAAGAGGACACUUGAGGGACAGCAGCUCUUUGCACUUCUUUUUUCUGCUUGGUGUUUUUGGAGUGUUCGGGAACAGCUCAUUCCCUAGUCUCGGUCUUUAGGGUCAGUUCUUAGAAGGAAAAAUGGUAUCUAAACAACACUAUCAUGUGUCUCAUAGCAGCACUGCUUUGUUGCCUUUUCAUUGUUUAUGCUUUUCCUUUUAUGAGGGAGCUGAAGUCAUUGCCUUUUGACAUUGCCGCCACACUCUGCUUAUUCAUUUGAACUUUUUGUCCAUCAGUCAGUUGAGUUUUAAUGAGUGUGCUUAUAGUCUUUGGUCAGUCAGACCAUGAUACACUCAUUAUGAUCCUGGCUGAAGUCCCUGCAAAACAGAUUACAGGCCUGUUGGUCUCUGUCCUUUGUAACCUGCUAACACUUCACAAAUGACCAACUGUAAACCCGGCCAGCGUUGAAAGUAAUGCAUCCCGAUUGAUGAUAGCCAGGAGGGGAAAUGAUGCAGGGACCAAGAAGAGGAAAGAUGAAAAGAGUAAAUCCUCAUUACAUGUCUGCUAAUAAAGAAUUACCUCUGUCAGCUGUAUCGUUUUAUUGUUGGAGAGUCCUCAUCCAUCAAAAAAAAGCUCUUGUAGCCUCAAGCAAAGAAUUGCUUUUGAAAUUACUUUCUCCACCAACAGGUCCUUGGAGACUUGGAUAACAGGAAUCAGGUAGAGAUGGGGACAGCACCAUUUGUGACAUGAAGCCAUCUUAUCUCUCCUGGGUCAAGAGCUUUACCAAACUUAGACGUAUAUGUCUCCUUUUCUUUUUUAAAUUCAAUUUAAUGAGCUUGCUGAGAACACAGAAAUGUAGAAAAUGAUGAAAUCAGCAGAGGCUUAUUCAGAGGAAUUAUAAAAUAUAAAUGGGUGAGUUGGUCCUGCAGCUUAGUGUAGAAACAUAACAUGCCAGAGUUCAGUUACAGGAUAAAAGCGCACAAGUUUUCUCCCAUUAGCCUACUGUCUGCCUCUCACCUCAGCUUAUCAGAGGCCACAGUGGGCUUUCCUCAGCUACCUGUUAGAAAUGGGAUGGCCCAUUGUCUUUUAAAACACAGCUUUAGUAGCAGCAGACUUCAAGAGACAGUGUCUUAGAAAUUCUACCUUUUGUGGUGGUAGAAUUUCAGACACAAACAAAACAACUUUGGUGGAGAGGAUGAGACAAGUCAAGUACAUGGAGUGGUGUUCUUCUCUUUCCUAAUUGGCGGCAGUCUCAGGGGUUGUUAUCUGGAGGGAAGCAGAGAUGAGAUGCAGUCAGGACGGCUGUUUGUUUUUUAGCCCCUGUGUGGGAUGUGAAUGAUAGCUACAGCCCUGAAUGAUAUCAUUAGUGAACUACUGGCUCGGCGAACACACUACAGUCAAUCAGUGUGGCGAGCUUGAAAGAUAGGGAGAUGGUAGGAUACUGGAGCGAGACGUGGGAGGACAGUUGUUAUCCCCUUUGUGUUUGAAUGGCUAUUGUAGCAUCUUAUCAUAGACCACCAGUGUUGACAAGGAGCAGCUCAGUACAGAGAGCUUGUUGACUUCCACUUAUAUGUAUGAUACUUUCAUGUUCAGAUGAGCCUCUGAGUAGAAAUCCAAUUAGAUAAGACCUUGUAAAAUAUAUGUUAAAUGUAUAUAAAAAUGAAGGUCUUUAAUAUUUUAUUCAGUGUUUAAAGCUGCAAUUUGAAGCUAUCCCUCAGUUAUUCUGGAUCAGUGAUUUACUCCAAAUUGUGAUAAGAAAAAUUUAUACAAUAUUUAAGUGAAGUUUUACCAGCAGGAAUCAUUUUUUGAUAUUACUUAUAACAUGAGGACAUAACAGUUGAUUAUUUUCCCCAUGUUUUUCCAUACAUUUGACAUACUAUGAUAAAUACAUAUUGAUAUUUACAGCCAUAGUAGCAGCUUCUAAGGUAGCAGUUAAACAAAGUGAAACAAGAGGCUAUAUGCUUUUGCUAGCAUGUUAUAAAUGAAUGGUAAAAUCUGUAUUAAAGGAUAUUCCAGCGUAAAAUUAAUUUAGGGUCAAACACACCAUAACACCGAGUUAGAAACACCCUCGACAGAUAAAUGUUGCCGACUGCUUGCUUCUCUAGUUAUACCAACUUUAGUAACAACCACACAAUAGCAAUACACAGCGGUGUGAGGAGCCUUAAACAAACCUUUAACAAAAAGCCACUCUAUAGCCACAAAUAAUGCUCAGAACAGCACCUAACUUCAUCAACAGAACAUAUAGGGUCCCAGCCAUAGUACUACCCACCAAACAUCUUUUUAACUUUGCCUAAUUUCUUUAGCAAAGAGACUAAACACAACUCACCUACUCUCUUCCAGCAGCCACUUGUUUGUUGCAAGACCUCAGGCCAGUCCAUUACGGACUGCUGCGGGGUGACGCAGCUCAAGGAAGAACAUUUAUGAUCAUUUCUUAAUGGAAAUGCAAUUAGACUGAGACGCUAAGGCAGAAGAACUACCGCGUCUGCAGUGCAAAUUGAUUAAUAUGGUGAUUAUAACUUCAAGGAAAUUCUAAAGUAAUGAUCAUAAAUGUUCUUUGAGCUGCUUCACCCCGCAGCAGUCCGUAGUGGACUGGCCUGAGGUCUUGCUACAAACAAGCGGCUGCUAUUGCUAUCGUGCGGUUGUUACUAAAGUUGGUAUAACUAGAGAAGCAAGCGGUCGGCAACAUUCAUUUGUCGAGUUACGGUGUGUUUGACCCUAAAUUAAUUGUAUGCCGGAAUAUCCCUUUAAAAAGUAAAUGGUCAAUGAACUUGCACUAACAUAGUGCUUUUCCAGUCAUAGCACUUUUAUGGUACUUACCACAUCAACACAUCCACACUACAUUCAUACAGUGAAAACACUGACACUAUAGCAGGGGACUGUCAUUAUUAUCUGGGACUGAACUCCCAAUCUUUUGACCAAGGGACUCUAUCAUUGAGCCAUAGCCGCUCCCCAGACACAAACAAAUGUAGCUAAACCUAGUUUAAUACAUAAAAUGCCCAUGAUGAUAAAGGCUCCUGUUGCCAGCAAACUGUCCUUAUGAAUUGUUGCUGCCAGAGUUUUGGCAGCCUGAUGUCGGGUUGAAUGUUGUCUAAAUAGAUGCCAUCUCAUUAUAAACUCUCCCCCAUAUUUUAUUUUAUUGCAAUAUGUGUUACUAGAGUAAGACAUGGAUUUGAUUUAACAUUGCUGUGAUGAUUGACUCCAACAGUGCUUAUACAGCCAUUAUGACUGCUCAUGUUUACAGUGACUCACUGCUACAUCGUAAAUAGAUCCAGUGUAUCUUAUGCUGCCUUGGAUGAAUGAUACUCUGUCAGAAUUAGGUGAUCUGUGAUGUCUUCCUCAUGGUUAAACACAGAAACAAGGGUCUCUGUCAGGUGACAGUGGAGAUUAUCGCCUCAUGCUGAACAGAUGCUGUCAGUCAUUAUUAUUACCCUCAUGAUGCAGGCAUUAAGCGGCACUGAGGGUUAGGGGUGGGGUGAUCAAAUAGAUUUAUUUCAGCCUGGGAGUCUCACUGGCAGCCAACAAAUGCUGAAUUAUGCCACAAAAGCUGCUGUGUGAACAAAGUGGGAUGACUUGGAGGAGUGCAGUGUAGUAGCAGUACAAUGCCGUCAAAAAUAUCCCCGAAAGUGAAAAAAGGAAGGGAGAAGAAGAGAAGAUUGUGGCGUUUAGAUGUGGUAAUUAUGCAAGGAUGCCAGGGACAUGAGGAUGAGUGUUGCUGGCUUCCAUCUGUGCCCCCUCAGUGCCAGCCCUUCAUAGUCCGCCACUGUCACAGAGCACAAACCAGCAGCAAGUCUUCAAGGACUGUAGCAUGGUUUUUGUGGUUUAUCUCUUUGGUAGAGAUCACACAGACUAGAUUUCUAAGACUAGAAAUCAAUAUUGUACUAACUUUCUACAAUUAAGGUUGGAUAUGCUUUAUUUUUUUUAAUAUAAAGUACAGUAUGACAGUCAGAGACCAGGCUUAUCUGAACUGUAUUAUACAGAAGUCCAUGUUUCUUUGUUCUCUUUAUCAUAAAUCAGCUGAUUUGUAUCCUAAAGUUGAGUUUCAUACAGUGCAGACAUUAAGGGAAGUAAGUAGUAUCUAACAUUAAAGAUAUUUGUGAUUAUAGUCUGUGCAUGUUUUUCUCCAGUGUUAUAUCAGUACACAUGGCAAUAAACCUGCAUAAAUAAAGGAAUCCAGUUUAUUUUACCUGGCUUAAAAUCAAGAGAAAUAUAGAUCCACUAUAAAAUUGAUAUCAGUAGAUUAAGAGAAAUAUAGAUCCACUCUAAAAUUAACAGCAGUACUGGCCUCUUACAUAGACUAAAAGGGAUAUUAAGUAUCAACAAAAACACAUAUAAACACACCAGUCCCCUUGGUAUCAAAAUAAAACAACACUAAACCCCCUGCUAAUAAAGACUUCAGUGUUGUUUUAUUGAAACUAAAAACAGUCUGUCUUGAGUCAGUAAUAUUAGUGUGAUAGUGACACUGUAUUCUUAUAUUUUCACCUAUUUAUAUCAUGUGUUAUGUGGAAAAUGUGCAACAAGGGAAAAGUGCAAAACAUGUUGUUUGUGGUUGUCAUUGGUAUGUGUUAUUUUGUAUGUCGGCUGUCAGUUGCAAGCUUUUUAUUGGUUAAUCUGUGGGAGCAUCUAAAUUUUAGCAGCACUCAAAUCCCAGACCUACAGAAUAUAAUGUUUUAUCACAUAGUAUCAUAUUGUUUGCAUCGUAUUGUGUCAUGAUCAAUUGUAUUGUAUUGUUGCAUAUUGUAUUUUAUUGUAUCAUAUUGAUUAGCAUCAUGUCAUAUCAUAUCAUAUCGUAUCGCAUUGCAUUGUAUCAUAAUCGUAAUUGUAUCGCAUUGCAUUGGAUUGGAUUAUGUUUUUUGGCGUAUCUUAUCUUAUGGUAUUUUAUCACACUGUAUGUUAUUGCAUUGUUUUGUGCCAUAGCAUGACUGGAGCCAUCAGAGUUUUUCCAUUAACAACAUAACUCUCAUAUUUGUGACACUGGUAUCAUUCAGCUGUUGUCCAGUACUUCAUUUCAGAGAUUGUUUUUGAGAGACAAAAAUGUUAUCAACAUACUUUCCUAAAGAUGUACCUGGCUACUUCAAAUUAAAAGCACCAGAAACUUUCUGAAAUAUAAAGUGUACCUGUUGAACAUGAUUUGCAGUACUCUGACAUGAAAUCAAAAGAAGUGAAAGCCACGUUAACAACAGCUCCCAUUUUCCAUCUAAAGCUCCACCUCCAGUCUGCAGACAGAUGUGAGUGGGUGAUACUCUAUCAGAUACUUUGACAAUUUAUGAGGUGAUUGUGUGUCUCUGUCUGUCUCAUCUGCAUGCAGACAUGUGGGCAGUCUUGGAGGUUUUAUAGUGGCAGAGAUGCUUAGUAGUAUAAAAGAGUUAACAUCAAUGUCUGCACCUUUUUUCUGCUCUCUCCAAGCGUUAUUAGGAAGAUGAAUGAUGUGCAAGCUCGUGGCUAUUCUGAAGAAACAAGUGUACACAAACUGCAUCUUGUUAAUUUAUUUAAUUUAAUGUUAAUUUAUGUGUCAGUAUCUCCAUAUCUUUAUAUCUUUGUUUUGAGUGGGAAAUAUACUGUAAAAAUAGCUUCAUUUUUAUUAUACCUUAAUUAUAGCGUGAAAAGAAGGGACCAUUUUCAGUACGGCUAAAGUUUAAUCUGUCACAUAUGUGACCCUGGCUGUGUGACGUUUACUACUGAUGGCAGCGCUCUGUGCAUUGGCUGUGAGGACUAUGUGAGGAUGCAAUGUCUCCUUAAAUUUAAAUCAAACUAUCUGUUUUUUCACUUUCUUGCAUGUUUAGCUUUUUGCUGUUGCAGCAUAUAUCACAUCAGUGACAAGAACCAGUUACAUCCUGAUUCGCCCCUUCCUCUGGGUCUUCCUGUUUUCUUUUGAGCCCUCUUUUCUUAUUAAUAAUAUUGCAACCAACAAUAAUGUUCUGCAGUAAAACACAACAGAACAACUAUCACACUUUUCUUCCAACAGAUGGAGCUGCAUUGCUUUGUUUUGUGGUCGUAUAUGUAGGCUACACAUUUCCCCCCUUGCAAAGCUCUGCAAAGGGCUUAAAGGGGAUUAAUACAUAUUUAUGUAAACUUCUACCCAUCUUUUCUGUCCCCUCAGAGGCCAGCAGAGAAAUGUCGCUAUGUGGUGGGCAGCGUCCUGAGCGAGGGUGAAGAGAGGCCAGAUGAAGAACUGCAGGAGAUGUAUCAGAAGUUUGGCUUCAAAGUAUUUUCUCUGCCUGAAGUGAGCCAUGCUGUGACCACCAGCUUUCCCUGCACCACAACUUUGUCCAAUGUGCUGGGACCUUACAGAGUCUACCCCAGACUUUCUUCCUACAUCGAGGUAAAGACAUCUUAAAAAUUUAUUACCAUGAUGUGGAGCAGAAGCCAACUGAAAAAAGCUGUUUACACCUGGUAUUAAACAUCUCCAUAAUGUGUCAACCUUAAGCACUGCUGUACUAAUGCACCUCACAUGCGUCUCUAGUGACCACUUAAUGCUGGUAAACAAACACUCAAACACAUGGUCUUGAUUCCUUUAAUUAGUCCAUGUAAACAUAAACUGAUAAAAAAAUACCCUGUCAUGCAUAGUUGCAGAUUAGAGAGAAGGGAGGCAGUCAUGGACAAGCAAGAGUAAGAAAAUGAGUGGGUGAAAAUAAACAGAGGGGUUGAUGAAGUGGUAAACUUUCUUGGCUUGUGAAGCCUUGUGUUUCUCUAUACUUUUGUUGUUCAUCAGCGAGUAUAUAAACUACACUGCUACAUGAAGUUUACUAGACCUCACCAUGAAAAGCCUGUUUUGUCACUGAGCUGAAUCAUUAUAAGCUAUGAAUAACUGCUACAGCUGUAACCCAAUUUCUUCUUUUGUUUGGUAUCAGUGAAUAAAAUUCACCCUUCUUGCAGAAUUAUACGAGGCACGAUUUAUCUUUUAUUUUUGUGCACAGCCUAUAGUAAUGCAUAAUGCUUUAAAUUAGAUGAGAAUUAGAAAAAUUUCAAAUGAUAUUCAUGAAAAACAGCAAAGAAUUAUUACACCAGACAACAAUAAAUAGCUGACUGGGGGCCCUUCGAUGUGCCAUCCAUGCUCCCAAACAAAUGUAUGUCUCAGACUUAGGGCAACCUUUGGUGUUACAGUUUAGAGCCAACAAAAGUGCAGUUCCAUGUGUCUACUUACGGUUGGAUUGAAAUGCCAAAGAAUCUCCAUCAGGCCUUGUAUGGAAAAUGAAUAUGAUUACAGCUAUAUACAUUCAAUCAUUGCAGCCUCAAUAGUGUAUUUUUCUAUUCAUGAUAACUGUGUAGGAUAAAAGUUUCCAUAUCAUUCAUGCAUAUUGAUUUUAUUUUGGCUAAGGGUUAACCAUAAAAAUUGCAUUAUAAGGGGUGUGGGUGUUGAAUAAUAGAAGGGUGUUUUGACGCUAUUUGACAGGGAGCAUAAGGCCCUCAAAGCUCCACCUAUUUCUCUCAAACAAGAUGAAUCAUAACACCUCUUUAACUCCUCUUCAGAAACCAAUGAGUCUUUGUCCAUGUUUCAUACAGUCCGUUUUAUCUCAGACCACUUUCUAAUACGGACCGAAAUACUGAAUGUCAAUGAGCCCUUGUGAUUGGAUUACAAUAGUUGCAUGUUAAUGCCAGGUGUAAACAGGCUCAAUGGCACUUUCGACCACAUGGGAUCACCAGAUUAUGUAAGCUGCUGUUUUUGAAUGCUUAUAACAAAGAUGGAUCCCAAAGGAAACCCCAAACUGCUUGACAACACAUGCAUACAUGUAGGAAAACCAAACCAAGGUUAUUUCUUCACUCUCUUGUUUCUCUGAAUUUCAAAUUCUACUAUCACUUGUCCUUCUUCUGUUUCCCGCUUGCAAAAUGACCCUCACUCACAUGUUGUUAAACUCAUCACAUGUACAGAUGAGGUUCUCAUAAGCAGAUUAAGAAUGGAUGAGUUAGAAGAUAAUGAAGGUAGGUGUGAUUCCUGCAGCCCAUAUGCUGGGCUUCAUGUCCCGAGGACAGGCCUCAAAAUGCUAUUGACAUUUACUGAUGACAUUUACACACAUGGAUUCAUUUAGGGGCAUCCCACUGCAUGAAUAAUGCUUAGAGUAUGCGUGAGAGUGUGUGUGAGAGUGUGGGCACGCUCUUGCUGGUCUCUUCACAUUAGGUAAAAAGGAUUCACUUACAGUAUAGAUGCACUUUUUUACCUGUUGUAGGGGUUCUAACUUUUUCUUCCUCAUAUGCAUGACAGUAAAAAAAAACAAAAAAAACGGGCUGUUUUAUAGCUAGAGGGGUCGCACUUGAACUUUAAUCAAUCGCUGUUCCUCUUUAAUUCUGGGAACCAUUUUAUUAGUUGACUGCAAGGUUGGAGCUGUCUGUUCAAAGCCAGCGCAUCAUCAGCAUGUAGUGCCAAAACAGUGAAGCUUUUUCUGUGUUGAGUCACCCAUCUGUUGUUGUGUUUGGUCGAGCAAAAGGAAGAAGAGGGGCAAUGACCUUGGCGAUGGCAUUAUUCAUUGGCUGUAUCCAAAUCUGCAAGCAUAUCAAAGCCAUGCUAAAGAUAGCCUGUUUGUCAUAGGCAGACUAUUCUGAAAGGUCUAAGUUGGUUGUGGUGUUGACUUUCGGCACUGAGGAAAUAACUGAGAUUUUGCACCUUUCUUCAAAUACGGCAGUAGCUGCACAUAAUAUGAAGAGAGAAGAGUUACACAAUGAUGAUCAGCUCUAUUUUUUGCCUCCCAAUCUGGAAUGUUUUGCUGUCAAUAUACUACAUUUCUUGUGAUCUCUGAGCGCCUUCUGCUCUUUCUGUUAACUUCAACUCCCCCCAACGUUUUUCACCUUUCUUGUGUUACACCCUAAUAGCAUUCCUGCACCCACAUGGCUUAACCAACCAGUAUGAGCUGCUGGUCCUUAGAGAAUGAUCUCUGUGGGUGUCCUAUCAAGCAAACACAAAUGUUGUUUUUGUUGGUUUGUUGCAGCCUGGAAAUGAACAUUUGUGGCUCCAGGGGCGUCACUAGACCUAAUGCUGUACUGGGGCACACCUGGGGCACAAAAAAUUCAUGAGAGCGCGCAAAGUGUGUGAGAAAAAAAACAUAUUCAGCACUUAUUUCUCAUAAAAAAUACCACCCUUCCUUGUGACAAAACAGUCACCUGACCAAAAAGCAUUCUGUAAGAAACUGGCAGGUUUUUUGUUUUCCAAAAAAUUGUUUUUUGUUUUUUCCUCAUAUGGGAGGUUUUGUAUUUCUGUAUUUUUGUAUAUUCUGCCAACACUCUGUUGUUCCACUUUGUUUGGACAGACAUGAAAAUAUAGAUAUAAAAAAUGUUUUUCUUCCUGAAGAUAGGCCAUUUGAGAACCACUGCACCAUCCAUAGGCUAUAUCUGUCAACUAACACAAGCUUACUCAAAAUCAUCCUUGAUGCACAGGUCUAGAGCAGAACCAGCAGAACCAGCAGAUCAUAACCAUCAUUAUGUUUCAUGCUGAUGAAACUCACUGGAAAUUCCCCCCACAGCUCGUACAACAAAUUAAUAUGGUUGUCUUGAUACAAGGAAUAACUUUAGCUAACUUAGCAUUAAUUUAAGACAGACUUAUGUUGCCUAGCUAGCUAGGACUUCACUUACCUCUCUCAUUCCUCGCUGCUUUAUCCCUGCUUUCUAACUUUCUGAUAUCCAUCUAGGAGUUACAGUUCGAGUCAAAUCAAAAUCAAAAUAAUAUAUUUAACAAGUUGUUGUCGGCUAACGUUACCUGCCUCACGCAGUGAUUCUCAUCGCCUGCUCUCUCUCUCUCUCUCUCGCUCUCUCGACUUCGAGUUGACACGGAAGUAUUAUCAACCGAAGUCACAACACGUGAAUAAAUUACCAUAUUAAUUAGCCAUGUGCGCAUUGUUUAUGUGGAGUGAAUACAGUAGCACUGAAUUACCAUACUAAAUAGUAUGUGCGCUGUAGUCGAUGCCAUGUAGACUUAAAAACUCUGAAGGGAUUUUUUUUUUAUUGGUGAAAUUUUUACUGGGGCACUGCAGAUCAAUACUGGGGCACGUGCCCUAGUGAAAUCUGUCUGGCGACGCCACUGUGUGGCUCCAGAAGACUUUGCAAUAAAGUCAAUAAAAUAAUUCUGAUGUAUGAUGGUUUCAGUUCCCAAACUCUGGUGAAGACAACUAAAACAAAUGCAGAAGUGCAACAAACUGCUUUUUUUGGCCCCAAACAUAGACUGUAUAUAGAAUGGAUGCCGUCUGCCUCCUCGCUGGGUGAAGCCACUCUGAGAACAGCACCCUCUGUUGAUGGGCUGCAGUAUAGGUCAUAAAUCCCGCUUCCGCCAGCAAACCUUAUGGGGCUGUGGACAAACUUUAGAAAUGUAUUACACAAAACAUAAAUUUUUCUCCCCCCGGUUUGUGAUGUUGACAUGUAGUUAAGUUAAUAAGUUAUUAGAAGGUUCAUGUUUUCUAUGAUUGAUACCUGAUACGUAGCUCUCCCGGGCGAUACACUGUUUUAGCCGAGCGUCAUCACAGCGACUCUUGGCGGAAUGCGCACAUCGCUACUGCGCAGCACUGGUUUUAGGAAAUGAAGAAAAAUCCCGGAAAUACCGAGAGCUGUUUGGUUUCAAAUCCAUAUACAGGCGGUAGGCGGAACCAAAUUGUCCAUAGUUUAUACACUCUAUGGCCCCAAACAUCAAGAAAAACUCAUGAGCACUCAUGUUAAAAUGCCCUUUUUAGCACAUUUCCAUGUAACAGAUAAGAAGGUGCAUAGUUGGUUGCCAGGGUAGCAUAAGCUCAGCUCCACCUCAUUGGCAGUUAUGCAGCUUAGCCAAAAGUUAAUUGGAGUCAGCAUUUCCGAUAUGGUGACCAGUAGGAGUCGGGAUCACUUGUGGCCCCACGAUACAAUAUUAUCACGAUACUUGAGCCACGAUUCGAUAUUAUUGCGAUUUUAAACAUUUUACGAUACAGUAAGUACUGCUUUAGCAUAUACUGCAAAUUGUAAAAAAUUUCAACUACUUAGCUGAUUUAGCAUCUGUCUUUCUCUUAUGUUUGUCUUACUGUCGAAAUAUUUUAUUUUCAUGUAGCAUUUCUUGCAAACCUCAUGUGUCAGGUCCAUCUCAUUUGUGCCCUGCUUGCAUUCCUAAUGUCUUUCCCCAGGUGCUCUAUGAUAUCACCUCUGCUAACCUCACUGGACAAACAAUUGAUUUUAUUUUUCCAUUAUCAUAGAUCUGAGUCCAUAUCAAUUAAUUUGAAAAAAUGAUACUUCGUAGAUGAGACAAUAGGCAAAAUAUCACAACACUUUGCUGUAUCCAAAUUUUCUCCCACCCCUAGGGUUCAGAAUUACUACGCUUAUGUUAGUAUAUGUUUGCAAAUGGAGCUGGUGAUGAUUCCCAGAAAGUAAAGACCAAAAAGUUUCAGCAGCAACAUUAUUUAGCUCAUCAUCCUUCCUUACCUUUGUAGCUUUUUGUGGUGCGGUUUAGCUGUUACACCACACACAAAAAAGGUAUAACUCCAACAUGUGCCCUGACACAGUUCAAACAGUCUGAAGGAGUAGGAGUAGAUUCCCUUCAUGUUAAAAUUCAGCAGUGUUCCCUUUUAGGAUCUAGCACUGUUGCAUAAUCAUAGCCAGUGUCAGUGUGCAGCUUCUGUCUGUCAGAUAGAUUAUGUCAGCGUACAUAUAGCAUCAGUUUUUACUCUCUAAACUCGCCCGCCAUGAGGCAGAAAGGCUUGUUACAGACUAUCAGUUGACUCAAGUGCUGUGACAGGCUGUUACAGAGCAGCUCGUGCACUGUAGAUGGUCUGAUAACACUGUAACAUUCAGUUUGAAUCCUGGAGUGGCAAGUACAUCAUGCAUACUUACUACAGUGAGGCUCAUUAAUAAUGGAGUAUCGUUUAGAGGAGCCUGGUUUGGAGGGGGGUGGGUGAAUGCGUUGUAAAUGUGUGCUUGUGUACUAUAUGAUUAGGUUUAGAGGAGAUGGGAGACACUGGUGUGACGUACCUUUGUGCUUUACUGUAUGAAACUCUUGCCAGUCUGUGUACAAAUAAUGAAAUAGAUUCCCGACAUGCAUUGUUUAACUUGUGGUGGUGAAUAGAUGGCAGUAAAACAGGCUGAUAUAUUUUUGUCCAUCCCUCUGCUGUAAAAAUAAUAAUGCAAAUGGUGCUAACUCUUUCAGCAAACACAGUGAAAUAUCAGCAAUGUGUGUCUAAAGUUGCCUAAACAAUUAAUUGUUGUCUCCCUUUCUUGUCAGUUGAACAAAUUCUUGAAUAUUUUUAUUACUCUAGGCGUGAGUUGUUUGUCAUAUGUUGUGUAGCUUGGCCAGCUGUCACUAGCCAGGACUACUGCCUAAAUGCUCUACUACCUGAGUGCUAACAAUCAUUCACGCACAAAACUUCAACACGUAAUCAACACAUUAUCCAAAAUCACUGGCUACACCGUCCCAUCCAUAGAGACUCUGUAUCAAAGACAAAUCACACAGUGAGCACUGAAAAUCACCUCUGACCAUACACACCCUACGCACCACCUGUUCACACUCAUGCCCUCUGGAAGGCAUUACAGGUCUUUGUCAGCCAACUCAGCCGGAUUUAAGAACCAUUUUUCCCCACUGCCAAACGGUCACUAAGUGAAUAUCUGAAGUUAAUUGUAUCUACAUCUGUUGUCUUGUAAUGUUGCAUUGUUUGAUUUCUGAUGUGAGCAUGAUGUGCUGUACCGAAAAAACAAAUUCCACCAACACUGGUGUGGGGCCAUUUACAAAUGAUUCUGAUUCUGAUCAUAGUUUUUGCCCAAGGUGAAAUCACCAGCUGGUGAGUUAGUUAGUAGGACUGAGCGCAGACAGAGCACGUAUUCAUCAGAAUAAAUGGUUGAGAUAUUUACAGUUAAAAGAGUAUAUAAAGAAGAUAAUGUUACAAUUGCAGAAAGAGGAACAUAGAUUUCUUGAAUGGGCUGUUAAUACGGUACACACAUGAUUAGCCAUUUAAAUUGUAAACGGUGAAGCUGAUAAAGACAAUUAUGAAAUCUUAGUGACUAGAAAUUAAACCUGAAUGACUGCGAUAAGUAUGCUCUUCAGUAUACAUGCGUAAAAGUAUUAAAAUUCACGUUCAAGCACUCAAACUGAUUGCCAUGAAAUUAAAAAAAGUGGUAAAGACAAUAACAGAAUUUUGAUCUUUGCUUUUAUUAUGGUUAAAUCUUCCAAUAAAGUUGGAUGUUAAAGUUGAACAUGUGUCUAUUGGGACGGACUCGCUUUUGGAGUCACCCUCAAGUGGCCAUUAGAGGUACUACAGUUUCUGCACCACUAUGUUUGACUUAAUUUUUCAGUCUGUUUUACAACCUCCCUCUGUUUGAAGCCUGUCCCUUUUCAUGCGUGCCAGUUUCUUUUAACAUACUGUGACUGAGAAGACAAGCGGGGUGACAUCUUUGAAUCCAUAGAUGUUAAAACUGUGGGCGGACCAAAUGUGUUUGCUGAAGAACAAGAAAAUACAUCAAACUGGAUAAAGAAUACCCAAAUCUGUAUCACCACCUUACACAAUUAGGCUCCUGUAGGUUGAUUAUGUUUCACAUAAAAAUAUUGUGUGCACGCAGCUUUAAUCCUUUUAACUCUUAGUCAAGCAAAGCCAACCAGCACUGCCAGCACAACUAGGGGGCUUACUGGAGGUGAGCCUACUAUCUGGCUGUGUGCCCAGCCUUCUGUGUGAAAGUGUUUUAUCACAGGCUCCGGUACACCACCUGGACUCCUACAGAGCUUUAGAUAUCAGAGAGCAGGUUAAGUGGAGACCUGCCCUUUUUCACUCAGUCACUGUUUCUUCAGUCCAGAGGAGAGCUCCAGCUCCUUCUCAACACCUGCUUACUCUGCCUUAUCUCGUCCAUGCACAACACAUAAUCUAAUACACACGCAAACACCCAGGGAGGUAAAACGGGAGCUCAGAAAUCAAGGUGUAAAUGUUUUUUAAUCCUGAUGUUUUUAUGUACUCCUUAUAACCAGAGGUUACCAGUUUAUCAGAUCCUGUGAAUUUGUGCUCAAAAACUGGGUAUUUAUCUUCGUCUAAAUGUCAGCAGUGGAUGAGUGGGUAUGCGCACAGUAUGCCUAAGAUUAUAUCAUCUUCUGGUUGAGAGGGACGCCGGUGAAAGAUGGAAAAAAUGAGCGGAUAAAGACAUAGCUGUCACACUAUAUUACAGGAUUUGGUCGAAUCUUUGAUGUUUGUGAAAGCAUCUUUUCAGGAUCUGAAGAAUGAAAGCAAACAAUGACUUGAGGGGGUAUUUUGGUGGCAUGUCAGACAAAACUCCAAAUAGCCCCUCUGGGCACAUGCAAGAUGAGAAACAGAUAGCUUCAGUACAUCUAGUAAUCCAUUUAUGCAAGGCAAGCUUUAAGCAUCGUAUUAUGCUAUUCCCUAUGAUUGUACUACAGUUUUGUUUGCCUCGCAGGUCCCAAAACAGUGAAGAUGUAAACUUAUAAGGAAUAUUUUUGGUUGUGCCAUACGGGCUUUUCAGUCAUUGCAUAGAUGUAUUAUUCUGUUUAUUGUUUUGUAAUGCUGCAAUAGAAAAACAAUGUUAAAAAGAAGAACCUUAAAGUUGGUUAGAGCCUUGAAGUGAAGGCAGUUUUGUGAGUUGUUUUUUAAGAGAUUAAAUUCGUUGGAAGAGGAUUUUUGAAAACUUGUUCAAAGUGUGUGACGGCUUAUACAUUUUGAAGUUGUGCUGCCAAACUGAUUCUCGGUGUUUCAUCUUAGGGAUUUUUUGUGCGUGGUUCAAAGGGGUACCUCAUGAAGGACUAAAGCCUUUUGUAUAGGGUGACCAUAUUUUUUUUUACCGAAAACCAAGAUAAAAACCAGGACUUGGCACUGCAAUGAGAUUAGGGCUGCAACUAACGAUUAUUUUGUUAAUCGAUUAAUCUGCAGACUAUUUUAAUAACUAAUCGAUUAAUCGGAUAAACAGGCUAAAUUCAUCAAUGCAGCUGUUAAUAGCAAUAGCAUAGGGCUUUAGUUUAUCAUAUGAGUUUAUCUGCCAUGAGGUGUUGAGGUCUCUGCAUGUGUAGGUUACUGACUUACUGUAAUCAUCGGGUCUUUCUCGUCCUUAUAAAAACCUGCUCUAUUUCGGCGAGUGUCUGUCUUCUUCUGUAGUCAAACCGCAAGAUAUCAAAAUCUACCCGGAUACAGCAAUGCUGCUUUUUGAUUGGCUGUUCAGUAGACAUACUUUAUUUGAUUGGCUUGCGCGUGGCACGCAGCUUCUGAACUCUCGGAGAAACUCAGUUGAUUUCCACCUGUUCCAUAGUUAAAGAAGUGCAACUUGGUGGACAUCACCGUGUUCAUUUAAAUGCGUGAGAAAUACAAUGUGUGGUGUGUGAACGAGUGGGAAUGUGUGUGUCAUACGCUGAAUGCGUGAGACUUGAGAGCCCUGUGCUCACGCAUCAUCGAUGUACUCCCGUGCCAUGCAAAACGGGCUUUGCAAAUGUUGCACUCAACGCCUUCCUUUUCAGUCUUGGUAAAGUUCUCCCACACCACUGAUGUUUUAGGUCGGGAUUUGGGUUGGGUUGUGUCCAUGUUUUUCUCAGCCGCUGCCUCGGCCAUGGCUGUUUCUUUUCUGUGCGUCCUGCUGAUGUUUACACGCCGGUGUCCAUGGACAUAUAUAAAGACCCGACGAAUCGAUUACAGAAUUAGUUGGCAACGAAUUUUUUCGUCACGACGAAUCGACUUAAUCAAUUCGUUGUUGCAGCCUUAACUGAGAUACUCCAUAUCUUUAGUUUCCCUCUUUGUCCUAGUGGCCCAAUGAACAACAAAAAAAAACUGGUACAUUUUCAUCACUUUAUAAAAAUAACCAGGAUGGCCAGGAUAGGAUGUGAAAACAGGACAUGUCCUGGGAAAAUAGGAUGCUUGGUCACCCUGCUCCUGUACACAAGCACGCACCCUACAGUAAAGCACUCUUAAAGCAAAGCUAGAGUUAGCAUGGGUGAUUGGCCUGCUUGAUGUCAUUACUUGAAGUUACUACAACUAGAGUAUCUUUGCUAUAAUAGUGUACCAUUUGCUAUAAUAGUAACAGAUCAAAGAUGACUGUAAUAAUGAAGAAAAUGGAGAAUCUUGUAGAAUCUGAUGACCAAAUACAUUUUGUAGUCUUUCAUUUAGCCUGUUUAGCUAAGUCAGGCCAAAAUCCACUUUUAAAGUUAGCAUGCUACUAGGAUCUACCAGUCCAAUUUCAGCAUAGCAAACACACACAAAAGCAUGCUAAUGGACGCACAUGCAUGACUGGUUGUCUGCACUGGAAGCCCUAUCCAUGCAGGGCUGCAACGAUUAGUCGACGUAAUCGAUUACGUCGACACGACAAAUUCAUCGACACGAAAACGAAGCGUCGACGCGUCGUGUUAUUGUUGUUAAGAAUCACAUGCCGGCGCCUCAUGCUCAUCUAUAACUGCAGUGCACUACAGGAUUUGCUGGGGGCAGUAGCGCUCGCUGUUUACAUCCCGCGAGCACACACAGAAGAAGAGUGCACACAUUAUGGCAGAAAAAACUGAAAAGAUGCUCCAAAACUCCGACCCAAAACUUCAAAAGUUUGGGAACAUUUUACGGAGAACAAACCAAAAAAAACACGUUGAUCAAAGCUCAGCUUUCCUACCAUGGCAGCACCACGGCGAUGCAUGAGCACCUGAAACGCCGACACCCCGGAAAUAGGUGUUUAUAAAUAAAGAAGAUAGUGAUUAAUCGGGAUUAAUUGGACGACUAGUCGAUAGAUUAGUCGACAAAAAAAAUAAUUGUUAGUUGCAGCACUAUAGCCAUGACAGACAGCCCACUGUGUUAUGAAAUACAAACACAACAGAGUAAAUCAAAGUAAAGCAGAUGCUGGCUCAAUGAGAUCAUUUCUUUAAGUUGCAGAAGUGAAAACAAUAAUGUAGCUCAACCUUGGUGGUCCUGGGACAUACGUGCUCUGUCUGCGCUCAGUCCUACAUAUUCACAACCUCGUCAUCCCCCAAAGACUUUUUGUGUUUAUCCAGAGUGUAACCAAUGUGAUGAGAUGCUAUUGUUAUGCAUUUGGUGUCAUAUAACUACUUUUGAAAAUUGCCCUUUUUUUUUUUUUUUUUAAACAGACACAGUGAUUUAUUCAAUAAUUUUGUUAGUUUAAAAAGGAAAAUCUACUCCCAUGCUAGCACACCUUCCACAGUAUAGGAGCUGCAUGGCUGCAAGGUUACCCUGGUCCUAGAGAACAUAAGCAGCCAGCUGUUUGUAUUCCACCUGGAGCUGACACUGGAACAGAGGCACGGCGAUGUGGGACAGUGAGGCUCAGACUCACCUCUACAUCUGUAGUACAAAAGAUCAUGUCCAACCUCUUUUAACAAAAACACAACCAACCUUGUUGCUAUAUGAUGAGAGAGAGCUGAUGAACUCAACCUGCUCUUCAACUGAUUUGACACUGCUCUACACUUUCUUCCACUGCUAUUCCACCCUCCUCUCUGCAACAAAUUUCCACUACAAGUUCUCCCCUUCCUUUACCAUCUCAUCCACUUCAUAACACCUUAAUGGACCAAAGGGCUAAUGGUGGUGGAUGGCUCCUCUCUCUUCACUGCAGGACAGAAACAUUCAGAAGAUCUUUUGUACCAACAGCCAUCAGACUUUACAAUUCUUCUAUAAAUGGUAGAUUACUUUUUGAGACAUGACAAAUGAGACUGCAGACAAUUGAAUUUCCCUUUGGGGAUAAAUACAGUUCUUCUUAUACCUUCUUAUAUAAACCUCAGCCUCCCCAUCUACUGGAAUGAAGCUAACAAAGUAGCAAGUAUACAAUAUUUGAGGCCAUUUCUUUACAUCGUCCUCCCACCACUUGAUAGAGGAAGGAUCGCUCCAUUACUCCUCGAUUGCUCUAAUAAUUGAGAUUUGUGCAGAAGGCACCGGAAAAUCUGCCCAUAAUUCAUGCAAGACAUUGUGGGCUGGGAUUCAGGUGGAUAAAACCUUGGUUUUUUUAGUUUUAACAUCUAGUAUUUUGACUUUCCUGUAUUUUCACUAAUUUAUAUAGGUAUUCAAUUAUGUACAUACCACCAAAUUCUUUUUUAUCAACAUUUUAUACAGCGACCAACUCAGAAACACUGUGCUUGUUUUCCCCCUUUUUUCAACUAGGUUGUGUCAUGAUAUUGUAUCCAACUGUGAUGUUGAUUCCUCGCCUUCAUUCAAGCAGAAAGCACUACCUGUGCACCUUCUUUGAGGUUAUUUGUUGAAUUAAAUAUAGAAAAUGUGUUUUGUCCUGUCCACAGCAUGUAUAUUUCAUUCAACAGCCUGGUUAGAGGAUAGCCAGUGGAACUGUGCUGAUUUCAGGUGUGUACACUACACUGUGCACACAACAACUGAGAUGCCAUUCAGUCCAUGAUGAAUAUAAAUGAGUCUGCAGUCACUGUUUCUGCAGUGGAGAAACUGUGGAUUCCUAACUAUAAAAUUGAAGUUGUUUGUAAUUCUGUUCACAGUUAGUCUAUUCUUGUAAAGUCAGGCACGGCUUCUCUCUCUAGAAAAAUCUAUUUUUAUGAUUUCUCUUUUGUCACUCAGUCUUUGUGUCUGGUAACUGAUAAACUAUACACUGUCUGUCAGUCAACCUGCCAGAUCACGAACAGGGAAUUAGGACACUCUUCUAAAAUGACUGUGCCGCCACCACCUUUGGUUACAGGGUUAUAAAGCAAGUUAUUUUCCUUCUCAAAUCAGGUGAAAAAAAAAAAAAAAACUCCCACUCACUGUCACUUCUGAAUAUCAGUCCUUCUGUUAUGGCUGGUUUUUCCAUAAUCUCACAGACGGAGUGGGGUUCACGCCCCAGCUUGGGGAGUUAUUUGUUAUGCAGAUAACAACCCUAUUUUUUGCUUUGUUCCGUGAUAUAUUGACACUACACACACAGGGAUCCCACUGGGCUCAUAGAUAUUACACCUUAUUAAAGGCUUUCUGUGUGUUUGCACAUCUGAUCAUUUAAACAUAAUUCUUUCAGGCACUUUUUCAAGAUUAUAUUUUAUUGCAAUUUGUCUCCCCCCCCCCCCCCGUCACGUAAUUAAAUAGGUAAUAAUUUACAACACUGCUAGACAUUCUUUCUUUUAUUAUUUUUGACGGAUGAUGUUAUUUUUCAACAGCAAAGAGAGGAAAUAAGGAGAAGGCUUUAACAGAACAGAUUUAGCACAGAGGGAAAGAGAAAAUAGAGACUUCGAAUGAAGGACUAGUGUUGGAGGAAUAUUUUAACGCAAUUCAACUUUACUCUGACUUGCUCAGAGCUUGUUGAGACCCUCAGAUGAUUUUUUUGCAUCUCUGCACACAGUUUGAAGCUUAUCUUAGCUCACUUUAAGAUGUCUGUGGGAUCAAAAAGGAGCUUUUGUACAUAUGGUGCCUUCAAACUGUGACUAAGACAUGGAAAAAAAAAUGUAUCUUUGAGUUUGUCUCACCUGGAAAAAAUACUUAAAACUUGGAUUUUAUUUUAUUUUUUUCAAAAUCACAAAGCUAUAAUAACUAAAAACUUUUUGACCACUUUAUAACUUACUGGAUUUUCACAAUAAUUUGACAAGUCCAAAGGACCUCUUACACCAUCUAGGCUUAGGGCUGGGUGAUAUAGGAAAAGGUUUGUCACAAAAUAUAUUUUUUGCAAAUCAGUCGAUAUUGAUAUCAUGAUAUCAAAAAUAAAAUUUAACAGUGCUUAUUGGUAGCAUGUCUUUUUCAAUACAAUAAGCUACAGCAUCUGUGAGGUUUUUGUGUCUCUUCAGCAUUUUGUUGUAAGGUGUUGCACUUGAGAAUGCGGACCGAAUGGUCGGCUGUUUCGGCUUCACAGGAGCCAUGGACUCAUGUGAAGCUCAUGGCUUCACGUGUUAAAGUGCUAUGGUUGGGUGUAGCUGCAGCCUGCUACUACGCAGUUGUUUGCUACUUGGUUCUGAUUCAGCACAUGAUUAGUUCAGAACGAAGCUGAAAAGCAACUCCCCUUUUUAUUGGCUAUUCGUAUAGUCUACCAAAACACGGCAGAUUGCCGAUUAUUGAAAAGCACAUUGACCAUAUUUUAUUUUGGUAUUGAGGGAAAUUAAUUUUCAAUACAGUUAUUGUUUUAUCGCCCAGCCCUAUCUAGGCUCAAACCCAAAAUAUUCCCCAAAUGCUGUUCACAUUGUUGGUUCACACAGUUUUUCUUACAUUAAACCAGCAUUAACAAGGUUUUACACUGUUCUAGCUUUACUUUUCAUGCUAUUCUUUUUAAUCAGUAUGAACCUGAUCACUGCCUAAAGAAAAAAAAUGGAGCUGUAGGGGGGGAAGGUGUGGCAGGAUUCUGCAUCUUUAAUGCCUCCUCGGCUCAGGGCACAGACUGCUUACUGUUCAGCGGUUUCUGUGUGGGAUGGUGCAAGAUGGCAGGGGUUGUGGCUGCGAUGGCAUCAAAGUGAAGAAAAGCAGCGCCAGCAGGGAGUCAAAUGUGUGAUGUGUGAUUUUGUGAGCGAGCAUGUGUCUGUGCAACGGGGGCUAAAAAUUAAGAUUUGGAUGAAACACACUCCUGCUGUCUUUGUUGCGCUUAAAAAUGCAGGUUGUAGUGAUGUCUCCUUUAUUAUUAAUGCUGUCACUGCACUGUAUUGCUCCCUCUGGUACAUAUUUACUGGUUGUAACACUUGAAAGUUUUGUGAGGGAACUCAAUAAUGAUGACCUUAAAAUAACAGAAAACAUUAAUAACAAGGAAGCGAUGUCUGAACCGCAAUUCUCAUAUUCUGUGUUUACUAUUAAUAUUCCUUGAUAUAUCUUCAUUCGGCUGUUUGACAGUCUGUGGAGGAAACACUUGGCUGUUGAUGCACAUUGCUAUAUUUAGACACCGGUGACGCUGAUGUCGGUUUCAUCUUUUUUUUUUUGGAUAUGAUGUGCUGUAGCCCUGCAUGUGCACACUGGGAUCUUCCAGAUUUCAUUACUUAUAAAGCCUGCUUGUUUAUUUGCUGUGUCAGGCUUCAAAAGUAUUGUUCUAAUUUCAAUUGUUGGUUUUAUCACUUUUUUUCAUCCAUCCCUGUGUCUCGAGUAACAUUCAUUACAUACUGUUCAACCUCUUUUAGGCUUUAGAAGUAUUGCUGCUUUUUGUCAAGGUGUCUGUGACUAAAUGGGUUCGAUGAACAUAUUUAAUAUUUUAUUAAUUGUUGGUUUUAUAGUAUUUUGGUUCCUACAGUGUGAGAUAUUAACAUUAAAUUAUAAUAUGUCCCUAAUAAAAUGAUAAGGGUUAGUCUAGUAGCCAAACCAUCUUAGCUGUAACCUUACUCAGUGUUGUUACCACAAUUUCCACCAAGAACUGCAUUAUCCAUUCACAACCACUCAAGUUAUGCCAUAAAUAAAACAGACCUAUUAGCUACCUUUCAAUGAGGAAGGAAACAAAAACCCCUAUUUACACUCUUUUCUGCUCUUUUAAUUCUCUUCUUUUUGUAUAAAAUGAGCUAUCGUACCGCUCACCAUUCAACUUUGUCAAUGAAGAUGAAGACAAAGCCUCUUUUGGGUUGCGUGCCCUAAAUUUGAGUCACUGCAAUCCGACAAAAUUCUAUAACAUACAUAAAGAUGAUAAAAAAUACUGAUAGAAAUAUCUGUAUGAAAAUAGAAAACCCUGUCUUGAUGUUUUGAUUGCUUUUGUGGGUCAAAUAGAGACAUAAAUAUAAAAAAAUGAGAUGAUUCCCUGAUCAGUUAAACAUAAGUUCAGAAUAGGUCAAAAGUACUGCUCUGUUUAAAUAAUUAUCUGCAAGUCAUGAGAAUUAUUUUCAAGAUUUCAAAUACCCUGAACUUGAGAGUACAUUCACUGAUCUCUACCUUGGCUGAAGAGAAAAUAAACAUCAUAUUUUUACUGUAAGUUAUCCAGGAAUAUUCAGCUGAUCCACUUUAUUAAGAAGUAACUGAAUGAAAUAAGAUGAAUAGAAAGAACAGAGUACACAUAUGUCACACAAAAGUAGGGAAGGAUGUGUAGCUAACUGGUUGGGGGCUUGUACUACCCUUUCAAGGUUCAGUUUAUCAUAACCUCAGAGUUUCCAUGGCAACCACACUCUUACCAGCUAACUCACAGAUCAAAUUAACAGUAACAUAUCAUAUCCAUUCAGUAUACAGUCUCACCAUUAUCCUGCUUUACUGUUAAAAAUCCCAUCAAACAUACAAAUUAAAAUUGGUCUGUUGGUAUUCUCAAUUUAGUUGUUUGAUUUGUAGAUGAGAUUCAUGGUCAAGUUAAGACAUCAGCUCUCUAUUUUUAUAAAACAUUUUAAAUUGAGCAAAACCACUAAAUGAAUUGAUCCAAUCAAUCUGCAGGGGGAUGGACCGGUCUCCUUUCCAGUAUGGAGAAAGGAGACCGGUCCACUCCCUGCAGAUUGAUUGGAUCAGGUGUCCAUGUUGACAAUCAAUCAGUGACGUUAUGCAUCUUGACCAAUCAGAUUGAAGGACUUCAACGUGGGUCAUAAACACAUCAAAAUACAGUGAUAAGAGAGGAAGACAGCACAAAACUCUUUUUUUUUUAAUACAAUAUAAUGAGAAUAUUUGAGCAGGUAUUUUUCAUAGGGGUACUUUUACAUGUGACUAUGUAGAUUUGUGGUUGAUGCUCUCAGUUAUUUUGCAGAAGUUUAGUUAGAUUCAUAGUUUUUUUUUUUGACGUAAACAUCAUUGACUGUAUUGGGUUAGUUUCUGAAGUGAUAAGAUUUGCUUCCAGGCAGAUUUUUUUUUAGCACUAGGCAGAGUCAUCCCAGCUGUUUCCCCUUUCCUGCUGGCUGUGGCCUCGCACCAAAUGAGUGUCUUUUUCUUAAACAUAAUACUAGACUGUUCCUUCAAGCACUUGCACCUUUCAAGCCCAUGUUGUAAACACUUAAGCGGUUUCAGGCUUUAAUCAUUGUGCUGGUCUGCUAAGGUUGUUCUGAGGCUCUUAUCCUAAGUGACAAUCCAGUGAAGCAGUAAGUGGGGCUGAUAGCAGGCAGAAGCAUUUGUGUUGUUCUUAUUGAUUGCUGCUUCCCUCUGGCUUGGGAUACUCUUCCCUCUGAAACUGCAGCUGGGCAUCACGCGCCAUGCUGCCAAUUAGAUGCUCUCUCUUGAACACACACUCUGACAGGCAGUGUUUUCACUCUGGUGUUUGUGACCUGUGGGCAUUUUCGUCUGAAUUCCUGACUGUUUUGGUGCGUUACUGGGGUUUAACCAACCUUAUGCUUCUUUUCUCCAACCUACACUGCCACACUUUGAUUGAUCUGGGGAUAAUAGCUGCUAUGGCAAUGUUGUUGCAACAUUAACACCUUAUUGAUUUUAACAGUCAUUUGAUUGUGCGUGAAAAGGUCUUGAAUUCUUUUAACUCUUCAAUGUGCUUUUCAUUACGGAUGUGUUGAAUAAAUGCAAAGCUGAUUUAUUUUCUACAGAUAUUCAAGAGAGUCUUUUCUUUCUGAAAUUGAAAAUCCUGCUCCAACCUGAUCCACUGGACUAAUAAUUAUCCAUUUACCUUUUGAAUGUGAGUCUAAGGUAGUGAGAGAGUGGAGAAAUGAAAAGGUUUGAUUGCAGAAGCUUAUGUAUCCACAGGGUAUCUGGUCAUUGCCCAUUCGGAUGGAAAAUCUCUCUUUGGAGGCACUUUUACUCUCUCAGCUCACAACAUCUUGUUUGUGUGUAAAAUCAUUAGUCCAUCAGAUAGUCCAAUCAGGUUUAUUGGCUUUAUUUCAGCUUAUUACACACAGCGAAGACAUGUAAGCCUUUUAAGGGGAGUUCAUGGCCUUUUAUAGCAAUUGUCUGGGGAGUUGAAGCUCAGUCUGAGUCUGUUUGAAGUGGUAGACUCGAAAUACUAGGUUUAUCUAACAGAAGUGUCACAAGGCGGUAUAGUCAGCUAAAAUCUGAGAAAGAUGGGUGUGUUAGGCAGCAAAACAGACACAUUAACUUGUAAAGAAAAGCAGCAAUGUCUGCCUGAUUGUUUUUAUUUUUUACUUUCUUUUAACAAAAAUCAAUAAGGAAAUUCUCUUUCUUUCAAAACUGACAAAAAAUACUUUAAAUGUCUUUUUCAAAGUUUUGUAGCUGUGUAGCAAGAAAAGGAGUCUAGACAAAAGAGUCACUGUGAUUCUAAGCACAUGAUCUAUAGAGAUGUUUGGUUGAGGGUCAUUGAGGUAUUGUGCAAAUUUUUCAAUUAUUGCUUUUACUCAUAAUAUGUAACAGAAAUGCUUUUCUUGUGGCUCAGCCCGUACGUUUUCAGUCUAUUUUUUAAAGCGAUAUUCCAGCGUAAAAUUUAGGGUCAUACCAUAACACCGAGGUAGACACCCCCUUGCCAGAUAAAUGUUGCUGACCAUUUGCUUCUCUAGUUAUACCAACUUUAGUAACGACCGCAGGAUAGCUAUACACAGUGGUCUGAGGAGCCACACACAAACCACAACCAAAAAGCCACUCUAUAGCCACAAAUAAUGCUCAGAACAGCACCUAACUUCAUCUACAGUACAUAUAGGGUACUAGUACUAGCCACCAAACAUCUCUUUAACUUUGACUAAUUUCUUUGGCAAAGAGACUAAACACAACUCACCUACUCUCUUCCAGCAGCCACUUGUUUGUAGCGAGACCUCAGGCCAGUCCAGUACGGACUACAGCGGGGUGACGCAGCUCAAGGAAGAACAUUUAUGAUCAUUUCUUCAUGGAAAUACAAUCAGACCGAGAUGCUAAUGCAGAAAAACUACUGUGUCUGGAGUGCAAAAUGAUUAAUAUGGUGAUUGUUUCUUCAAGGAAAUGAUAAAGAAAUUAAAGUAAUUUGGUUGAGGUUUGUGUGUGGUUCCUCAGACCACUGUGUAUUGCUAUCGUGCGGCUGUUACUAACAUUGGUAUAACUAGAGAAGCAAGCGGUCGGCAACAUUCAUCUCUUGAGGGGGUGUCUAACUCUGUGUUACGGUGUGUUUGACCCUAAAUUAAUUUUACGCCAGAAUAUCCCUUUAGGUCAAACACAGGUUUAUUGCAGGUUGAAUAUAGGUCUCUGUCUGGAGCCACAAAGAGGUCUGUUUUUCUGCACAUUUGUUCUUAAUCCAUAAUCAUUAUGCAACACUAAAUGUAUGAACUGCUUACCGCUCAGAAGUCUAUCUACACAGAUGCUUGACAAACUUCUUUGAAAAAUAAAAAAAAAAACCAUCUGAAGCAAGUUGUUCUAUUCAGCAUUAAAUUCAGCUUUGAGAUGAAACCUUUAAGUAUUUAUGAUUGACAGCUAAAGUGUGCACACUUCGCAAAAGGCAAGACUAGCCCUGCAGUUUAAGGUUGGAGGGAUAAAUGUGAACUAGAAAAGGAAAAAAGUUUCUCUUUUGAAGAGGAAAAAAAACUUUUGAUUGUUGAUGACAGGAGAAGCUGCACAAAGUAACAGAAAACAUUAUCAAUAACAUUGGGAUUAAAACAAUACGUGUGGUUUUUAUAGCAGUUGAUGUUCUCAAUGAGCAUCAUACAGUGACUGCUGUUUGUUACCCUGGAUCAGGCUUACCUCAAUGAAGGCCAUGAACAUCAUUAGCUCUUGUUGCAGUGUGUUUUUAAACUAGCUCACAAAGUUCUGUUUUCUGAUCCUCUUUUUUAAAAAUCCGCUCAAAGCCUAUUCCAAAGCUGAAUUUUUACUUCAAUCAGAGACCUCAUGUUUGCCUUCAACUGAUGGUCAUACUCUAAUCUCCUUUUUACUCAAAGCCCUGUACUCCAGGUCACUGUACUAUAAACCGCAAUCUUGUUGCCUUUGUCACCCUCCUCUGCCUCUCUGGCUGUUCUGCGGUGAAAAGGCCACAGUGCCUCACAACUCUGGGUGAGCAAUAUUAAACAGAUGCCAGAUUACUGAAAAAGUCGCCUCUGGGUGGAACAUACGGCUACAAAUCCACAACCCUCUGGCUGCAGAUUCACAAGAAGAGCAGACACAGAGGUGUCAAAAGAGAUCAGCUGUUGACAUUUUUUAAAAUGUGUUACUGGGACUGAUUUUUAUCUCCUGAUUUUGUUACUGUGGCUGUGCUGCAGAUGUGUUUCCCUUUGUGUUUGUUUUUUACCCCAGUGGAUGAACAAUUUGAUGCGGGAUUAUGUAAAGCAGUCACACAGACACCGAUGGCCCUUGGGCAGUUCCAUCUCAGCAGCAUUGGAUAGAAGUGAUAUUCUGGGAGGAGACAGAGCGUGUAGUGUUUGCUUUGCAAAAGUGGUAAUAAUCUGGUUGCAGUGUACUGGAUGAUGUUUAAAUGCAACAUACUUAGAAAAGAAACUGAAAUUUGUGUCUCUUUUAGUUUGCAUAUUUUGCUGCUUGUUAAUAUUUUGUGUACUUCUUCACAAAACUUUUUGUGCUUUGAGGACUCAGCUCAUCAGGGGGCACUGGUUAAGUACAGGUGUUUGAACAGGUGCCUUAUUCACAGAGGAAAAGCCCCCGAAGUAUUGGUCCCAUUCUGACCUGAGACUAUGCAUUUCACUCUUGCGCUCUCUUUUCCAAGUUUCCCGUCCCCCUUCAGGUGUUCAGUAAAAGUAAUCCAGCCAAAAACCACCAAAGUAAGCCUCUCAGACAAAACCAAACAAAACACAUAGCCAGAGGACAACAAAGCAGUUUACUGUGAUGCCCACAGAGAGUUACUUUCUCUAAGACUAUGAGUGGCAUUUAAUGAUCAAGCAACUGACACUUAAGAGCAGAUGUUACAACAGGAACAGACCCUUAACAGCAGGUUGCUUUUUCACUCUCUCACAAUAAAAAGGCUGGUCCAAGGGAGCACAUGUCCUUGUUUUAUCAGAGACCCACAGUUAAAGUAAUCCCAUUCUGGUUUGUGACUGCCCAUCAAAGCUUUAAAGGUAAAACUCUUCAGCUGUGUUUUCUGAAGCUGAACAUGAAGCACUUGUGAAGAGAGCAGGAAUAAUUAUAGUUUGACCACAUGUUGCUCUCCACUUAUAAUUUGGCAUGUUAAACUUAUACAAAUAUAAAUGUAUGUUGUUAUCCAGGGAGAAGUUGACACCUUUACGUUACCUUUUAAUACAGUAUAAAAACAAACAGAUUUUGACAGUGAAUUCUGAUAUCAUGUGAAUUGUCAAAAAUGAAAAUAAAAACCCACAAAAAGCCUGAGGGUUAAUCACAAAAAAUAAAAUAUAUAACAAUGACCUGAAAUGUUAUUAAAAAAAAUGUAAUAAAACCCAAAAUGUAAUAAUCGGUCCACGAUGUAACAAGAUACUGAGCCCAAAAUGUAGCAACUAGUUACAUUUUGGGUUUUGUUUCUUUCUUUUUUUUUUAUAACAUGUCAGGCUGAACACUUUAGUUACAAUAUUGGCCAAUUAUUACAUUUCAUUGGGUCAUUGUUACAUAUCAGAUAUCGGGUCAUUAUUACAUAUUGAAUAUUGAGUCAUUGUUCCAUAUUGGAUAUCAAGUCAUUGUUACAUAUCGGAUAUCUGGUCAUUGUUACAGUACAUACUGAGUCAUUGUUACAUAUCAGGUCAUUAUUGCAUAUUGGGCUCUAACAUGGCUUUUAAACAACAAACAAACAACAAAAUAAUGCAGAGAACAUUUUGAGCAACCAUCAGUCAACCUAUCAGUCAGUAGCUCAUGCAGUAAAACGAGCAGGUGUCUCUCUUUAUGUCGAGUCUUAGGACUGAAAGUGCAUCCAGCACAAAAUGACUUCCUCCUAAGAAUCAGACAUGCACUAUUAGGAUAUAAACAGAGUUAAAUCCUGUUGGGAAUGAAAGAGUAUUUGCUCCUGUCUCCACCGCUGAGUGGGGGAUCCAGGUCUGACAUAAGGAAGGUAAGCAGGAGUCUUUAAAACUAGGACACAGCUUCAUAAACAACAUAAUGAAGUCAGCUCUGUUUUAACUGAGUGGGGUCUUGAAUGAAACAAUGUCCAGUGACGAUCCUCUCUGAUCAGAGACCAGCUUUGAUUCCCUUUGUUGUCAUCAGUGUUGUCCUGUGGCCUCUUCCUCAGUGCCAGCAUCACUGCCCACUUGCUGCUCUGCUAUCUUAAAGGGGAUUAAAGGGGUUCAAAAAUGGAGGGACACGCAGUAUAUGCCUUUUUUUGUUUUCUCAUGUAAAAGUAAUCAUCAAAAACCUUGUUCACCUCUGUCUUUGGUGGCCACUUUCACAUUUUAAGCUUAGGUUAUUCUUGAUGCCUUUGUAGAAAGCUAUUAUGCUUUUUAAUUAGUUCAAAACGAGUGCGCAAAAUCACCUAGCAUAAAUGUCAUCACUGUCUGACCAGUGAAAUACAGGAUAAAGACAUAGUACCUGUAUAAAAGUCUACACUAGUCCUUAUAGUUGACAUUUUUCAGCUUUUUUAACACCUGGUGCUCAGAUAUUUUUUUUCUUUUCUCAUCGUGGUGUUUGUUGAACUUUGUGGCCGGAUUUAUUGUUUCAGAUUGGUGUCCUGUUUCUUUGGAUUGUUUUCUAAACCUGAUGCCCCUGCUGUUGGACCAUCUGACCUAAAAAAACAUAUCAAUUUCAAUUGUAUUGAUUCUCUGAUGACAAUUCUGGUGGGCAACCAGGUCACCAGUCAGUUACCAGAUGCCAGACAAACACAUUUUCUCUCAGAAUUACACCUUUAGAUUAAAAGAAGUCCACCUAACCUUCACAUGUUUUUUUUUUUUAGAUAGAAGCUUAGAAACUCCUUUACUUUUUCACAAAUGUGCUCCUUAUUUCCAGGUGAAGAUUACAGUUUAUUUGCAGCUUAGCUUCAGGAGACAUUACCCUCGUGCAGCUAUUAAAUCUAUAAAUAUUACCAUUCUUAAUUUGAUUCAUAAUCCUAUUCCACCACAUUGUUUCUGCACCUUAAACUCAGCAGGUUCAACAACCAAGUAUAUGGAUUUUCACACAAGCAAUGAAAGUCCACACAUUUUUUUUCUCUGACUGUCAAAUAUUUUUCUAAAGUCAUUUGAAUCAAUAGCUGUGUUUCAACCAAAGCAGUCUGGUACAGCACAAUAUAGCCCAGACCGUUCAGCUCAGAUUACCAUCUGUGCAUCUCAUUGGUACAUGACAAAAUGAGCGUUUUAUUUAAAUGGCGUCAGUCGGCCCUCUUUUGCUGCUUUCUCCACAAGCCACUUUGCAACCAGCUUCCACUCCCAGGUCCUUCUUCCUGUGCUGUAACUGAUUUCAUGACUGUCAUCUGUAAUGUCUCUGAUGCCUGCUGUGUUUUGUACCCCAAGAGGUCUUUGCUGCUGCUCUCCUUACCGUGACAUGAAACAGAGGAGAGGUGUGCUCUCCUUGUUGCAGGUUUGGCACUCCAUUUACGCAUGUGAAAAGACAGGGAGCUGUAAGAACAGGGACUUAUAACCACUGCAUGAAAAAUAAUUAUUAAUUCUUUUUGACAAAAGUGGUCUUGGAAGAAAUGCAUUUAAAGUAAUGAUUAAGAUGUGUGGGGUUUUUUUGGUAUAGAGAGACUUAAGAAUAAAGACAUCACUUGAUAAAAUGAUGGAAAAAGGCCAUGCCACUUCUUCCAUCUUUUUUACACAUAUACUGACUUCAUGUGCAUGCAGAUAUUUAGUUUGGUAUUUUAAGCCCCUUUUUUAGCAUCUCCCCAUGGACUGCACUGUAUGUCCUAUUAUAAUAAGCGGCUGCCUGCAGCUGCAGAGGGAACAAUCUUUGUGUUAAAGAUGCCUGGUGAGCCAUCCCUCAUUAAAAGAGAUGAGACAUCCGUGGUUUGUACUGCCGAGCCUGGAGAAAUGCUUCAUGGGUGCAAAUAUUGAUUCAGUUGAUUCUCUCCCUGUGGGAUGAAUGUUGUAGAUCCAUGUGGUGGAGUGUUUGCUCUGAUUAAUGAUCAAAGACUGAAAGUCAUUGAGAUUUUUUGAAACAUGUCCAUUAUAGUCAAAAGCUUGUUUUUUUUUUUUCAUUUUUUUAUUCUUUUAAAAAAUCAUGUCUUCAUUUAGGUGUUUUUGCAAUAAAAUCAAUUGCAUAAGACAAAUUUAAACCAAGGAAAUGUGCAUGAUAAUAUGUUUUAAUUUACCUGUGAACAAAGAUUAGUUUAGACCACUGUUUGGUCAACAGUCUUGAGCAUCGAAUUUCUCAAAGAAACAAAAUCCUUCUGUUUGUUUUAUCUCAGAGAAAAUGAGUAGAGGUGUUAACUGUUUCAUGAAAGUCUCUGUUACACAGUAGACAUAUUUUUUACAUGACACAGUCAGCACAGCAGUGUUUUUGCUGCCUGCUCCACUGUGACGCUCUCCUUUCCUCUCACCUGUCCUCUCACCUGACACACUUUAGAGAUGAAUGGUGUUGAUUGAGACACAGUGUCAACAUCAUCUGCUGCCUGCUCUCUGCUCACUGCUCUACAUCUUAACCAACUCCUAACAAGCUGGCAGCCAGCUCCUAGGAGAGGAAGGAGGCAAAUCUGUUUAUUUGUGGAUGUAGUGAUGCAUGUCCACGAGGACAUGUGUAGAUAUGAAUGCUUGGAAAAUGCUUUAAGCCCGCGCAUGCAUGCAAUUUAUGUCAGUACGUGUGGGGGCGUAUGCAUGUGUCUGUGGAUGUGAGUGUGUGUCACUAUGUAACUGCAGAGCUCAUGUUUUCCAUGUCACCAAGUGUGCAAGAAAUACAACAGGGUAAAGAGAUGCGUGAGCUGCUUGAUUAGAUUAGGAGAGCAAAUUGAUUGUAAGCGUGUAGUUGUCUCCAUUGGAAAGUGCCACUGAUUGUGGAGGCGGGAAAGCGUGCUGGCGCCUAAUUUGAUCACUCAGCAGCUAAUGCAAUCUGCGUUACGGCAGCUAUUGCAGUUUGGGAUUAAUGUGCCAAUAGGCUGAGUAUGGAAUGAGGAGGUGGAGCAAAGAUAGGUGAGUGGGGAUCCCACACAGGGAGGUGAUUGAUAGACUAGCAGAAUGACUUGCAUCCAGACAUUAAAACCGGCCUAUAUGAAAAAAAGAAUUUGAUCCCAGGAUGCAAAAAUGAAGAUCAUAAGAUUUUCUUGGGCUUAGUCUUCAAGCAAAAUUACUAUGUUUUAAAUAUUCUGUUGUGUUAACCUUAAAUUAACCAAAUCUUCUUUGAAAGAGAAGUGUACAUGUAAAAGGAAGAAAGUUUUAUUCAGUUUAGAUCUCCAAAAGGUACAUCUGUCCAUGAAUUCAGCAGAAGACUAUUACUGGAUGUCCAUCUGUGAACCCAAAGAACACAUUUGCAUUUUCCAUCAACACAUAGACACAGCAUUCACAUAGCGCAGUGACUGUCAAUGUCUUUACAUUAGCAUCACUGAAUAAUGGUCAGACACUCCAACAGAAGCCACACAUUAAGAGCAAUCAUGCAUUUUUCGAGUGACCAUUAACAAUAUAUUCGUCAUUGUAAAUUUCAUCAACCAAUUACCGUUUCUUAAAGCUCCUGUGAGUAUUUUUGUCAUUAUUGUGAUAUCCAAAAGCAAACAAGACCAUCAGUGACAAGACUGACAGUUUUUUAAUACUGUAAUUUUGAAUGCCUCAAAGUGGCGCAAGGGGGGAGCUGUCAGCCGAGAAGCUCUAGACACAUUCUUGAAUUUGCAAUCUUCACUUUUUUAAGUUUUGCAUUUGACUAUCAGCAGUCAGCAAGACUCUACAUAAGCAUACAGAGGGCAGCAUAAGCAAAGACUGUUUUGUCAACAGGGGGCGCCAAAACUGUCAAAAACAAAAAGUUCCUCACAGGAGCUUUAAGGAGUGUCAGUGCUUUCUCUACAUCAUAAUUGGACAAGAAUGUUUAAUUUAAGAAUGUUUAAUGUGUUGUUUACAAGUGUGUACUGUAGGUUUCUUUUUCUUCUUUUUUUUUUUCUCUCCUUGUUUUUUUUUGUGUUUACUACUGGUGGCAUAUGUUCCUUGCCAUAUCUGCCAUUGUAUGCUUGUGCCUCCAUCCUUAGUCCUGAUGCAUACUUGAAGAAAACACAAGAAACUGCUAAUCCAUAAAGAAAAUUACUGGCAAAAUUACUGACAUCAUUAGGAUUACUAUUUCUUGCUCUUCGUUGUCAACAUAUCCUGUCUUUAUGACCUUGUCAUGCUUAGCUCCACUCUUUUCUUUUAUUGAUCAGAUCUGGUUUAUAAUAGGGACUCCUUCCAUAAUAGAGCAAGGUGUGCAUGUGUGUAUUGAUCAAAUUGUAGUUGAAUUCUGAUUGACCUCAGAUGAAAUGGGUAAGAGGAAGGAAGAGCUGGUUAUCACAUUGAUGAUAAAGGUCCUGCCUAUCUCCUGUCUACUCCCAUUAUCUCCUGUCACAUUCACUUCUGAUGCCAAAUGCCACAUUAGCAUGCCUUAGACCGUCUCCCACAGUGGCAUCACACUGACAGCUCUUAUACCUGUGUUGCCACCUAUAGAUUGCUUAUUCCGACUGAGCAGCAGCUUCCAUCAUGGUUUAUGCAUUUCUCCACUCGUCAUGGAUCCUUAACAGUAUUCAGGAAGACUCUAAAUAGCAUACAGUAGAAAAUAUAUGUAGUGUAAAACUGGUCUACCUUGAGACAAAUCCUUACUUCUGUUCAUUUCUGCCAAGUUAAAUAAAAGUGGUAGAGGACUGUGUAACACAUGGAAAAAUAGAUGAUAACAAAAUAAAGAGUAAACAAAUCAGUCUGCAACAACCAUGUCAGCUGUUAGUGGAAAUAAUGAGGCAAAUCAUAAACAGAGAGAAAAGGGAGAAAUGGAUGAUUUAUGAAACAGUGUAAAAUGCUUGUUGACUGACUGAUAGAAAAACAACAACACACUACAUCUGUCGACCUUCUUCUUUAAUAAUGGACUCCUACAACCAUGGAUGUUUUAUUUAUCUAUUUCUAUCUCUGUUGAAACAUACAAUGUUCUUCUGUAUGCACAAACAAAAUUCAACAAGCAUCAAUUUAAUAAGUUAAAAUGUUUGUAAUCACACUUGCAUAAGGAUAAAAGGCCACAACACAACCCAGUACAGUACGGAUACAAAAUGAUACAGCAUGGUCAAUACUAUUAUAUUAUACCAUAUGGGACAGUGUGAUAAAUUACAGUACAACCUGAGAUGAUAUGAUGCAACAUGAUACGAUACCAUACAUGAAUAGGAUCUGACAGGAUACAAAACAGCAUGACUUGACAUGGCACAAUAUGACACAGAAUGAUAUGGUAUGAUAUGAUAUGAUAUGGUACUGUGUGGUACUAUACAAUAUACUACCAAUAUACACAAGCUACCUCUUCUGAUGGCUAAAUGGCCACUUCUGACUUAAAUUAGUAAUGCACAAACAGAAUCAAAUUGAUCAGCCCAGAAUCAGUCGCACAAUAUACAAAUCACCAACAAGCAUCCAUACCAGACCAUUAUUAGACUUCAGACCUAGAUAUCAAACCAAUAUGAGAUGGUCAAUAGGCAGAUACCGAGACAAUAUCUUUCCAAUUUUGGAUUAGGAUAGACAGAUCUUUGAGCAGAUCUUUAAACUUUCUUUUCCUCCAUCAUUUUAAUGAGAUAAAGUUAAUUUGAGACUCCUGUCAAAGUUGGUGGUUGUAGUAUUCAGCUAAAUGACUUAGUCGACCAUGAAAUUUGUUUAUAAAAACAUUAAAUUAUCAAAGAUCUAAAGAGUAAGUAAAGCGAACAGUAAUAAUAAUUCUUAAUCCCUUUUAUGUAUUUAUUUUUAUCUUUUAAUUCUUAAUCUUUUCAAAAAAAAUUUAAUUCUUUAUCCUUUUUUUUUAAUUAAUUAAAAAAAGUGUUUGCUUUACUGAAGACCUGAACGAUGACCAUUAAAGAUCAGCUAUUCAAUUCUGGACUUUUGCAGUACUUUUGUUUCUUAUUUUUUCACAUACAUUCAUGAGGGCUCAUUUACAAUCAAUGAUGGUGACACAAACUUAAGCAAUAAGUGUUUUUCUUGAUCCACUGUGUCUUGAAUAUUGCGCAGUGAUAACAUCCAGUUAACAUGAAAUGAAUCUAAUCACUCUGUGGUUCCUUUAAGGAGCAUUCAGCUCUGCAACACUGACUUUAAAUCAUGCUGUGGGAGUUGUGGGAGGGGAUUGAGUGAGAGAGAGAUGGGCUUUCUAUCUGAGGGGCAGAUGUGGUAUUUUAACAUUCAACAUGCCACAGGUUAUGGAUCAGCAGUCUAAGUCAUACUCUUCCUCACACCCUCUGCCCUUCUCUUCCCUCAUAUCCUUUUACUUCUACAAUUACUGCUCAUGCCCUUAUUGGCCCGAUUUCUCCUCCCAUGUCUACUCUAAUUUUCUUAUUUGUCUGCAGGGGCUAGAAACACUUGCAACAGAAGGAAAGGUUAAUGUUACAGAGGGAGGAAGUCAAAGUGUGAGGAUAAUCUUAACUGCCCAACGAGAUCAGUGAUUAAAACUGAUGUUUUUAUAUUUGGUUCACUGCCAGUGAAGGAAGACAAGUAUAGCCAAAAACAUGUAAGCUAUGUGCACAAUUAUGGGGGUCGGUGAUGGCUAUAAAGGUCCGGAUUCUGUCAUUACAGCCAGAGCCACCAAAAAUGCAGCUACUUGUUGAGUCUGUUAGCCAGUGUACUGAUCCUGGUCUACAAUUGAUCAUUUAUCCCCCCAAAAAAACAAAUGGUGCUACAUAAAUGAACAAGUUAAGGAUCAUUUCUACUCUAUGUCUGACACAUGUCACAUGCCAGUACUCUACAUUCAGUUUUUGGUCUGAUGCUGCGUUCCAGUUACCUCAGAAGUCAGAUGUCGGAGCUGGGAAUGACACCACACCCAAGUUGAUGGCGUUCCAGUUCAUAAGUUGGAAAAUCAAGAUAGACGCCUACAGUAAGCCAUUGUUAGCUGUUGUUUACAACUGUCUACUGUACAAACACCAUAGCAUAGUAUUCACAGUUAGACGUUGGGCAGUACAACAUAAACCACUUCUUUAAUUUCACAAAAACAAAACAGAAGCGCUAAUAAACAAUACAUUACGAGAGCUUUUAGUGUUACUCUUUACCUUUAAUGCACUGCGCUGCCAUCUUGGGUAAUGAUGUUGUUGUCAAGUCGGGGUUUGCAAGGAUCGUCCGACUUUCCGAGUCGGAAAUCCGACUUCAGGUGUGCGUUCCAGAUCAAUUUCCGACUUGGAGCUCGGAAAUUCCGACUUCUGAGUACAACUGGAACGCAACAUUAUUACAUGCUUUCUGGAGGCUUUUUGGAAAUACACCAAAUGUUGCAGUGCCAUUAGGAAGCAUUGUAGCCCACAGUUCAAGCUAGAGCAGUGAAAGACAGUGAAGCGACAGUGAGAUCAAUGGCUGAACUUUUUAAAGGAUGAAACUAUAAACAUUGACUUUGUAUGAUGGUAUUUUGUGUCUUGUUAUAUAUUGAAUGGUCCCACAUUAGUGUAAUCAGGAAUUAGGGUGAUGUGAGGAUUUAAGGGGCAGUAAGAUGCUUUGGACAUACCUAAGUUUCCGAUUAGAGAUCGCUCACAAAUGCCCACCUAGAGCUUGUCCCUCAGUGUGCCCAAGUAAAGACAGUUAACUGGUUGUUCCAAUUUAUUAAUGUCAUUCAUAAAGCUGUCCCUCAGAGGAAUGAGGCAGAGCAGGGCCUGGUGUGAAAUACCAUAAUAGUCUUCAUUUCACUCAACGCUUUACUGAGCAGGAUGGCAGGAGGUGAUGGAAUGCAUCCGAGUGCAAUGAAGAACGCUGCAUAAGCAGAGUAGUGAAGGCAGCAUUAUGCUGUAGACCUCUAGACUGCAAGACUUAAGCCUCCUUCUCUCUGGGCUUGUGUGUAUUAAUUUAUAGCCUCUGAUGUGUGGGGCUCAUGGUAUGUGGCUAGCAUACUCAGUUCAGGCCUGAAGGAGCAGUGACACAUGACAGCUGAUGAAGUAUGCAGAUCAAAGUUACUGACAGAUCUGACAAUGAAGUGGGCCUGGGAAUAUGUUACACUGUUUUUUUUUUAUAUCUAAAAUUGUAAGGACUGAUUGAGGGCUUCACAGUUUUGAAUGAAAUAAUGCAUAUCCACACAAAUGAGUGUCAUUCACCGUUGUAAUCAGUUGUCCUGUUGAAUUUCUUCUCGGGGGGAUUGUGAAUGUAAGAGAUAGGGAUGACAAAGUGAACUUUUUUGAGUGCAACAUUUUUGUUCCUGUAACACUGCCCUGUUUUAGCAAACUUACUUUUUUUUGUUUCAUUCCUCAACUUUAAUUUCUCCUGUAUAUGCUUCUGGCUGCGCUAAUCUAUACAAACGGUCUCUCCCAGAUCGCAUACAGUUUUAAUAAUCCUGAAAAAGUUAGAGACUGUAGAGGAUUAUGGUUCCUUUUUUUCUUUUACUGUCUGAAGAAAGUAAAGAAUUUCAAGGAAAAAACAUUGAUGUCAUGAACACGGAUCCAAGUCUCAUAAUUGUGCUGAACUGAUAAACUCUAAUAGGAGGACGUGGAGGGCAUCGAUCAUACUUUGAUCAAUAAAAUACAGGACAGUUCAUGCUGGAUAUAGAGCAUGAAAAACACUGAUUGGAGUUCUAUUUGAUUGUCAUCUAUUGUUACUAUGUCUUCUAUCUCUUCUUCUCGUCCUUGUGAACAAGGCUAUGAUAGGAAGGUCGACUGUGCCAUUUUUUAUUUAUUUGUUGAUAGCAUAUGAGCCUCUCUGGUUUACUGUAUAAAGUUUAUUUAAUAUAACAUGGCUGUAAUAUUCUCAUUAUUGCAUGCAAAUUCAAACAAGAGGGCCAACUUGAACCAUCCUACUUGUUGCAUUUUGUGUGUCAAAGGGUAAAAUGUAAUAUUCAUACAGAGGUUUGACAGGAGAUUACAAAAUGUGAAAAUGAUAUAUAGUGUGUGUCAUGAUAUAGGAUUAAAAGAAAUUGCAAUAUUUGUACAAUUUUCAAAUAUCUAAGCUUUGCAAGACAGGGCCUACUGCGCCCCCCCCCCUUUUCCAAUUGUUGGCAUUAAUUUGUCUGAUGUGCAUCAGCAUACUGAUGCACUGCUGAUUUCACUGAUUACCUUACCUCCAAGCAGAGAGCAGGGACUAACCACCUGGUGGAGUUUUGGGUUGGGAAGAAAACCUGCAGCCUCUCGGCCCCCACAUGAUUGCCCACCCCUGUUCUAUAAGCUUGUUGCUCAUGCAACAUUGAGUUGUUUUCUGUGUUUCUGUGUUGAGUUAACCAAACAGCCUUUUUGUACCAGGGACAGUCUCUGUUUGGUGGCCUAUUUUCAGCUGAAGCUGUCCCUAGAAUGGUCUCUGUUUUUAACCAUAAAAUCAAAGCGUAUGGUAGAAACUAUUCUACAUGUUAGGAAAGACUGAAUAGCAGACUGGGUGUCUCUAUAUAUGUUAUCAAGCUCUCAGAAGGGAGUGAUCGAUAUCAGCUCAUACAUUUAGUCUAUUCAUGCAGCAAUUUCUACUUUUUCUUCUUCGUUGCGAUAUACAUUAUCUUCUUCUUCUGCUUCUUCUGCUAGCUAGCAGGUACAGUAUCAUUGGGACAGGUAAUUUAGGAUUUAAAAUUAUUACUACAGCCGAUUUAUGAUUUGAUUCCAGAUAUGAUCUGUUAUCAGCGUGGAGCAAACUACACAUGGAGAAAGAUGUUAGAAAGGCAAUGAAGGAUUAUUAUUGUGGCUCCUUAGUCCAAGUUAUGUUGGUCAUUGGAUUUUCUGUUAAAAAUGGCUCUGAUAGGUGUAAACUUUAUUUGGGUGCCUAUUUCUGGACAGAAAAAUCCAAUGACCAAAGGGUAGAUGAGUCAUUUUCUUCAAGCAAUACCUCCCUUUCCACUGGCAGUAUGUGCACUGCACCUGCUGGCAGUAGUAACUACAGUUACAGGAUGCUUGGUGCUCCCAUGCCUGUCCCCCUCUAUAACACAGUAAAUGUUGUUGGUAAAUGAAUAAUGCUGCAUUCCAGUUACCUCGGAAUCCAAUGUCAGAACUGGGAAUGACGUUACACCCCAGUUGACAGCGUUCCAGUAAACUUCUAGCUGUUGUUUUCAAUUUUCAUCUGUUGUCAGCUGUUGUAAGCCGUUGUUAGUUGUUGUUAGCUAUACCAGUUGUAAACAAUGCAUAACAACUUUCAAAUACCAUAGCCCUGUGUUCACAGUUAGACGUUGGGCAGUACAACAUAUACCACUUAUUUCAUUUCACAAAAACAAAACAGAAGUGCUAAUAAAUAAUAUAUUACGAGAACUCUCACUGUUACUCUUUACUGUUGAUGCACUGCACUGCCAUCUUGGAUUAUGAUGUUGUCUUCAAGUCGGGGUUGGUAAGGAUUCUGACUUCCUGAGUCGGAAAUCUGACUUAAUGUGUGCGUUUCAGGUGAAGUUCCAACUUGGAGCUCAGAAAUUCUGACUUCUGAGUACAACUGGAACACAGCCUAAGUUCACAAUUAACAAAGAUUUCCAAUCACUGCUGCAGCCCAAACAUCAAGAGUACCUAAUUUCUGCUGUGAAUUUUUUAAAAUUUCCAUAAAUAAUAGUUACGUUGUUUGGAUUCUGUGAUCUUUUUGUGUUGUUACAAGUGUCAUGUUUUUGUAGUGGCUGAGUCGUGUGGUUUCAAGGCAGUGAGCCGCAUUUAACCUCAGCAGACAGUGGUGGUCGCCAGCCCUGACGCUGUUAUUUUGGGGUCACAGGCUGAAAAGUUUGGGAACCUCUUUUUUAAUGAAAUAUUGACUGCUGAACCUGGUUUUCAUUUAAUAAAUCUGUUCAUUUAAGUGUACAGACAUGAGUAUGCAUGUGUGUGUGUGUGUGUGUGUGUGUGUGUGUGUGUGUGUGUGUGUGUGUGUGUGUGUGUGUGUACUGGUAUGUGUAUCGAUGUCCACCAAUAGAAAGCACUCUAUUUUUGCACUGAGCUGUAUAAUAUAUAAUGUAUUUUCCCUCAUAGUGUGGUGCUUUAUGAGGUAUAGAGACUAUAGAUGUGAUAAUAUCAGACAGAGAAGGGCUUGAAUCCAGUCUGUGUGUGCGUGUGUGUGUUUGUAAUUGUGUGUUUCUUUGCUUUUGAACAUGUCUGCUAAUUGGACAGGGUGUGUGCUAUAAAUAGGAUUUUCCUGGAAUCUUUGCACAUCUACUGGGAAGUGGAAUUUGUCUCAGAUAUGUUUCUCACUUUGUGACUUGGUAUGUGUGCAUGUUUGUGUGUGUGUGAGAGUAUGUGUGUUACAUAUCUUGUCUCUUUAUCUGACAGUUUUAAUCAGGCAAUGAUCUGCAAUCCAGGAUGCUCCCUGUUUGCUGUACAUUUAUAUUGUGUCAUUGUUCCGCCGCUCUGCCACUGAGGAGAACAGAACUAUCCUCUGUGUCUUCAUACAUCUCCCUUCUGUCACUGGCACAGCCGCAGCUAUGAGCAAUACUUUCAUAUAGAUCCUCUGUCCCCUGAGACUCGUUGGCAGCUUAUUGUUCUCCAUAUUUUCUUGUCUGGGGAACUUUUUCAUAUUUCGCUGAAAAUGAAGAUAAAUUGUUCCUUAGUUUUAUGUGGAAGACAGAGAACAGAUUUACAUUUUCUUCUUUCCAUGACUCAUUUGCAUGCAUGCUCAUUUUAUGUUUCCCUGCCCAUGGGCGACUGGACUGUUUGUUUUCUGUCUACUUUACCAGUUGUAGUGUGAUGAUGUUGGGUUUAAAUGAACACUUUCCUUAAGGCCAACACUGAAGUGUAACAUGUUCGGAAUAUACCGCUUAGUGAUUUAGCUUUUUUUCUUUUUGCACAAGUACGUCAUCAGUGUGACCCAGAAAUUCUAAAUCUCACCAAAGAAAGUUUCUUUACCAUAUAUUUCAGAAUAGCUUGAUUUAAUUUGGAAACCUAAUUCUUUUGGUAAACAGAAAAUAAUUCCUGGAAUUCAAUUUCUGCACUGGUUUUUGGCAAAUAUGAUCUUAUUUAAAUUUAUUUUUUGACAGCCAUCAGCUAGGCUUGUGUGAAUCAUCUCUGAAAUGUUUCGUCAUCUCACUGACAUAUAUAACAGAAUAUUCAUCUCUGUCACAAAUCCCAUUAAAAUGAUGAAGCUGACUGCAGGCUAAACCUUUUUUGAGGGACCGCGGAUGAAAAACCAUUAGUCUAAAAAGUCUAAUUCCUCUACGAUGAUUUUCUUAGGAUAAUCAGAAAAUAAAUUUAGGCCUAUUAUUAAAAAAGUAAACAGUGUAAGGAUCUUAGACAAUAAAUCGUUUCAAACACCCAGUGAAUACAGGACCUCUUUUUAGCUUUAGCAUAUCAGAAAGGAGGUAGAAAAAACUUAAUCCUCACCUACAAGGAUGUCAUCAGUAACCUUUUCCAAGUAGGAAAACUUUGCUUGAAAACACAAUAAAAGGAAAUAUGUAGUCAUUAGAGUUUGUUACAUGUCUUUAGAUUACAAUCUACCAAAACUCUUAACCACCAUGGUGCUUUCUAAGAGUGUAAUCCCAGUCAAAUAAAGCUGUCACUGUUUUUCUGACUAUGUUAUUCAAAUGUUUGAAAGGCACUGGUGUCUGAGGGUAGAUAAAGGUAGAUCCAUACUGGUUUUCAGUGGCCAUUGCUGAUGCUGUUCAUUAGAGAAGGAUGCUACAGGGUUCAAUACUAUGUCAAUAUCCUGUUGUUGUUGUGUUGUUGUUGUCUUGCAUUUGAUAGAAUAUAACAAUUUAACAAUACUAACAAGUGAGAAAAAAAAGAUUAACUUGGAUGACCAUUUCCUCAAAUAAUGUUGGCAGAAAAAUAUUUUACCCAGGAAAAUAUUGCUGCAAGGGACUUAAUGGAUUUUAAGACAUCCAUAAAAAUAAUUAAAAAAACAGGUUUGGUUAAAAAAGAUAUUAGCAAAAUUAAGGUGGAAAUAGUUUCAUUAUGUCAUGCACAUUACAGUCUAAUAAACUUGAUUAUCUUAGCCAGUAAAAUGUUUUAGAUGGAUUGAAAUAGAAAAAUACAUUAGUUUAUGCUAUAGAUAUGACAAAACAUGACUAAUUUUUAUGUCAGAAUUAACACUACACAGGGCUUGACUCUAACUUUUUUCACAAGGAGCACAUGUGCACCUCAGUUAAAACAGUAAGGAGCACAUAAAGAACUUUAUGGGCACAAUGAAAAUUGAUCAAAUGAUGUGUGUCUUAUUGUAAAACAUAGGUCUUUUGGUCACAUGGCAUAAAAGCUAUCGAAGAAAAUGUUCAAAAUUUGCCGUUAGAUUGAACACAAAAUUUUUUAAGAUGACAAACUAGGGAAAGAGGUUUGUCUUGUUGUCUGAUUACUAUAAUUUGAAAUCAGUCAUAGGUCUACUGGUCACAACAAGGAAGUUAUUGAAGGAGAACAGCCUUUUUUGAGAACAUCAACAGGUAAUUUAUUGAUGGUCCCUUAUUCAACACCUGACAUUAACAACAAGGGUGCCAAGUAGAUUUAACCACGCUGCUGUUGCUGUUUCCGGUUAUGGAGAGUGAGAAGACACCGGUAGAUCCGCAGUGAAUGUCCGUCAGAUAUCCAACCUACAAUUAACUUCGCGGCGGUAUUUACAUGAAAAAACAUUUGUUGCCUCGGCUGAUUUGUUUUAUGCGCACAUGUGCUCCUAAAUACAUUUUACAAUUCGCACACAUCUAUUUUUAGUCGCAAAUCCAAGUGAAGCGGUUGCACUGUCGAGUCCUGCUACACUACAUUAUUUUAUACACCAUAGAGAGCCUGCAAUAGGCUCUAUGCACAGCUCCACUACUUCCUGAACUUAAGGCAGCUCCUUUAUUUCCUGUCUCACAUUAUUGGACGAACUGAUUAAUUCAGAUGUGACUGAUCAUUGUGACAACUCAGACACACCUGGAUUAAUCGGUUUGUCCAAUAAUGUAAGGCAGAAAUAAAGGAGCUGCCUUAAGUUCAGAAAGAUGGGAAUCAGUGCAUAAAGCCCAUCGUUUCAGAUUCUAUGUACUAUCAUUUAGGAUAGAAUAAACCUCACUCUGCUUUCUGGCUCUCGACAGUUUAUCACCAUGAUGAAUUGAACGUUGGGAUUAUGAUAAGUGUAACUGCAGCCUCCCAUAGACCUCUGAAGACACUAUUGUGGACACUGUUGUUUUCUAGGACUUCUGAGGCAACAACCUUACCUGCAGACUUCCCAAAAACACACAGUAUCACUAGUGGCAUUUCUUCUUCUUUUUCCUCUUCUUCGUCUUCUCUCUUGUUGCUCUGUUGAGAAAACUCGUAUGCUUCAAAAGACAGUUGGCAGCCACUCCACACUCCCCCUACGUCUUCUGCAAUCCCUCAGAUUAUCAAAGUAUCCGGUCUCCAUGGAAAACACAGAGGGGGAUCUUUAGCAAGAGACGGUUGCCCUGGCAACAAGCUCAGUAAAGUCAGCUGCCCAGAGCAGAGGUAAAACACAACCGACCAAAACCACAUAACUGGAAGUUGGCAGAAAGUUGACAGGAUGAAAUAGCUACCUGUCUCCGUCUGGGAAGAAAACUGGGGGAGGAAGUGCAAUGGAUCAUGAAGCCGAAGAUCUAUUUUAAAGUUUCAAAGUCCUUUUUAAAUCCUUGUACCCAUUCUCAAAACGGUGAGUCCUUAUAUCACCAUUUACAUUUGUCCUAAAGUAGUCCUUCUCAAAAUUUCUCACUUUGCGUGUUCCUCUUUGAAACAGUGUCACUUAUUUCCUCUUAAUCGCAAGAACUUUUACCAUUUGCAGCUUGAAUUGUUCUAGUAGUGAUGCCAAUAGGAUAUUGGUAUUGAUAGAAAUAUGAAAUACAGUGUGCCAGCAAGUAUGCCAGUUAAAGGUGGAGUAGGCAGGAUCAGUGGAAGUGCCAGUAUUGGGGAGAAAUCUUGAAUGUAAACACUACCCCUCCUAACUAGUUUUUCUCUCGGCCCCUCCUCUCUCCACCCUCUCUGCUCCAGCAAGCCCCGCCCACAAACAGACGCUCCUAACAUUUCAAUUAAAUUCAGAUAUAAUGCAGAUACUUCCGAUAAUUACAAAUGGGGCCCAGUCAACAUGAAGUAAAAAGCACCGGUGCUUCUGUAGAUGCCAACAGACUGCCAGCAAACACAAUGUUUGCAGGACUUCUAUGACUCGGAUAAAGUGACAUACUCCAGGACCUGAGGUAAACAGUUUAGCGGCGCCACAACACACAGCAGGUCCCGUUUGACAAGAAACACUUCUGUAAAAGACACUUGGCUUGCUUUGUUAAAGCAGUUUACCUGUCCAGCGGAAAGGUUACAGGGUCCGUAAGAUCCCAAAGCAUUCACUGAUGUUGACCCGUCUUUUUAGCUCUUGUUCAGGUGGUCUACCUCCUUCUCAGCGCCUGCUGUUCCGCCAGAGUCUCCGGUAUUUACUUUGUUUUGUGCCUCACAACAUAAGGGAGCAGCGUCUGCCUCACAACCAAUCAGCAUGAGGGAGCAGGGUCCGCCUCACAACCAAUCAGGUUGGGGGAGGCGGAGAAUAGCUUUGUUUACAUUUAGAAAGAGCGGGCCGCUCAAAAAUUUUAAAACGUUGAUUACACAGACAUAACAGAACAAUUCGAUAUUUUGAUAUUCCCACAUGUCAUCAACAACUAAUAGCUAUUGACUGAUAUUAAAAGCGUUUUCGUUUAUACACCACAAAAAAAGAUGCAUUUUUAACAGAAUCUUGCCUACCCCACCUUUAAUACACAAAUUUGUCACCCUGAUCUGCCUCUUGUGUCAGAGAGGUCAACUGGUAUCACGCCAAAUUUAAGGCUUUUUCAGGGUUAGUACUGGGAAGAAAAAACUGUAUCAAAACAUCUAUACUUGUACGCCAGGUAUUUUGAGCUGCAGUCAUCAUCACAACAUUGUGUCAUGGGUUGUUAGUGCAAAGCUGCUGAGUGCACCCAUUUCCUUCAAACUCCUAUACUGGAGUGACUUUAAGGAUAGCUGUCAGGCUGGUAACAUGUCACUGACAGAAGCAGUCAUUGUUGACAUUUCUAUCAACUAUGCCUCUGUCAGCCCAGGUAGAAAAUCAUGAAAACUGAAUCUGACAAGCUGCAUGUUCUUUCAACCUACUACAGGUUUGUCUGAAGAUCUACCUCUCUUCCUGACACGCUACAGUAAAACUGACUGCUUUGGUUCAUUUUAUUGGAAGGUUUCUUUUAUCCAGUGGGCUGUGAAGACCUUCAUGCACUUUGAAAUUCUGUCCAGUCUGCCCAGCAGAGAAAAGUGUAUUGAUUCACAGUUUGAGGCCACAUCUUAAAAUCUUGAAGACUAAAUAAUGCAUGUGUAACUCAUGUGGUCUGACAGUUUGUCGAGUUGACCUGCUCAGGAGUAUACAUCCCUCCCUCUCUCUCUCUCUCUUUCCCUCUCUCUCUCUCGCUCUGAACCAACAGUGUUUGGUCUUGACUGAAAGCAACUUUGCUGCUGACAAAGACCGGUCUUUUCUCUCCUGAGGGAAUCUAUGAUCCAAUUAGUUUUCCGUUGACAGGCUGGGAAUGUGAACAUGGAAACACCUGAAAGUAUAGGUCCAAAAAAUGAAAAUGUCAGCCAUAUCAGAUAAAGUAGCGGCACAGGAUGUAAUAGACAAACGUCCAUCUCAUCAGUUGACAGUUUUCCUGUGAGUUAGUAAACUGCUUCUACCUCAGGAAACGCUGACUAUUGUGAAGUGUUUAAGGAGUGCAGAAUCAUCAAUAUGCUGGACAGUUUGAAGACAACAUUGAAGAAAAAUUCACCCUUUUAGAUCAAAUCAUAAACUGCAGAAAUCAAACUAACUUAGUUGUAAAUAGAGGUAAUAUAAGGUAGGUUUCAAAAAGACAGAGAAAGAAGAGUGGAUCUAAAGAUUGACAGACAGCUGAACGUUGCUUCAAGUGUUACCUUCAGGGACGGUCCAUAGUGAGUAGCUAUCAGAGACGGAGUGACAGUAGUUGAGACACACUGUAGACGGCCAGAAAUACUGAUGGAAAGCAGUGAAAAAGACACCCUAAUCACUGGGUUUGGUUUGAACACAGGGGCUUUGUGAUGAGGAUUUUCUUAGCUAUUUAAAUAGUAAUUUAGACUCAGUGGACUGUGGCAAAAGUGAAUGGACUCUAGAAAAAGAGAUGGGUUAAGCUUCAUGUGUUCUCUGGAGUGAGCUUAUAAGAGACUUUGAAAAGUAUGAAUAAAAUACAGGAAUCCUGAAAGACUUUGAGGUUUCUUGUAAUGUGCUUCUUUUUAAUAAAAUAUCUCGUAUUAGUUACACAACAUGUCCCCAUGCACCCACAAAAACUAACAAUCAAUUUAUGUUGCCUUAAUCAGGAUAAUUAAUAAACAGCUUUUUUUUCACUGUCAUUGUUUAAAACUGUAAGCUUUACUCUACUUGGCCUUCUUAUUAAUUACCCAGCUGCUUGAAAUACUUAAUCCUGAUUAGUCAAAAACCUCAUAACAAUGGUAAUUAAAUCUGAACAGCAAGAGCAAAGCCCGAGACAACCAGAUCACACACAUCCUACGAAAUCAAGCUGCAAAAAAAGAGUCCAGCACAUUCAAAUAGGUUAAAAUUUCAUCUCCUCAAUUAAUUAGAAAAGUAUAAAAUGUCAGAUUUGUGUUUAAUGGCCGACCAGACACAGAAAAUAAGAUGCGAAAAGGAGAGUAAGGGAUGUUAAAUCAGUGAGAGAGCUUUUGACCAAAUUCAAAAUCAGGCACAACACAGCGUGCGCUUUGUAAAUCUUACAGGACUAGGUGCAGAGGGAAAUAACACCAACAGGAGAGUUACAGGGGAGACAAUCGUGAUGUAUUUAAUUUCCAAAUUUUUGACUUUAUCCUCGUGGUGCAUAAUAAAAAAAAAAAAUCUUCCUCCUCUUAAAGUUAUUUUUCUCUUUCCUUGACCUAAAACUCUUCAUAUAAUGGUAAUACUUAUAGCAAACGACUAAUAAUAGCAAACGACUAAUAAUCUUUUUUCUUUUUCAUCAUUUGAAUAAAAGAUGAACAGUUUUGAAGCCAGACUAUGAGGUUCAAAGAGCUAUAGCUGGGAAGUGAUUAGUUGAAAACUGUAAACAAUCCAAAUUUAUUGACAAUUAAUCCAAUAUUUUAAGAAAUGUUGAAUGAAAAAGCUCAAGCUAGUGAUUCCAUCUUUUUAGAUUAGAUUUUUUUGUAUAGCUCGCUCCUUAGUCACAACAAAGUGAAAAUCUCUUGGUUUAGGGAAAAAAAAAAAAAAUUUAAAUAUGUCAGUAUGGGCUUGGAAACAGUCAUCGACAUUUCUUAGACAGUGGCUCUGAAUAUGCAUGUCCUGGAUACAAAAUGGACCAUAUUGUGAAAAAGCCAAACCAAAUACAGUUCACACAAAGCUUACAAACUAAUUAAAAUGCACUACAGAAAUCAGUGCCAGUAUGGAGUGGUUAUGUACAAAAUUUGCAAUAAACAAGGUAGUGAACUUAGAAACUCUUGAAUCAGAUUCAAUUUUUAAUUUCAGGGACUUCAUGAAGAGAUCAGCUGCUGCUGAGCAGAAAAAAAACUUCCCCCUGAAUUUGCAUGUACAAGUUUGUUGUACAUUUUUGGCUCGAGUAUUUCGUAAACAAACCUCAAAGUAUCAUGAAAUGUUAGCAAUCAUAUUUAAUCCCAUAGAGCGAAAUGUUAAGCAAAAUUUUUCUUGGAAGAUUUUAAAAGCAGAAUGCACCAAAGUGAUGUUGGCAGCAGAGGAAGAAUGGACUCAAGAGAUUUCAAAUGUAAUUUCUGCCAGAUUCACAUGUGUAUGAAAUGGGCCAGUCAGCCUAAUGAGGGUUCAAACAACAUAAGAGGGUCUUUUUCUUUUUUGGAGGUGUUGCUAGACUCAUCACCAGCCCGCUGGUCAAACAGCCCACCAGGAGAAGAACUCCCACUCCUCCAGAUGGCCUGUCUGCCUUUGAUUGCCAAUAUCUGUGCGGGCGUUGUUUUGGAUACCUAAAUAACUUCAGCAGUUGAAUCAAAAGGUGGUCAACAACAACAUUAGAUAACUGAAAAUUAGCUAUGUGACCUAGCUCCUGAUUACAAAAUAACUGCAGUUGUUAUGAAGAGAAGUUUGCCCAACUUUGCCUCUUCCACAGAUGGUGUUUUGAAUUAGAGGCUGCUUGCAAAAUAGGCGGUAAAAAGGACCAAAAAAACAGCAUACAGUAUUUUUCCCAGCACUCAGUGGGAGCCCCUGUUCUCUAAGGGUUUACUUCUUCAAACAGCACCAAACAUUAAUUUAGGCAUGAGGGCAAAAAUCAUGCUGUUUCUGUCUGUGGUAUUAAUGUCUGACUGUUUUCCAGCACAGCAGACAUUGAUGUACAGUAUGUGCAGUCGAUCUUUUUGUAUAAAAUGAAUUCUACACAAUGUUUUUAUUCUAAGGAUUUGGUUGAAGACAGUAUCUUGGGGAAACCUCUCAAGAUGGAUUGGUUGGCAGUGUUUUGUCUCAUAUUUAUUUUUUUGUAAUGCAAUAGCACUCUCCUUGAAUCUUGCAAUAACUCCAGUGUCUCAUAUCACUAUGUACUGUUGCUCGUCUUGAUCCAGGAGUCACAUCCUUUGCUAUCUCCUCAAAGCUAUUUUAAGAUUUAUAUUAGCUUCUUACUCAGUUCUCUUCCCAUAUAAAUCAGGUUUUUUUGGUGUGUUCUUCACACUCUGUUCUUCACAUCUUUUGGCUCUUGUUUCUCAUUCACUGCACCCAUAAAAUACAAUCAUUAGAGCAGGAUCAGGCGCACAGGGGGCAUUCAGUCAGGGGCUCUGUCAGCAGAAGGGAUUGUUAAUUGUAACCAUUAGGCUGCUGUGGUGCUAUGCUGACAGAGCUCUAAUAGACACUGGCCUUUGGUUUAAAAAUGCCUUUUUGCCCUGUGGACAGCAGCAGGGCUACAGCAAUUUUAACCCAAACCCCACAGCAGCUCCUGUAUUGUAGCUGACAAGGAGUCAGCCCUCUGUGGUUGUUUUUCCAGGGUCUUCAGGGAUUGGAGGCGUUGUUCUGAAACAAAUUGUUACCUUUGGUUCCUCUUAAAAACAUGCCAUUAGUCAGAGGAUCAGCUUCAGUUUCCGUUGCUUUUUUCUCCGUUACACUCAAGCUGACUGUAGCUGUGGGAGAGAAGUUUUUUGUCUGAUAAAUCUUAGCUUUGUUGGAUGUAUGCAGUUUAUAUGGUGUUAAUUGAAAGCUUCAAACAUAAUUAAACCCCUAUUAGACACCCUGUUGUGCCUUAAUUAGAUACUGGCGAUACUAAUGCUUGAGGAUAACAGUGAUGGGUGUUUGAUUUGCUCACAUUUAGAGUUGUGAUAAAAGUAAACAGGAGGAAAGAACUAGUGAAACCUGCUUGGCUAAACAUGCAGAUAAGGGUUUUCUAAAAGCCACUGUGAGAAAUUUUGUGUGUGAGUAAAUUCAUGGGGUCGCUCAGGACAAAGUGAUUCCUCUCAUCUCUGUACUGUUUCUGUCCUGUACACGGGAGUGUAAAUUUUUCUCUCCAUCGUUUUACUUCUUACACCAGUCGUACAUAGCACUGAAUCUUCUUGUGAGAAAGGCUGUUCCAGUAGCAUGCUGUUACUCUUCACAUUUAUCACAUGGUAAUGGUUAAAAGUAUUCAAAUUGAUGUCAUACUUGGUAUUUUUAACGGCUUACUUUGCAGAGCAUUAUUGUUAAGCAGAGCAUUAAACAUAGGCUGCAAAAAUGACAUUUCAAACACUUUGUUCUUAUUUAGGGGUGUCCCAAUAUGAUAUUGAUAUCGGAUAUCGGUCGGAUAUCAGCAAAGAAAACAAAUAUCGGAUUACAUCGACCUGCAACUAAAGUCUCUGAUAUCAGCACUCUGAAACAAGCAGUCCAUUCCAGACUCUGCUCUGGCACCUCUGUCUAGCAGCCCCCUGAUCCAGCAAGCUGAGCCCACUAAAUCACAACAACAGUGUGUACUAAGGUACUAACAAAGUAGCGAAGAGUAAGAGUGAUGUUGGCCUUGUGCAGAAUUUUUUGUUUAAAGGGAUAUUCAUUUCUUAAUGGAAAUGCAGUCAGACUGAGAUGCUAAGGCAGAAGAACUACCGCGUCUGCAGUGCAAAAUGAUCAAUAUGAGUAAUAUGAUUAUUACUUCAAGGAAAUGAUAACCAAUGGGAUACAAUACAGAGGGAUGCAAAAGUUUGGGCAACCUUGUUAAUUUUCAUGAUUUUCCUUCAUAAAUCAUUGGUUCUUCGGAUAAAAAAAAUCAGUUAAAUAUGUCAUAUAGGAGACAAACAGUGAUAUUUGAGAAGUGAAACAAAGUUUAUAGGAUUUACAGGAAGUGUGCAAUAAUUUUUUAAACAAAAUUAGGCAGGUGCAUAAAUUUGGUCACCACAAUAAAAAAAUUAACUCAAUAUUUAGUAGAUCCCCCUUUUGCAGAAAUAACAGCUUCUAAACGCUUCCUAUAGCUUCUUAUGAGAGUCUGGAUUCUGGUUGGAGGUAUUUUGGACCAUUCCUCUUUACAAAACAUCUCUAGUUCAUUCAGGUUUGAUGGUUUCCGAGCAUGGACAGCUUUCUUUAAGUCACACCACAGAUUUUCAAUAAUAUUUAGGUCUGGGGACUGAGAUGGCCAUUAGUAGAUUUUGAGCAGUGUUUAGGGUCAUUGUCUUGUUGAAAGAUCCAGCCCCGGCGCAGCUUCAGCCUUGUCACUGAUUCCUGGACAUUGGUCUCCAGAAUCUGCUGAUAUUGGGUGGAAUCCAUGCGUCCCUCAACUUUAACAAGAUUCCCAGUCCCUGCACUGGCCACACAGCCCCACAGCAGGAUGGAACCACCACCAAAUUUUACUGUAGGCAGCAGGUGUUUUUCUAGGAAUGCUGUGUUCUUUUUCCUCCAUGCAUGACGCCCCUUGUUAUGUCCAAAUAACUCAAUUUUAGUUUCAUCAGUCCACAGCACCUUAUUCCAAGAGGAAGCCGGCUUGUCCAAAUGUGCUUUAGCGUACCUCAAGCAGCUUUGUUUGUGAUGUGGGCAGAGAAAAGGCUUCCUCCGCAUCACUCUUGCGUACAGCAUCUCCUUGUGUAAAGUGCGCCAAAUAGUUGAACGAUGCACAAUGACUCCAUCUGCAGCAAGAUCAUGUUGUAGGUCUUUAGUGCUGGUGUUUGGGUUGACUUUGACUGUUCUAAACAUUCUUCGCUUCUGUUUAUCUGUGAUUUUCCUUGGUCUGUCACUUUGGGCCUUAACUUGAACUGUGCCCGUGGUCUUCCAUUUCCUCAGUAUGUUCCUAACUGUCGAAACAGACAACUGAAAUCUCUGAGACAGCUUUCGGUAUCCUUCCCCUAAUCCAUGAUUGUGAACAAUCUUUGUUUUUCAGGUUAUUUGACAGUUCUUUUGAGACUCCCAUGUCGCUUCUCUCCAGAGAAGAUUCACAGAGGAGGGAAACUUACAAUUGCCCCCCUUAAAUACUCUCUCAUAAUUGGGUUCACCUGUGUAUGGAGGUCAAGGGUCACUGAGCUUACCAAACCAAUUUUGAGUUCCAAUAAUUGGUUAUUAAGGUUUUGAAAUCAGUAAAAUGACAACAGUGCCCAAAUUUAUGCACCUGCCUAAUUUUGUUGAAACAAUUAUUGCACACUUCCUGUAAAUCCUAUGAACUUCGUUUCACUUCUCAAAUAUCACUGUGUUUGUCUCCUAUAUGAUAUAUUUAACUCAUUUUUUUUUAUCCCAAGAACCAUGAUUUAUGAAGGAAAAUCAUGAAAAUUAACAAGGUUGCCCAAACUUUCGCAUCCCACUGUAUGUACUGUUGAUGAAGUUAGGUGCUGUUCUGAGUAUUAUUUGUGGCUAUAGAGUGGCGUUUUGGUUGAGGUUCGUUUGUGGCUCCUCAGACCGCUGUGUAUUGCUAUCAUGCGGUCGUUACUAAAGUUGGUAUAACUAGAGAAGCAAGCGGUCGGCAACGUUAAUCUCUCAAGAGGGCGUCUAACUCGGUGAUACGGUGUGUUUGACCCUAAAUUAAUUUUUCGCUGGAAUAUCCCUUUAAGUCCGAAAAAGACAUUGCAGCUGAGUGAAAAACUUGUCAUGCACAAUUUUGUUCCGAUAUCAUAUCAAUAUCGUCAGUCUUGAAGGCUACAAUGACUGUAUUGUAUUGGAAGUCAAAAAGUUGUAUCGGGACAUCCCCAUUCUUAUUACAGGUCUGCCCAGUUCUGCAUUCCUUGUGCAUUCCUUGUCUGAGCCACAGAGAUUGUACUCCCUGUGUCCCUUUAAUUCAACACAUUCUUUAUUGUAGUGUAAAUGUAUUGCCUGCAUUUACACAAUGCAACUGCCUGUAGUCUGAUGAAACUUAAGUGCGCUGCAGGUGGAAGACUUUUAAAGGGCUUUUUGACAGCAAAGUGAAGUGCUGAAAAUCACACAAUGGCGUAGUUCCAUUCUCUGAGAAUAGUGAUUUGUCAGGACUUUGUUAAAACUAGCUGAACUGUGUGGUAGAGAUGACUCUGGGGGGCUUUUGUUCUGGAGUUGUGCACUGAGGAAACAUGAGCAUUGACUGAAACACCUGAAGUGCAAAGUGCACACACUUGCUGUAGAACCACACCUUAAUAAAUAAAUGGUGGUUAAAUAUCUCAACAGCUUUUGGAUUGGUUGCCAUUUCAUAUUUAUGUUUCCUUUAAGGAUGAAUUGUAACUUGUAAAAGCUCAGUUUUUAAUCUGAUGCUAUCAUGAAGUUUAAAGUAGUUUCCUACUUUUCACAUGACCAAAAAAAAAACCCACCUUAAAAUAUAAUUAGGUUUGACUUGCCAACAGACAGAGCUGGAAUGCCUCGAUAUAUAGGCUUCCAAAUUGAUGUACAAAAUAGAAGACGCUUUAAAUAGUCAGUCCAAAAACUCUGCAAGUUUGAUCUACACACUUGGCACAAAUCAGAGGACUUCUCCCACUUCCUGGCUGGCAGAAAGGAUCCACAUUCUCUCUCGGAUUCUAGUUAAGGGAGACAGUAAGACAUGAGAAAGGUUUUGAGGUCUCAGUGUUCUGCUUAGGGUGUUUUCAGUCAUCCACAUGUCCAGCAGCAAAAAGACUGGGACAGAAAGGAAGUGUAAAAAAGGGAAGACGAGGACUUUUUUUUGUCUCUGAAGAUGAGCUGAGAAUUGCGACAAUUAGUUGAAGCAGUUACCGCUCUGUGUAUCUGAGCUCUCGGAGAGGAAGGCUGUCGUGUUCAAACCCACAGGAUUUUAUUUUGAAUUCUGCUCCAAGGAGCUGAGGUUACCAAAGAUACCAAAUAUGUCAGGUUGUAUCGUGGAGAGAUGUGUGUGGGCUUCAAAUUAUGCAAAAGACAUCUCAAUUUUUUUUAGUUGAGAGGAUGGAGCUCCAAAAAAAUGGUACACAAUGUGAAAUGAGUGUGAUGAUUUCCCUUCACUGGGAUGCAAAUUAAUAGAAAAUUAAAAAAGGGAGGGGAAACGAUUCAAGAGGCUAAUGAGUCCUGUUUUGUAGUCCUCCUGUCAGUUUGCUUGUUUUUCUGUGUGCACUGUGACCACAUGUGCUCUGUGAGCGGAUGUGUGCCCUCUUCCUUUGUGAAUGCCAAGGAUGGUACCCAUGGUUUAUUCAUAGAGAGGUGGUAGAAUGCCUCAUGGUUCAUUUCUAAGGCUACAAGGCCAGGCAGGCGAGGACUUUGUGAAGGACAAUUGAUGAAGCCAAGCCCGGUCAGCAGGAUCAGGGCUCUUUGUUAAUAAUCCAUAUUUGUGUGUGGAAAGAAUAAUUUUAAUCACCUGUUAUGUCUUUUCACGCUCUCAGUCCACGCUGCUUUUUUUAAAAUAAAAGUCACAGCUCCAAUUUGCCCUGUCUAUCAUUUCAUUAUUUAGCCAAGUCUUCGAAACACACAAGCCAAAACUCAUUACUGCUAUAUUAAUCAAACCUUUCCCCGUCCUUGGACAUAAACCUGUUUUAUUUUGCCUCUUCUGCUUAUCUCGACUUUUUAAUUGUGUACGAAGAAGACUCACACAUAAAAACGGUUGGCUUUGCAACAAGAUGCCACAGGAAAGUACAGGAUCCUAAUGAUCCAUUUUAGGUUUGGGGUUUUUGUGAGUUAAUUAUUGUGCUGAAGCUCUUCACAACUUCUGUAAAAUUGAGCCGUCUUUGGUUGACAGGUCAGAAAUGAUUCACUAAUAAUAACUUUUCAGCCUGUCUAGCAGCCUCCAGGUUUGCUGGUGCACAGCAAACGGUUACAGUGUGUAGAGUAUUGUUAUUGUUAUAUGGCGUAUGCUGUAUUUAAGUUGCUCUGGUAUAAGAGAAGCCGACAUACGAAUGAAGACAUUGUCCUGUCUCUCUGUACUGAUUCCCUUGCACUAAUUGUAUCUCGUUAGGAACAAGAUGUGAAUAUCUUUAACAUUAGACUCUCAGAUUAAGAUCUCAAUUAAAGGAGGGAAUCUGUCACCCAGUUCGAAAUGAAUCAUUAUUCAUAUUCAUGUAUUUUCAUAUCCACUAUAUCCUGCCAUGGUUCACUGAAUUCUGAAGCAUUAAGCCAGAACUAAUUGACCACAAGCCUCUCCAAUGGUUUCUUUAAUGGCUUUGUGCUUUCUGUUAAAUCAGUUUUCAGAGAAGAUCUCACUGCUACUCUAAGUUUACUCUCCUCUUUUUAGUCCUUAUUUCAGGCCUUGAAGGCAUAUUAAGUUUUCUCCUCCGUGUAUUUAGAGCUCUGCUGUGUUUGGAUUCACUCGAGUAAUCCUGUGAUUCCGUUUUAACCUGAUUUCAUGAGCAUCAUGUAAAUGAGAACCCAAAAUAUUUUGAGGGGGAUUAAGAAAAACCCGGUUAUCCCAGUAUUAUGGUUACACGCAACCAGGAUUCAGCCGCCUUUUUAAAGAUACAUAAUACAGGACAAAGGCUGUACUGAGGGAAAGUAGUUCUCUGAUUGUUGUGUGGAAAACUGAAGGACAGCACAUUACCUUCAAUGAUAUUUAACCACACAGGAAAUAACUGAGCUUAUACCCAGGCAAAGUAGAAACUUUGAUUGGUUGAUUUAAUUCAAGCAGGUAGUAUUAUAAGUACAGCUUCAUCCUCAAUGUUGAAGUAUAUUGGUGUUGUCUAGUUCGAAUCACAAAUGAGGAAUAAAUUGUUUUUAGAAUAGACCAUGGCAAAAGACAUCAAAUGAGGUGAUCACAUAAGUUAUUUCAUUUAGUCUUUUUGGGUGGUCUCACUGAGAACCCCACUUUUCAGUCUUUUCAAUGUGAAGUUACAGGAGAUGUCAACUGAGAUACAAGGAUGUUUACCAGAUUUUUUAAUGAACUUUGGAUGUGAAAAAGAAAAAAAAAUCUAUCUAUCUAUCUAUCUAUCUAUCUAUCUAUCUAUCUAUCUAUCUAUCUAUCUAUCUAUCUAUCUAUCUAUCUAUCUAUCUAUCUAUCUAUCUAUCUAUCUAUCUAUCUAUCUAUCUAUCUAUCGAUCGAUCGAGAGAGAGAGAGAGAUAUUUAUAUAGAUAGAUAGAUAGAUACAAUGUGUGUCAAGACAUCAGCCUCCUACUGCGGUUACUUUUGGCAUCAAUACAAUACACAAACUUUAUUCAUCCCCAAAAGGAAAUUCAUCAUGGCCCUCUGUCCUGAAUUACAUGUAAAUCCAACUACAUAGAGCUCCAAAGACAAGUGAAUCACCAGAGUCUCUGGGGUCCAUCUUCAGGGAAACUUAAAUGUAUGUCUUAAACUUCAUGAUGAUUCAUUCAGUCAUCGCUGAGCUAUUAAAGUCUCUACUAAAGUAAUGACACUGCCAACUACAGACCAUAAAUGCCCUCAGGUUCUUUAAAAGUGGUAUUUGAGUCCUUAAACACAUAGUAUUACUCAAGAUUUGAUUCUGAAGCACAUAUGGUGUCGUGUAGCAGAGCUUUAUUUUGCAGUUAAAGAAUGAAUAACUUGUUUUCACCUUUUCUUUCUCCAUUUUCUCAUGUGUGGAAGAGCUCCUUGGUGGUACAGAAGCUUGGUAGUUGUUGGGGGAUGGGUGGUUUUUAAUUGUCACUUGAGAAACUAGCCAAUCUUAUUGCCUCUCACCUCUCUAUGCAGCUCACUAGAUCAAUUGCGCUUUGGAGAUCGACCAUGUCAGUUGCUGACAGAGCCACUAUACUUGCAGCUCAUCCAGUGAUUCUGCUCACUGAUUGCACGGGUGCACCGAAAGGUUGCAGCAAACCCAUCGCCCUGACUCCCACCCUUCCAGUCCCAAAGCCUCGAGAGCAAUGCCAAUUUCAGUCCUCAGAUCUAAGCUACCUUCAUUCACAGUUGUCUUUGCACACUCCUUCCACCAGGGCAUGGUAGAGUGACAGAGGAGGUCUGGGCUUGUUAAGACAGAUGCAGAAAAUAACCCCAGUGCAGGCACAAUGAAAACGCUCAGUUCCGGGAUAUGGGACCAUGAGGGACACUCUGAAUUGGACACCUCCACAGAGGUGUGAAGUAGAGUUUUUGUCCCACCCCACAGAGAGCAAGAGGAUGAGGAGGUUAUGGUGGGUGUGAGGGAGGGUAGAGUAGGUGGCUGUAAUAGUGCAGUGGGAGUAGAUAGACCAAAGGAGAGGGGGAGCUCAGGAGACUGUCACCAAUCGUCACCAUGAGUCGCCCUGCCUUUGUAUUAAUUUUCCUUUUGGUGUGCCUGGAGAGUCGGGUGAGAAAUCACCCACCUUAAAAUAGAAGUGUGUAGGAGAGUGUCCAUGUGUGUGUGUGUCCUGUACAUAACCCACUAUGAUGGAGUAGCUCUCACCCAUAGCUGAGGGCCGGGGUCUUUCUUCUUGUUGCCAAAGGGUCCAUGCUAGUUGGAGAGUGUGACUGUGAAUAUAGAACUGAAUGAAUGCUCUGUUCGCCUUUCAUCAAUCGCUUCAGCUAUAUCUUACAUCUGUCCCCUGAGGCAGAGGUGUGCUCUCACCAAACCUCACGAAUGGGAAGACGACAGCUUUUUUUAUUUUCUAAUUUCAGGAUGAUCUUUGAGCAACAGUGAGGGACACUGAAAGGAGACAUUCACUCACAGACAGAGCAUUCAUUGUGGUAGACUGUUGUGCGUCUCUUUGAUGUCAGUUUCGUGGUAUGUUGGCUAAUUAGAAGAAGUAGGAUGAAGAAGAAUAGAUAAUUUAAAAUAAAGAGUAAAGAAUUUACUUUCCUUUAGUAAAGUGUGAUAGCCAAUUUAAGCCACUUUUAAAAAUAGGAAUUACCUUUUUGGUGGUAAUUCGGUGGUCAUUCCUUUAAGACCUUUGUGAUUCAGUGGACACAGACUCCGCUGAAUGGGCUUUAGAAACAACUGCGAAAUGGGCUGUAGGGCUGGGCAAUAAAACAAUAACGAUAUAGAUAGAAAAUUUAAUGGUCAAUAUGCUUUUUGAUAGUCGGCAUUCUGCCAUGUUUUGGUAGACUACAUGAAUAGCCAAUGAAAAGGGGAGCUGCCCCGGGUCCGCUUCGUGCUGAACCAAUCAUGUGCUGAUUUAGAACCAAGUAGCAAAAAACUGCGUAGUAGCAGGCUGCAGCUACACGCAACUAUAGCACUUUAACAUGUGAGGUCAACAGCACUGUCGGUGAGAAAAAAAGUAAAUGAGUGCUACCCCCAGCAGAAAUGCAGAUGAAGGCUCAACAGAUAAUGACAUUGUUGACAACACUGGCAUGACAACGUCGGUGGUGUGGAGGUAUUUUGUUUUUUGAGGUCGGACAUGAAGCAGAGUAAUGUGUACUACAAAUUAUGUCGAGUACAGCAAAGUCGAGGAAUACCUCAAAUCUUUUUUCACCACCUGAAGCAGUGCCACACGGCAGAACACACGCAAUGCAAAAGGUUACAAACCCCAAGUGGGGCAAGGAGCCCAUGGCGCCUGUGCAGCUGAAACAGCUGACUAUUCAGUCCCCUUUCUUUAGUGCAACGCCUUAUGACAAAACAUUAAAGAGACUCUAAGACCUCACAGAUGCAGUAGCUUAUUGUAUUGCAAAAGACAUGCUACCAAUAAGCACUGUUAAAUUUCCUUUUUUAUAUCGUGAUAUAUAUCAAUAUUGACUGACAUGAAAAAAAAAUAUGUUGUGAUAAACUUUUAUCCACAUCGCCCAGCCCCUAUAGGCUGUAGUUACAGAAAGAACUUUACAACUUGCUGCAUUAAUUUUGUUGUUCUUUUCAUAUCGGCUAAGAUCACAACUAAGUAGGGUUGUCACAGUAUCAGCCGUUUGAACUCUGAUAUUACGCCUGUAGAAAUCAAAAAGUAAAACUAAAGAAUGUCAAAAUCCUUUUUGAAUACUACAGCAACAAAAAAUGAGCUCCUGUGCACCCUUUUUUCUUUGUCAAGAUGAGAAUCUAACCUAACAGUCUGACCCAAACUCUUAACAGUGAAUAAAACUUCCUGACACACUUCCUGUCAGGUAAAUGUUCCUUGGCACUCUAAGACUUCUGGCUACUGCUUCUCUCUUUUUUGCUUGCAGCAGCUUCUGGUAAAAAAUAUGAGAGUGAAUCUGUUUCCAGAUUGGCUUUAGUCCUUCUCAAUACUGCUGAACAUAAAAAUGGAAGAUUAUUAAAGAUUUUGAAAACCUAAGAGGCAGUAAUGUGCAGUGUGUGGGUGAUCCUAAAAUGAAAUUAUAUAAAAACAUGAAUCAACAGAAGCAAUUUAGGCUAAUCUUUAGGAGACCUUUUCUUAUAAAUACCAAAAAAACAACCAAAUACACAGCUAAAUUCAUGUAUAAUGUUAUGCAAAUUGUGAUCGCUAUUAUUUUGGAUCGUUUGGUAUUUGAAUGAUUACAAUAUUAAGGUUUAAUGUUUAUGUAUACCUAUCUAGCAAAUAGUAAAUCAUUAUUAUUGUUACACAGUUAAAUUAGAAGGUCAAAAUCUUUGCUAAAUUAUACUUUAUGCAUUUGUACAAUUGUGUUGAAUGCUUGUUUGCAGCACUCCUGUCAUCAGAUCAUUAUAUACUGUGUGUCUUUGACAACCUGAUGAAACUCUGAAAUGACCAAUUUAGCAAUAAUUAUGAAGUGUAAAUAUUAAUAUAAUGUUAUUUUUGUAUUUUUACCUUUAAUAUUGUUCCAUUCAAACUUUGUCAGUACAUUGUUGUAUUCUCCAGUCAAUUGAUUUUGAGCUGCUGAAACAAGAGAAUUCUUAUCUUAUCUCAAAUCACUUUUUUUUCGCCACAGUAUUGAGAAAAGGAAAAGAUGAGUUGGGUUGGUUAAUCUUUAAGAGCGUCUGUGAUUAGCUCGCCAUCUGUUGUUUUCCAAGGGUGAAAAAUAACCAACAUUUUAACAUCAAUAAGCAGUAUCUUUGUUGUACAAGUUCACAAGUUGUAUAAGUUCACACAAAUCAAAUGUAUGUAUAAGUUAAGACAACUUUUAAUAAUCAAUCUAUUACCGACAAAAUUAUAAAAUUAAAAUAAACAUUGGAAAACAUUCAAAUUCCUCAGAAAUUUUUAACAAAAAAUUCAACACUUUCAGUAUUUCUUAUUAUCUCUGUCGGCAGCUUGAUGUAAAUUUACAGUUUUUCAAUAGGACUUUUGAACUGAGGCUACCACAAUUAUAGCAGGAAGUAACAAAUACACGAACAUCACUCCAGCAAGACUUUUAGAGUUAACAAAGCACUAAAGACAAUAUAAGAAACUCACCACUGAGUGCUGAAGAGUUCCAGAUAAACUUUUGUGUGAAUGCCAACAGAGAUGCUGACCUGCGAUGCUGUGUGGGCGGAAGAGGGCAGAGGAAGUGACCCCUGUAAAGCAGUUAUUGAUAAUUAAUGAUUUGUGGGUGAAGCUCUGAAAGGUUCACUAGUUUAGAGGAGUUUAAAUGAGAUUGUGAAAAGUUGUAAAUAGCUAUUAACAUUACUGAGGUGCCACAAAGGGCACUCCUCAGACGCAGACAGGCAACAUGGCAUGACAGAUCUAGUUAAAUGGUUGCCGCAGUCAAGUCAAGAUCCUGAGCACUCUUCUCACCACUCUGCCUUGCUGCUUUUUAAUACAAAUGUAUGCUUGGUUCUUUGUAUCCACUCCCAUAAAUCCUCCAUUGUUCAGGUAAGAAGAAUCCCAGGGUUUGUGAUGAAGUGGUGCCUGCCGUGCCUCUUUUUACUUAAGUCUGUGAUUUUCUGAAUCUCCUAGAAUACCUUCCAACGUCUCUUAGGGAACACCACAGGACAUUCAGUGCCCAGCGGAGUUUUAUGUGUUGGUGGAGGGAAUAAUGAACAGGAGUGAAAGUAAGAGCAGGAUGGUGCAUUUCUAAUCGAAACAAGUGAGCUCAAGUCUCUCAGCUUGAGGGAAUCUUAUAUUGUUGAUUGAGGAGAGUGUUCAGUAACUGCCAGUGUUCACAGCUAUUUUUAUUAUUGCAUUGGGGUUCCUGAAUGGACUUUGUUUCAGCAUGUAAAUCAGUGUCUUUUCUUCAGGUUUUUAUCAGAGUGAUGGUGCAUAUUUCCCCCACAUCCUUGGGAAUAGGAACCGACUCUACUGGAGGGUCUAUAGUAUAUUUUCAGAAAUACAUCAUGCCAUAAGCACACACUUCUCAAAUUUUAUUACAGUGAAACCAUGGAAUCCCACUGCGUAUUCCUGAAACUGCCUGAAACAAAACACAGUAAAACUGUUUCUUUUUGGAUGGGCUCCAGUUAGACCUCUUGAUAUUUGGGUAUUUGCUAUGGUUUCCUUCUCUGCUUUGUUUGUCCGUUUUCCUCUUGAGAAUGAGAUUCUCCGUUGUCUCCUGUCUUUUUUUCCUCCUGGCCAUCAGCCAGAAGAGCCUCUGAGCUGAACACAAACAGAGUUUAAGAUGAAACACGAACACAAGAGCGGAGCUAAUGCACUGGUCUUUGAAAAUGGCUUCUUGGUGUCAUGUAUUUCAAGCCACAUUUGGAUGUGGAACAUUGUUGGUAUAUGUUACUUAUCCAAGCUGAGAGGACAUGACACACUUCAUACAGAAUGAAAGAUCUAUGUCUGGUGUCAGUACAACGCUCUAGUUACACAGUGGCUCCAAAUCCAGAUUGAGUUUGUAGGGCUGCAUCUCAGGAUUCAUUUUUUUGAACAGCUGCUAGUAAAAGUUUUUAGCUUAGCUUGAAAAGUAUUACAUUUUUGGGGAUUUACAGUAUGGAUUACACAGGAAACAAAGAAAAGUUCUCACUCUUCACACCCCACAGGACAGGUAGGAAAAUUGCGUGGUAUCAUAAACUUAUCUCACCUAUCAGCUGGUGAGAUCUUAGGUCAUGAGGUACUGUAAAUUCAGUGAUUUGAUCAUUACCUGCUUUAGCUUCUGUUUUUUCUACCAUUACCAAAUUUUCCACCAUCCUCAAACCAACACUCUAGCACUUUAUUGCUAUUGCUAGAUUAUUUAUUGGCACCAAUUCCAGCUUUGGUGUUGUUUUGUAAUGCCAAACUGCUUUAAUGCAGUUGCAAUUUGAGGACAUUUUCCUCCUUUUGGCAUGUUUUGCAAGUUGCAGUCAUGUUAGCCUCCUCUGAAACAGUAAAAAGAUCCUCACAGGGGUGGUACCAUGUUUGCUCUCUCACCAGCUUGUCACAGCUGUGUGUGUUCAUCUCUGAAUGUAACGACUGCAUUUUGCCACCUGUUUUGUAAGGUCUAGUUGCAAUAAGUAAAUGAAAACAAUUUUAAUCAGUUGGUUUUAUUAUCUGAAUAAUGGACAAUAAUGGAAAUUUACUUUUAUCAACCAAUGACCUACCAGUUUGAUAUGUGUCAUGCAUCGGGACUAAAAUCCAUACUCUCGCCUCUAAAUGAGAGAUACAAGAGCAAACAAGACCGUCAGGUACAUUAUCGACUAUUUCUGUAAUGUUUGACUUCUUCUAGCCACUUGAUAGGUGGCUGAAGAAGGACGCGCAGAAACAGUCCUCCUUCGCAUUUACCUCACAAAGAUUACACAUUUGGGUCAAGAUUUUCCUAUAGGACAAGGGGAACCGUUUUGCCUACAGGGGCUUCAAAAAUCAUCACGAACCCAAAAUCUCUCACAGAAGCUUUGAUUCAUCAUUACUCCUAAAAAUGUCAAAAAAAGAAUUCCAUUACACUUCUCUGUUCACUUUUGCAGCUAUGGCUUUGUUGUCUGUGUUUACUUUCCCGUUAUUGGUAUUGCUUCUUGAGAGGUUUGUUGUGUAUUGUCCUCGUAGAGCAGCUGCCAGAGAGGUCACAGACACAGCAAUCCCCCCAUGAGACCCUCUGUCUGUCUGUUCCUGCUGUCCUCAAUGGCUUACCUCACAAAAAGGCAAACACUCACUGUACCUUUUUAUUUACAUAAAUAGACAAACUUAAAGAGUCUACACAGUAAGGCUGCGCAUGUUCACUGGUCUCAUGAUUCUGUCUUGGAUUGGAUCCGAUUUAAUAUUGGGAUGCAUCAUGAUUGAUUACAACAGGUUACAUCCUGAAUUCUUAUGUAACAGGAAAUCUACUUUUGCAACAAUGAAGACAAGCAAGCAGUCAGAUACAUUUCAACUCCCUGUCUUUAUUAAUUAAGAAUGUUUAGAAAUAGAAAUCAAUUUUAACAUAAAUGCCUUUACAUAGUUAACCAAAAAUAAAUAGAUGUAGCCCUCUUGUAUUUAUGAUUAACUCUGCAGUCUAGCUACGGCCUUUAACAACUGUCUUUUGCUCCAAGAAAGAACAAUUUUGGAUGUGGGAAACAUCACAGAAAUGAACACAAAAAAGAAUGAAGUCUGAACAUAUUAAAUGUAACAUGCAAAUUAACAGUAGUAUUUAGCAGGCGUAAACUUCUCUGGGUGGAAAUGGCUGAUGUGGUUCCUCAGAUUACAGUAUUUGAUUUUGAAUGACAUAUCUUGUUCACCGAGUGCCUUGUCGAGUUCUUGCUUUCUAAGGAGUUUGUAAAAUCCAUAAUGAGCCCAGAUGUCCGCUUUCAUCAUACCAAGAGCAUUUUUUAGUGGCUGCUGUCUGCCAUGUUCCUUGUUUUUUUGCUAUCGCUCUUUGCAAGAGUAUGUCCCUACAGGGUUACCGUUGGCUGCCGUAAAGCUGUUGCUGUUGUUGUGAUCCAACUUGCUUUAUGCUUGUUUUUAAUCAAAAAUAACAGUUAUAAUAAUAAUGGAUUAUGUCCUAUCACUGCAAUGAUGCAGAAUUGUUUAUGUCUGCAUUGCAAUGCAUUGAAAAAUGAUUAUUUUCAACAACCCUCCUACGCAGCAUAUAUGUCAAGUACCUGAUCCACGUACAGAACAGUGCCAGAUUGUCAAGUCUUUAACAUCCACCUGAUGAGUAAGAAGUUAGUUCAUUAAAUAGACCCUUUCCCAAGUGUCUCUGGGACUGACCUGAUCAUGGCUUGACGUUUUUUUUAAAUCCAGCGCUGUCUGCUGGUAUUCCCAAAAGGAAAGCUCAGUGCAUUUUCAUGCAUAGUUAAGUCAAGCUACUGUUAUAGCUCUAGCGGGUGACUUAAUUCGACUACUGUCCUUGCCUCAGGCUACAAGCACCAGCAAAAAUCAAUUUAUUGGCAUAAGCCUCCACUAUGGAAGGUGGUGACAUUAGGCCUGGACGAUAUAGAAAAAAAGCAUAUCGAUAAAAAAUAAAUCAUAUUGAUCGAUAUCGAUAAUUAUCGAUAUAAUUAUUAUAAUUAUUUAACAUAUAUUUUAAUUGCAGCCCUGGAUGUUUUAUGCUAUUGCUGAAUGACCUACUUUUAAUAAAGAACACACAAGCACUGAAUUCAAAUUCAAACCUUUAUUCAACCACCUUUUUUAUUUUACCACAACUGAAAGUUUUUAAAAAAAGAACUAAAAAAAAAAAGAAAUCAACUUAAGUGGCCUGAGUGACGUCAGUAAAUACUGACAAACAUAAAGACUAAAGUGACCAGAAAAUCUGAUAAAUAAAUAUUUAAAUAGUCUUUUGAUGAAAAUAAACAAAACAAACAAAUAUAUAAAUAAACAGAAUAGCUUUAGGUGGGAAUAGCAUACUACCAGUUUUAACUGUGUGGGAAACUGCCCACAGCCUGGUGUCUGAACACUGAAAUAUUUCUCCCGGGGUCGGGAGAUUUAUUUAUUUUUAAUUAUCAUGUGAUUGACUUAAUACACAAACUAAGCACGAGAAGCAGGACUUAUCCACGCCGGUGUUGUGUCGUAGAAUGCACCCCUGCCGAAUGCACCCCCUGCUAGUAGCCAUGAUCCAAAUACUCGCGUCUUUGUAAAAUAUGAGCUCAUUUGAACGUAUUUCCUCCGCACCAUUCUCACCUUUUCAACCCCUGACCCAUUUUCAUGCCUGAAGCGCUGUGUUUGAGAAAUACUUGCGGCCGGGCACUUCAUAUCGCGGGUCGAGAGUGGCUAGAAGCUGGUCGAAGCCAGGCUUUUCAGCGGUAGUUAUUGGCAGUAUGUCCCUCGCUAUGGAGCAUGUUACUGCAUGGGUGAUGUCCUUAUGCCGCUCGGACGCUUUGUCGUAUUUUGGCAAGAAACGAAGUCCAGUUUGGUCUGCUUCACUUGCUUUGUGCUGGUGCUGGCAGCGGUUCCAGAGGAUUCCUCCGACGAUGACGUGGAGCCGCGGCGCGGCCGACACAGCUCGUACUCCUGCGGGUGCGAUCGGUUUAGAUGGUUAAACAAGUUGGUUGUGUUACCAGACUUGGUUUUUACUAAUUCUCUGCAAAUUUUGCAAACGACCGCUGUUCGCUUUUUGUCAGACUUCUAAAAACCAAAACAUUGCCAUGCUGGUGAACUACUGAAACCUUUUUUCGGGACAAUGUCCUCCUUCUCCUUGCUGUAUCAUUUUUUCUAAUACACGUGCUGUCUGUUGUGGUUUGAUAGGGGCUGGGCUUGGUGCCGUAGCGUACCUGGGUCUGCGUUUGUGAUUGGUUGGGAGGAAGUAAUGACUGUAGUAAAAGCUACAUGAUAGGCUAUGAUGAAAAAGAAAGGGAAACUGUGUUUUUCUAUCGAACUUUUUAUCGACCCGUUUUUUUUCUAUCGCACCACACGUCUAUCGAUCAAUAUAUAUUGUUAUCGAAUUAUCGUCCAGCACUAGGUGACAUGCUCCCUUUCAGCUUGUUACGAUUAGGCUAACUCACAGUUGACGUUUUACACCACAUACCAAAACAUUUAGCAAACGCAGCAGGAGUCUGCGCUGUAGGUCCGAUGAUGAAAACACAAAUAACCUUACAGCUCUGUAACUUCUGUGUGUUCAGUGUGAAAGUGACGUUUUUUAUUUCAUGUCUUCUUCUGUCCAGGUUUAGUUUAGUCUAGUUCUGUUUUGUAGUGUGAUUUCAGUCUGACUGACGUGUUUACAUAAAUUUCAAAAGUACAGUGUCAGUCAGACAAACAUAAUAAAUCAUUUUUUGACAGCCUCUGGGACUUCUAUUCAGUGCAAACAUAAUAUUCAAUAAUAUAUUAUUCCUCCCACAUUUAUUCUUUUUUUUUUGUCACAAUCAUAUUAUAUUUGUAACAGGGUUCCCACCCCACUCUCACAUCUCUCACAACAUAAAUCACUGCCUGGAAGUGUAAGAAAUGCAGGGUGAUAUGUUGAAAAGUGAAAUUGGACUGAAAUAUUUUGUAUUUCACAAUAAAUGUUAAAUCACUUUAAAAGCAUUAAUAGUUAUACUCAAAUAAUAAUGAGUUACCAGAGAUAUACUACAUGUAAUACAGUAUUUCUUAAAAAGCUGGACCAAAUCCAAGUGUUUCUGUAGUCCUAAAACAGUCCAGGCUGUCCAUCUAAUCACUCAUGAUUUACCCAGAGGACCAGCUACAUCAGCAUGUAAUGAACCAGCCAACUAAAUGAGGUGACUUUAGCGGGAAUGAUUUUCUUCUCAAAUUGUUUUCUUUUAAAAAUAAAAAUCCCAUUAAGACUCAUUGAACUUUUGGACAAUGACAAAGAAGAGGUUUUUUUUUCUUUCUAUUUUUCUCUGAGGUCUUUUUUUUUUCAUGAUUACUGUUUGGUCUCUAAAUACUGUUUGAAUUCUGGCAUUGUUAAAAUUAUAGGUCUCAUUUUGACCGUAAGGAUAACAAUUAUAUUUUCCCUCAGAGGCUACUCAGAGAGUGGCCAUAAUAAAAAUGUGUUUUUUAUUGAUUUUGUGGGAGAUUACUGCCUGUAAUCAGUAAUGGGAAAAGUUCAACAGCAGGGGGAUGCUGGGGAAACAGGUGCGACAGCGUCUUAGUCGAGGGCACAUCAGCAAAAUUAAUGUUUGAACUUUGACCUGUUAAAGGACUAUUACCAUAUAGCUGGAUGUGUCACUGUGUCACAUAUUUACUUACUUUCUUGUGUUUCUCUUUUCUCUCAGACUAUUAGCCCCUGAAUAUACUAAGCUGUCUCUUUGCAUUAAUCAUAUGUAAGAUGAAACUAACCCCUCCAAGGAGAAGGCUUCGUAUCACUUUGGUUAGUAUUUUUAGUUAUGCCUCAUAGUAGCAGGACAACAACUGAAAGCCAAGGAAAUAUCUUUUUUGAUCUGUUUCUUACCUAUAAAACUAAGUUUUUAUACUAAUUGCAAGUUCACUUUCUGUUUUACUGCCUUAUGGGCAGUUUGAAUGGGCAUUUUCAUAAUUAAUUACAAGGAAAGUUAUAUUUUUUCACCUCUUACUGUCAAGGUUUCCAUGCAUUCAUAGAAGUGUAUAUGCUGUACAUGUAACAGAAUCAAUUACAUGCUGGACAACUUUAUUCAUACCCAUGGCGACAGCUUUUAUCUUGUAAAUAUGAAGUCAAUGCAGAGUUGUUAAAAACUGUAGUAGCAUAAGUCUAUUAGGAUCUGACUCCUAAAGGUUGUUUUAUUAUUGAUUACGUUUAUACAGCAAAAAUAAACAAGGUGGUCUGACAGGCCAUGAAUAAUGUUAUACGAAACUAUGACAGCCUCAUAAAACAUCUUCAAGCUACCUCAUGCUGUGCCAACAGCUGCUGUCCAGUGCAGAUAUCACAGUGGGCUCAAAGAAAAAGCUCAAAUGUCCCCUACAGUUAGAACAAUACUUAAACUAAAACAUAUUGGCUGUUUCUUUUUUCCGUCAGAUGCGAAUACAGAAAAUUUAAAAAGUUGUCACUGCUAAAAACACAUCAGAAAUCCCAGCACCUGCUAAAAAGAGCAAAAUCGCCAAACUGUUGAUCAAUACAGGUUAAACUUUAAAGUUCAAAAUACACUCCAACAAAAAAUGUCUUCAUCAUGAAAUAUUUCUUUGAAUCCUCGGUGUGGUGCUGAGUAAAAUGAAUUUCAGUCACUUUCUUUUGAAAGGAAUCCAGUGACAGACAAGAGGGGAGGAGCAAACACUAAUAAAAACAAAUGUGUCUAUAUUUUUGUGCAAUAUUUGCACAAGGAGAAAGAAUAAAGCUAUUUAUUUUGGUGCUAGGGUCACUUCUUUUCAGCCACUGAUUUUCCACCAAUUUAAGUUGAAUAGACUAAACACUUGAGUGCUGCAAGGUCAUUAAUUUUUAAGAGGGAGGUUACAUAACAUGGAGAGUAAGGCCAUGGGAGUGACCCAUUUUUAGAGCCAUUAUAAGGGUGAGGGAGAGGUAAUGGACUGUGUAAAACACUGGUGAUCAAAAUAUAUUUUGCCCAUAUUGAUGGAUCAGUUUUGAUAGAACAAGUGUGACUGUGAUGAUUGGGACUGUUCAGGCAGCAGAGAGGAACACCUGAUCUGCAUUUUCAGAGGGUUCAGUCCCAUUUCUAUGAGUCCUGCAGGGGAGCGCAUUUCAAUUCAGGCAGCUACUAGACACAGACGCAGGUUAAGUGGAUGCAUGUUGACUUUAUGAUAGACUAUAGGGAGAUAGAUAGAAACCAAUCAAGACCACAGACAUGCAGGCGGAGAGUAGAAAAGGGCAGAGGGAGGAAACAAAGCACUUGUUUGCAGUACAAUUAAAACACUGAGGCCAAGAGUGAGUUUAAAUUAUGAUGGCACACUUAAUCCGUCAACUACUUCUUAGCUCAUUUCCCUGAUGAGGGGAAAUAUGGAUGACUGGUCAACAUAAUGUAGCUACUCUCUAAAAAUAAGACCUCUUAAAAAAGUUUGUAAUAGAUUUUGAUAGUUUUUAAGUAUUGGUUUGUCAGCCAAGACAGCAGUUACCAUGAGAUGCUGGGAAGAGUGUUUUUUUAUUUCCUGUCUUUGCUGUAAUGUCAGAGAACAGCAUAGGUUUGGUUCAGAUCGGUAGAGUGAAAAUGAGGAAAGAAUAACAUUGUGAUUAAAAAGUUUGACUAUAUUGUUAGCUUAAACUACAUGAAGGAAAGAUGCUGCCACUGUUAUAUCAAAUAACGGUUUGUGGACAGUUAUAUUAAAGCCUAUUUUAAAGGUCUUUGAGGAAAUUGGUUGAUAUGUAUGAUUUAAAUUCUUCUUGUUGGAAAGAUGCUUAAAAAAUCUCACCUGGAGUUGUUUCAAGUUGAAAAAUGAUCAUCUUUUUUGAAGCAAUUUUAUUCCAUCAUUCAUGUCAGCCAUUAAGAGUGAUAAGAAGAACCUGAUAUUCUCAAAUUAGGCUCUGCCUUAGCCAGAGAGCUGUGUUAAAUUAUUCAAAAGUCAAAACUGAGGAUAUUAAAAUGGAACUGUAAUGAAUACCAUAACUGCAUAUUAAUAAUUGCAACAGGCCAAAAGUCCAGUCGAUCCUCUGAUAUGCAAAUCUGCCAAUAAAACCAAAUUUUAUAUCUAUGUGGCACUGUAUAAGUUGAAGAUUUUGCCAAAACAUCAUUUAACUGAGAAGAAACUCAUCAUCUCAAACAUGGUGUGUUAAUGAAAUCUCAAUGACAAAUUAUUCAAAUACUCAGAAUGAAACAUAAAAUUUUUGUGUUAAGGUACACAUGUAGCUACAAAUAUUGGAAGCUCACACUGAAAGAAAACUGUAAACUUGACACCUUCAUUGUAAACUAGUUUUAACUUUCUUAGUUCUUAUCUGCUUUUACUCUGAUAUCAGUUUUAUUAUUUGGUAAAUAUAUUAAUGCUCCCUAUUCAGCCAAUACCUGAUUUGGAUCACACACAUGCGCACAGACAUACACAAGGAAUCAAAAACACGGAUUAAAAAUGACACAGUGACUGUUUCUCUCAAUAUUUUAAUGAAUGGUUUAGUUUUUAAAAUAAAUGUAAACAAUGUGUGAGCUUAACUUAGCAUGCAGACAUUUCUCAGGUUUCAUGAAUCCCUUAAAAAAGCUAUCCAACCAAAUGUUGUCACUAAAUUAUUUUAAGUAAGAACCGCAAUAGCUCAUAAUCCACUCAGUGUCUCUCUAAAUGGUCAGUGUCACUAAAUAUGUCCAGCAACAAAAGAAAAAUCAGAGUCUUUAGCAAAUCCAUCAUUUCCUGAGGCAAGGAAAAAAACAGAUACUGUAGGGUGUGGUCCAUAAAUUCAUGAAAAAAUUCAGGUUUUCAUUUCUACCAAAGAUGAAUAUAAGGCUAUUUUUUAUGAUUGGCUUCUCCACUCCAGCUGAUAUAAGGAAAUUGUAUCCUUCCUCCUGACACCGGAGUUAAAAAUCUUUCACACUGAGAGACUAUGACUGUUAUAACAAGCUAAAUGUUAACGUCAGUAUUGCACACAUUGGUACACAUCUUUCUCGCAAUCUGUUUUCAGUCUCUUAUCUGUGACAGUAUCCCUUGGAGACAUGCAUGUGUGCGUCCCUACUGUAAAGUGAACUGUCUUUGUCUCCAUUUCCCAGCUCAUUAUCGGAGCAGGUUCAAGGAGAUGGGUACUCAUUUGCAUAGGCAGCCCGGGGCUGGAACCCCUGUGUGUAGCAGCCAGGUGAUUCAUGCCAUCUCCUACAGUCUUAUUUUGCAGAGGAUUAGAUUAAAACCAAUCAAUCAGCCUAGAUCACCCUGACCCACAGGAAAAAUGAGCUCUGAGACUGCCAUAAGACCAGCCUAUAUGUUUCUUGCCCUCUCGGAAAAGACCAGAAUAGACCCAUUUGUCGCACAACCACGGCAAUAUUGCAGGUCUAUCAAUUCUGUUAAAUUCAGUGAGGAGACAUUUCUGAAAUUCCUGCAAAACUCACACAGCGAGAGGCCAACCCAUGUGAGCAUAAAAAUUCAAAUAAAGGAAAUGUAAAGUGUUGUGGGGUGUGAGGGGUUUGAUCUGUUAACAUGCUGAUACAGCCACCACAAGAGAUCCUGAACAAAGAACCAGUCAACAAAAGGACAUAUUUCUAGCAGCAACUAUAUGUAAAUAAUACCUGUAGUUUCCUCAGGUGGUAUUAAAAAGAGUAUUGCCCAUAGAAGAGAGAGGAGGUUCAGAGAUCCAGACUGGUCACUUUAGGCCCAGAUGUUCAGAUAGUAUUUUUGAGGUCUGAAAGAUUAACUUAUUUGAGUGUUUGGAUCUCAGACAUGUGAGCGACGUGGGGGAACUAUUGUAGUCCAGACAGUAUGAGGAGUUACUGAAGACAAAUGUUACUAAGGGAAAUUAGUAUAUCUUUCAGGGAAGCUGUUUGACUACACACAGUGAAGUGCAGUUCAAUUAGAUUAUUGUAAAUUGUAUAUCUGGAGCCCUGAUGGAAAACACGAUCACCAAAAUUUUCACAUGUAUUUAACUGAAAGACAUACUAGAUACUACAUAUACAUGGGGGAAAUUUUGAUUUCAAAGGUGGGGGACACACGUGUGACUUCAGUACUGUUGAGUAUUGUUGAGACAUAUAGCCUAGCAAACAGCACAACUUGCACACACAGUGACAGAGGAGGCAAUACGGCCAGUGGGUGGAUGGAAGUACAAACCUAAUACAGAGAUGUAAAUGAAACCUCUGAUGAAUGUGGCGUUAUGGAGGGAAAAUGAACACUGCCCUCCUGUAAACUUACUUUGGCAGAUAGUGAUAUUUAUGGACUGACUCUUAUGAGCAACUUGCAAAAUACUAGUCUGGUGGGCAUGGAAUGACUGACGGCAGGGAUAGCCAAUCACACACAAAAAGCAGACCUGUGGCAGAGCCGAUGAAGGACCUUGUGGGCGGUCCAAACUGAGGGAAACCAGUUUUUGGCUUGAGUGACCAUUUAGUCCUGGUGCCUGACGUGUAUUGGUUUGCUGUAGCAUAAAGUAACAUUGUUUUCAGACGGUUGAAACUAACAAAUUACAUCCGUGCAUACUAGUCAGAAGUUUUAUAACUCUUUAGAGAAAUUAGGAAAAUGUGCAGCAAUGCUUACAUAAGAAUAAUGAGGGGAGGAGAAGGUGCUAUCUCAAAGUUAGGACACUUUCUGAAAUGCUUCUUUGACACAUUUUUUGCGAACAAGAUUAUAUUUAAUAAAAUCAAUAUGAAGGAAACACGCUCAGCAUGCCCCAUGAAGCCAAAAUACUUGAAAGUCUGUUUGGUGCCUCUUCUAUCUGCUAAUUGGGUGAUGAAUACUGUACAGGUCUUCUUCAAACAUCAAGUAACUGGUCAGGAGUGAAUCACUCAUUAAAGUGAAAACUAUCAUAGUUGAAAUAAUGAUCACAACAGAGAGCAUGUUUGAGGAAAUUUUAUUUGAUAUGUAGAUGAAUGUUUUUGUUUCACCCAUGUCCCAUCUGUUAACAUGGCAGGCUUUAUGACUGUACUGCAGCUAGCCACUAGAGGAUACUUUGGAUUAACAUUUCUGUGGUAAUUUAACAGCUAAAAUAAGUCACAGACCUCCUGGAAUAAGCGAAGGAAAUUUUCCUCACGAUAGCUCAUACUUUAAAAAAUUCAUCCAUCACGUUGCAAGCAAUCAUAGCUGAGACCGUCCUGUACGGCUCACUCAGGCCUCUGCUAGCUUUACGAUGAUGGUCGACUAGAGGCCUUCCCGUGAGAGCCAAAUGAAAGCAUGGGAUGAAAUUAUGCAAGGUUAAUGUUCUCUUUAGAUAAAAUAUGGUAUAAUAUUUAUAAACUCUCCACUUUUUGUGCAGACCACUGGAGGGUGCAAAUGUAGACGCAUGGAUGGGGUUAUGCAAUUUUAAUGGCAUCACAUGGUAGAGCAUGUUCAUAUUAAUGUGACCAAUAUAUAGUGUUAUGUCAGCAAAGUGAAGGCACUCUGAAGAAACCCAUCUGAUAUUUUCUACUUGACUGAGGUACUCUGCUCAUCAAAAAACAUCACUUUAAUUGACUCUUUCCUUAUUUUCAGUUCCAGUCACUCAAGACUGGAUUCAUGUUUUAACCCAGAUGUAAGAGGCGCUGGUGGAGAAGGUUGUGAAUUUCUUAAUUUUUACAGUGAGUUGGCUGAGAAUCUGUGUGAAAUUUUUCUUUGAAAAAAUCUUCACUCAAGCAAAAGUCAAAUACUAUCAAUCUGAAUGUAUUUAGAAGGAUCAUCAGAAACAAAAAUCCUCUUGUAUGAAGACAUUUGUGUUGCUAUCAAACAGGCAACACAUAUUGUUGGCACAUUUUUGUCUUGCAUCAAAGAGUAAAGAUGCUGUUGGAUCCCUACUUCCCCUGCAAAAAGUCGACAGUUUUAACACAAGAGCAAGUAGAUCUAUUUCCUACCCUUGAAACAUGUUGUACUUUUUUAAAUGGCUUUUGUGCUGUGAACACACAUGUGGGUUUCAAAGUGAAUGGGUUCAUAUGUUUUACACUGUGAGUACUCCUACAACCGAUAAAGAAACUCAAUGGAAACCAUCUACUUUGCAGUUCAUGUGCCAUUUAACUAUCAAAAGAUUAGUUGGACAAGCCCAGAGUCCACUCUUACCAUGUACUUUGGUCAAGCCUGAAUCUGUCCAAUUGUGUGGGUGUGAAGUAGUUGAUAAAACCGAAUAGCAGGAUCUGAACUGCCAAGAUUUUCACUGUAAAUUUUGAGCCUAGUUUUAUGACUGGACCAAGUUAUAAUUUGAACAGGUGGUUGUCUUUAUUUAACUAUCACUUCUCACCUUCUUGAUUAGAGCUUGUGGAGCUGCUUUAUUAAAAUGUCUGAUUCAAACCUCUUUUUCUUUGAAGGUUUCAGCGCACAACAGCAGUCAAUACUCAUAGUAGCUGUGUAGUUUUUGGUACGAGAGCACUACAGCAAAUUUUCCAUGUUGACAUUAGGUUGCCUUUUUUUCUUUUUCUUAUAAACCUUAUUGUCUACAUCUAAGUGUCCUCUUUGUGUCUCUUGCUCUCACAGGAGAGGAAACUAUCUGCAUUCCCAACCAUAGAGAUCUGUAGUGCAGAUGUCACCAACUACAUGGUUCCUCUGGCACGUCAGACAGACUUCUUUGUUCCAGAGAUGAAGGAGGAGGUGAAGACAGAUGUUAAAGAAGAGGACUCUGAUGAAGACAGGGGAACUGACAUUACAGGUAAUUGUGUGAAUAGACUGAUUUUUCUGCAUUUUUUUUUUAGGUUUCAAAUCACUGCUGCAGGGCAGAUGUCAGCUAAAGUGACCAAGUGUAAGCUGCUGAAACAGCUUUCUUUCUUUAUCAAUUAAGUCCGUGACAGGAGCUUUAAUCUGAGGCAACAACUGCUGCUACUUUUGAAGUAUCCUAAAUGUAGGAUGUAUGUCAGAGCAGAUUUGUUAGUGCAAGUUAGCCUGAAAGCUCUCAGUUUGUUUGUAAUCCAAGGGAUGCAGGCCAAAUUGCCUCAAUAAACUUAUUACAUUCAGAGAAACUGGAUGGAUGACAUGUCACUUAGAUGGCUUGUCUGAACAUCAUAUUUGUAUUUCCACUAGUUUAAGAUGAGAUAAGAUGAGAUGAGAUAUGAUGAGAUAAGAUAAGAUGAGACAAAAUGAGAUAAGAUGAGAUAAGAUAAAAUGAGAAAAGAUAAGAUAAGAUAAGACGAGAUGAGAUAAAAUGAGAUAAGAUAAGAUGAGAUGAGAUAUACUCUAUUAAACCUUAUUGAUCUGUCACAGGGGGAAAUUGUUAUAGCAGCCUAAAAAACAAGGGAUAGGGAAGUACAACAAUAUACUUCCAAAGAUUAAGUGGAAAUAUAUUAAAGAAAAACAAAAAAUAAGAAUAAAAAUCACUGUAUAUCCAUAUGUAGACUUUGAAAUGACAGCUAAAAUGGUUGUUGUACAGAGUUUCAGUAGCUUGCUCAGAUAUUUUUCACUCCAUUAGUACCUAAUGUGGAUGAAUGCCCAGUUUGUUCAACCCCGACAGAACAGCCAAUUAAAGGUGUCCCUCAUAUUGGUUGUUUACCAACAUUCCUCUCUUAAGCACCUCAGUAUCAGCAUCAUAAAACCCACCUCAUUAAGAAUUAAAGGUCAUAAGUGUAACCAUGGCUGGAAAACUGUUUUCACAGAAGGGAAAUCAGAGGCAUCUCCAAGAGUAAAAAAAAGUUUGCAGUUUUUUUUUUUUCGUAGUCCAAGCGACUCCAAGAAAAGUAACACUUGAUACCAUCAGCCAAAAAAGCUCUCCGUUACAUCACAAUUGCACACACUUAAAGAAAUGCCAGUUUGUUCACUGUAGUUUUAAGAAAACUUUUUAGAAAUGCUGUGUUUGCUCCAUUAGGUAUGCAGUUUGUGCCAGUACAGAGCAAACAAAAGAGAAUUAUGUGGCAAUUCUUGUUUAGUCAGACACUUUACUGACCCCUCAAUCUGUCCAUGGUCACUGAGGACGUGUAUUAUAGGAGACACUGUUACUGUUUUGUCACUACAACUGUGUUUCUUCAAGCACAAUGUAUUCUCUGGUGCUUCUAUUCUUCCAAACCUGCUGGACCUGUGGGCUGAACCUGUGGCAAUAUUGACUUUGCCAUUGCACAAAUCACCAGAGAGAGAAACGGUGUCGGGUUGAUGGGACAGAGUGGGUGGAGGUAGGCUGAUGCAUAUUAUGUGCUGUUUGGCUUAAACUUGGAAUCUGCUGCAUCUCUUAGUGCAAAAACAUGUUACUUAUGCUAUGGGCAAUGUCUUUAUUAUAAUUGUAUUUGUAAACACUCAACAUACAUACUGUUAAAACCAUAGACUGUAUAAAGAAUGGACAGAGUCUGCCUCCUCGCUGGGUGAAGCCACUCCAAGAACAGCACCCUCUGUUGAUGGGCUGCAGAAUAGGUCAUAAAUCCCGCCUUCACCAGCAAAGCUUAUGGGGCUGUGGACCAACUUUAGAAAUUUAUUACACAGAACAUGGGCUUUCACACAUUAUUCGAGGACAUGGAGGGAGCAGUGUCUGCCUCACAACCAGUCAGGCCGGGGAGGUGAAGAACGGUUUUGUUUACAGUCAGAAUGAGUGGCCCGCUCAAAAAUAAGAUGUUGACUAUACAGACAUAACAAAACACAGCAAUAUUGUUGUAAUACCAAAUGUCAUCAAUAGCUAAUAGCUAUUGACUGAUAUUAAAAGCUUUUUUGUAUAUACACCACAAAAAAGAUGCUUCUUUAAUGCAUUCCUGCCUACCCCACCCUUAAGUAAGUAUUGUUGUUUGUUUUUGAGGCAUGCACUUCAGCACUGCCAGCUCAGGUGUUGUAAGUUAAACAGCAAAUUGAAAGCAGAUGUGAGGGUGUAUGUUUGCACUAUUUGUGGACAAAGCUGCUGCAUCAUUAAUCUAAGUGUUAAUGAGUUUGUGUGUGCAUAUUACAUGAAUUUAAGGGUUUAAUAACUGUAGUCAGAAUUAGAAUAGUUUUAAUAAUAGUUUGUAAGUGUGUGUGUGUUUAUGCUGUCUCAGCCACGGCUGAGCUUUCCUAAUGAGAGACGGAUCAAUCAAGGAAGCAAAGCUUUUCCUGACAAGCCAACUGUGGAAAUCCCACCCCGGCACCUGGGAGAUUGGCUUCCACUUUUUAUCUCUCAACUCAACUGUCCACAUUAUAGACCAUCGUGACCAUAAACUCUGGCAGUGCUUGAAACAUUUGUCCAGCUUUUACCACACACUGGCAGCGGUAAACACUGAUAGAGUGAAAACAUUUUCGUGAUAAUCUGGUGAUCACAGCAGCCAGUGUUUGUGCUGAGAGGAGCUUGUUAAUCCAGCCUCAGAGUGAAACAGGCCAGGGAGACUCAUUUUAACCCUGUUUAACACUCUUGUAGUAAAUAGUUCAUCAGGAAAAAUCACUUAAUAGGGUGCAUAGUAGUUCCAGCUACAAAAAAACCCUACAAAGGUUAUAUCUAUGGUCCACUCAUAAAUGUAUUAUAUAGGCACAUGCAUGUAUAACUCAUGUGAUUGUAUUUACUGCAUCAUAUACAUCAUUUACUGAUAAUUCUCAAUAAAAAUGCACCCAUGUUUUUGUCCUCUUAUUUUAAUGCUCCUGAAAACAAGUGAAUAAAUGCAUCUGCUUUUAGUGGGGUUGAAAAAACUUUGAAAGCACUUUUUGAACUUUUUGAUUGAAAGCAAAAUAUGACAAAGGAAGCAGAUUUUGCCAAAAUACAAGAAGAAUCAUCCUGUCAUGUGUUUGAAUGUUUAUUGUUUGUUUAAGGCCUGAAAUCUUUUAACUAAGCUCUCUUAUAAGGCCCUUAAUAUCUUUAGUUUAUAAAAAAAUAGAAUUUGUUCCACACUUCAGUUUGAUCGCAGUGCACAUCUAAUAUUAAUAACACUUAAAGCCGAAAACAUACAUACUCGUGUUCCCAUACUCUUUUUACAUAUAUUAGAGGCUCAACAGUCACUGAAUUAUAUCCAAAUUAGCAGGAAAUAGACCACAGAAAGGCAAAACAACCUGUUGUGAGCAUGUUUUUUUCACUAUGCUGAGCCCAGCUGACCGGGGCUGCACUACCCUGCUGCCCUGCUCCAAAUAUGCAUCCUGUAUGUAUGCGAUACCCAAUGAUGCUCUACGGAGAAAAUAUGGAACGCGCUUAAUAUGGAUCCUGUAUGUUUUCGGCUUUAUAAUAUUAGACUUUAUUUAUAUAGCACUUUUCAAAACAGGAUUACAAAGUGCUUUACAAAUUAAGAGACACAUAGGAGAGAAAUGAAAAGACGACAAAGACAAAAAUCAUAAAGUUUGAACAACACACUGGUGAUUUAACAUAAGAGAUAUAAAAACAGAUAAAUAGAGCAAAAAAAGGAUUUUACGCCAUAUUAAUAUUCCCACAGUGGUGGAAAAAUUUAAUCCUGCGUUUGUUUUGUUCUCUGUUACAAAUUCUGUUCUGAAUGUCGUUCAUUUUUGUUAUUUCCUGAAGUCAUAUGAAUAAACUUAAUAUGAACACUAACUUCAGCUACUUAAAGAAUGAAUGUACUUUUUGCUAUUUUUCAAUUUAUGUUAUUUGUACUCUUAGAAACAAAGUUUCACAAAUUCUCAGUCAGUCUACAUAUUUUUAUGUUUAGCACCCCUAAUUACUCAGUCCUCGAGGCCCUACUUCAGACAAGAAUAUCCAAAUUGUGUCUGUACUGACAUCCUGGUAAUUCUUUUGUCACUGUCACUCUCUUCUGGUUAUUUAUCUAGACUUGAUCUCUCAGCAACCCUCAGACAUGAGUUGAAGGUGGCAGUAGCUCAGGAGGUAAAGAGGUCACCCAAUAACUCUUAAGGUUUGUGGUUCAAUUCUCCACUAUCCAGAGUCUGUCCGUUGUGUCCUUGGUAAGACACCCACCUUGCUCCCAUUGUGUGUCCUCCACUGGUAUAUGAUUAUGGAUGUCAUGUGGUGGUGGUCGGGGAGGCCGUAGGCACAAACUGGCAGCCAUGUUUCCGUCAGUCUGCCCCAGGGCAGCUGUGACUACGAAGCUACUGUACCACCACCAGGGUGUGACUAUGUAAGUGAAAGAAUGAUGGAUCCAAUGUAAAGCAGUUUGAGGGUCUCUGAUAAAAAAAAAAAUCAGAUUCAUUUUUAUGUCUGUGUUUCAGUAUCUCUUAAAAAUUUCUGAACCUUUAUUUCAAACAGUUUGAGGAAUCUUGAGUCACUGCUAAUUUUCCCAAUGGGCCUAAUUUAGCCAGUAUUUUUGGGGCAGUCCACUCAAUUAGGUAAAGAAAAGAGAUCCAUUAUUUUCAGUUGAAUUUUUUGUAUUGAAAAAUGAGUCUCCCUGGGAUAAAUGCUUCGAUUCAACAGAAAAUUUAAUAAUAAAAAAUCCCCAUGUUUAGUCCAUCAAUCUGCAUUUUAAAGCAAUACCUCUGAGACAGAUCACAUUUACACUGGACCUGUUCCACCAAAUACAGUCCCCAAAGGUUUUGUUAAGAUGUGCUAGCUAAUCAACAGGCCUUUUUAUAGAUCUCAUAAACAACCUAAAUUGACUUCCCAUCUAUAACAUUUUUCACUGCAGACAGGAUGAGAUCUGUUAGAUGUGAUAAUUAGAUUGCUGAGUGAUGUUGAGUUUGGGAAGAAUGAACAGGGAGAGUGACCUGGGUCCAGCGCUCAGAGACUCCCUGUUUAUUGUAUUUGGGUCCCUAAAGAUACAUUUGGUGUAAACCCACUUUGAUAUGUGGAUGAAAUCUAUUUGGGGUGUGAAGCUAGAGGGAAAAUAGCUUGGACAGGGGCAUUUCAGUGACCUUUUGGAUGGUCAAAUUAACUCGAGUCAGAUUUUAUUAAUGUUUAGAGGUAUUUUAUUAGCUGAAGAAAUGUGGUGUACAAACUGUCUACUGUGUGUGUACACAGAUAAGAAAAGUUUUGAAAAAUUGAAGUAACUUAAGUGCAGAACAAACGUUUUAAUUCUGCUUUUUGUUGAGCAAAUUUAGUCAGAUGAUGAGUCAUCCACCUUAGCUUGCACAGCUUGAACAUUAGCUGCCAUACAAAACGCAGAUUAUUUAUAGGUUGUCUUAUUUUUUCUUCAUCUUGUGUGCCUCUGAAGUUUCUUCUGGAGGACCAACUGUGGAAAGCUCAGUGACUAAUGUUUGCUGCGUAGGUUGAAAAUGUGAAGUGCCUUAUAAUUUUUAAUGCUAUUUUUCAAGGUGUAAUUUUAGGCGGUUUGGGUAACAUUUGUCUCUUGUUUGACUUGAUUUCAACUUCAACCUCACUCUCCUCACACUUAGGGCUGCCUUGUGUAUGAACCUUUGACCCUUGUGCACAAUAAAUUUUAACUUUUCUGUUAAUUUUCCCUGAAAUUACUCUGUUUCAGCUUUACAGCUGUGCACAUUACAUUUAUGUCCCUGUUUGCCAGGAUUUAAGGAUAAUGAAUGGCCGUCCGUUCACAUGGAGCCAUAGAUCAAAGGCCAAUUAAAAUCAGGAUAAGUCUGAAAGCAUUAGCAAGCUGAUCAUGUGGGUGAGAAAAUCUCCAUCAAUUAGGCUAAUGGACGUUCUUCUUGAUGGUUUCAGAUAUAUGAUAUGAGCUUCAGACGUUGGUAGAGAGAACGCUUCCUCCCCCUAGAGCUAUAGAUAGCUAUGUAAUGGCACAGCACAAGAAAAUGACAUACAUAGAAGCAGUGGGAGUUCUUUUUUUAUUUAAAACAUCCUUCCCUGUUAACAAUAAUAAUCUGUUGAGUGCAGAUGACACAUCAAAUCCUUAUGUGCUGAAAUAUAAAAUUAAAAGCUUACAUUUUGCCAGAAGUGCUUUGAUAAAUUUCAAGUAACAAAAAAGCAGAGCUGAGCUAUGAUUGAAGGACAGCAGAGAUGUAAGGUUGCUUUUUCUCUGUUUCAUUUUUUUAACUGAUGUAAACAUCAACAAUGCAGCUUUAUCUAGCUCAGUGUGUUUCUUUGAUUAUUUGGAGAAUGAGUUGAAUAAUGUUUAGUUUAGUAAUAUUAAAUAUCAUUGAAUUAAUCAAAAGUCGCAGGUGUACUGAUAGCUCCUCCAAGAUUAAUAUGAGUGGCAAUAGUGGUCCCCUGAAUGAAACAACAAGUUAAUAUUGAGUUCCAACUUAUCCUCUCCCGACAUCUACUGAAUGUAUGGAAUAUUCAAAAAGCAUUUAUGGUGUCCACAGGAUCAAUCAUAGUAACUUUGGAGGACCCCCAGCUUUUUCUGUAGCAUAUGAUUACUGAGUUUUGAGUUACUUUUUUUUUCAUUCAUCUAGAUCAGUGUUGUCCAAUUUCGAAUAUCUUGAUAUUGUUUGAUAACACAUAUCCAAAAGGAUACAAUCUUGUUCUUAAUCAGGGGCAAAUUUACCAAGUGUUUUGGAAAAAAAUACCACAAAUCUAUAGUUUUAUUUUCAACAAAAAUCUGCCGUAAAAAAAAAAAAAAAACUGAAACAAAGGAGUGUUUACGCUUUGUUCCUUUUGUCAGUGGAAGCGGCAAAGUGCUGAAUGUGUCCCUGCUUUUCUGCACCAUAGCUGAGACAAAGUAAACUGUUCUCAUUUUUAUCUAUUUUUUCAUUUUAAUUUUUCUUUAAUUUCCUUGAGGGAACUCCCAAGAACAUAGAUAAAGUUGUAUCUGAUCUAAUCUAAUCUAAUCUAAUCUAAAUAAAACUCGAGGAAACUUUAACUUUUUGGUCACUAUCAUGGUCAUCUUCUGUCGUCAUGCUAGUAUCAAUAUUGUUUGGUCUUCACUGUGAAAAACCUCACGGUGAAGUGUAUGUAUUGUUGCUUCUUUGGUGAACCUCAAGGCUCUUAACUAGAACUUCCUCUCUUUUUUGUGUAUGUCCAUGUUUUAAUAGAUGGGUUUCUUGUGUACAAACAAUACUAGGUGCACGUGCAACCAGGGGGCAAAAGCCUGCUUGGGGGUGAACUGAUAUCAAUGAAGAUGCUGUAUUGUUUGCAAGUUCCCCCCUGACACAGUUGCAAUAAAAUGUCAUUUCAUUGAAAAAUCCCUUUGUUUUCAUUACAUCACAAAUUCAAAAAAAAAAAAAAAAAGAAAACACACUUACUGAAAUGUCCAUGAAUUUCACUCAAUUUACCAGGUUGUGACGUUUUUUUUAGAUGUUUCUAACAUCAGGAGCAGAGUCGUAAUGUUUGCAGAUUGUCUGUUUUGCCGAUUUGUGCAGUUUACAGCACAACAGCUCCUUGUCAUUUUCUUUCUCUGUUGACUCCGCUAGGAAACAAAUAAGAACUGUCCGCUUUCUGCCCCCUGGCUGCACGUGCAUACCUGUGAUGACGUUGCACAGAAACCCAUUUAUUGGAUUAAAAAAGAAGCAAUUUGAAUCUAAUUCUUAAGUUCUUUAGUUGUUCAAGUCUGUUGAGAAUGCCUAUACUCCGCCUUUUAUUAACCCCAGAGAUGUUGACACAAAUAAAUGUAAUAAAUUUGGUGAGAUUUUUUCAGAAACACUUCUUAUGCUCAUCUCCCAUAUUAUCUGCUCUGUAAAUCUAGCCAUGAAUGCUUUUCAAAUUGAUGUGGUUUUCUGCACUCUUACAGAAGGUAAUUCACUAUUUUUGUGUUGCCGCAGGUGCAGACUCUCACAGUGAUGUGAGCUCAGUAAGUGGAGGUGUUCCCUGGGACAGCAGAGAAACAUCCCUGGCUGCCUCCACAGCUGCCUCCUUGGCCUCAUCCCUGCCUUUGAGGGACGUAGUGGACAUCAACGAAGACAUUAAGUUCAGAGACCAGAGUGACAGAGGCUCAAACGAGUCUAUGGGCAGUGGCUCGUCUUUUGAAGAGCUUGACAUGGAUCAAGAAGAGCAGGAGGUGAAGGAAGAGAAGGAAGAGAAGGAACACAAAGAAGAAGAGGUGGUAGCGGAGGAGGAGAAGGUCCCUGAGAGUGAGGAGGGGGAUGGAGAAGAAGUUGAACUAAUGGCAGAGAAGAAGGAGCCCUUGGGGGAUGGCGAGGAGUAGGGGGAUGCUGAGGAGAUAAGGGAUGCAGCCACACUGGCAUGCUAGAGAGUUUCUCAGUUGUUGCUGGUUAUCUGUCGUGUAAUCUGGUUGGUGGAGCUAAUUCUGUUUAUGCCAUGACCAACAUGCCAUAUUUCUGCGCCUUGUCAUUCUGCUUAUUAAAUCCUGUAAUUUUAUUGUACUGUUGAAUCCUUCUUAUAAAAUAAUCCCUGAGCCUAUAUCAAAACCGUCAAGAUUGAGCAACAACAUCUUAUAUAUAUACGUAUAUUUUUUACUACAAUUUGACAUGAAUCCCAUUCGUUUCUGUCCAGAUUAGAUGUGACAGCUAACAGAAUCAUCACACAGCAUGUUUUGUCCCUGUUUGUCUCUUGAUACAUGAUCCUGAGGUCAUAUGUCAAGAGAGCUUAUGUUGUGUGUUUGUGAAAGCUGUCGGAGUUUUGUCACUGAUGGAACAGAAGUGUGCAGGACCUAAUCUUAUAGAGACAUCCACGUAGUUGUUAUUUUUUUAAAUCCUACAAAUGGAAAUUAAAUCCAAAUCAAUAUAGUGGACUUUCAGUAGAUGACACGAGUGACCAGGAUUAGGUUUUAAAAUAUCAUUUAAGAUGUAAACUUUUUACUUUGGACAACGUAAAGAUCUUUAUUAUAAUCACUCUGCGCUUAAUCAGUUGCUUCACAUUUUUACCAUAACGCCCCCUCCCAUAACUUUCUGUUAAACCCCUCCUCCUCCGCUCUGUUUGAUGCCAAAACUUUCUCACUUUGAGAGACUAGUUCUGAUCCGUGUGUAGGUGGAAAUCUGGUAAAAUGAUGUACAGUACAUUGCCAUGGUUGUGUAUUAUGUCUGUAAUAAAAUGUUUGAAUGAAAAG